Molecule: messenger RNA, 93403 nt
Organism: Sinocyclocheilus grahami
Lineage: Eukaryota; Metazoa; Chordata; Actinopteri; Cypriniformes; Cyprinidae
Gene: ttn.2
Product: titin, tandem duplicate 2
Exons: 245
Coding region: 172-92367 (30731 amino acids)
Biological process (GO): protein phosphorylation
Molecular function (GO): ATP binding; protein kinase activity; protein binding
Source: RefSeq, a predicted model, not a curated record
GGCUGUGUCACUUUAAAAACCCAAGAGGACUUCCCUCUGUUUGGGUUUAGCCACCUGUCGGGACAGUUGUGGACUUUUGAAAAGGGGAGAUUUGGAUUACAGCAAGAACCUGUGUGUACUAAGCUUUGUUCUGACCUUUCUGGUUCUUGGACGUGUGGACUUGACGGGAGAAUGUCCAGUGAAGGUGAUGCUGGAGGUCAGCCUUCCACAACAACAAUCAGCACAGUAGCUGUACAGGCUGGAGACUCGCAGAUUGUUGUAGCAGUGCUGAAGUGUGGCGAGCUGGUGCAUCUACAACUGACUGAAGCACAACCCAACCUGCUGGAGAUUGGAAACAACCAGGAUGAGACCAAAAAGCUUCUAGAGGAACAUGAGCAGCUCCUUGCCAAACUUAAGAAAAAUGAAGGAGGUGUGUGGGCUUUGCUGGAGGAGGCUGAUAAAACAGCAGCUCAGAAGGAAGGAGAGGAGCUGGUUUACAAGGCCAUGGCGGUCUCUCUCAGCGAGGCUUGGAAAACACUGGUGGCCCACCUGGAAAAGAGGAGAUCACUCCUGAUCUUGGCAUGCCAUUUCUUUGAGUGUGCUCUGGAGUUUGCCAUUAGGAUAGAUGAAGCUGAAGACUUUCAGAGUGUUGGCCAGAAAUUAAUCACUGCAGACAACACGGAUGAACUGCUUCAAAGACACAGCACUAUUAGAAGAGAGAUGUUGGAGAAGUCAAUGCUGGUGUUGAAUAAGAGUCGCGAGUUGCUGGAAUUUUUGAAGGACUUCCAGUCCCUGCAAGCCCUGCAGUAUGGCAGAGCUUCUCACGGGGCCUGGAGCAGCUUUGGAAAGGUGGAAGGUUUAAUGGAGAUUCUGCAGGACAGACGCCGGCAAGUGGACCUUUGCAUGAGACAACAACAGCAUGAGCUGGAAAUGAUCUACCGGAUUCGACAAUGGGAGAGACAGGAACAGGAGGUAACACAGUGGUUUAAGGAAAAGGCUACUUUGUUUCUGGAAAACAGUCAGCUGGGUUCAUCUCUGUCGGAAAAUGAGGACUUGUUACGUGAAUACAAAGAGUUUGAACAGAAAGCCAAGGAGUGGGGUGUGCUGGUCGAGAGGUUGUUACAGCAGGCGUCAGAUCUGCUUUCCUCAAAUGAGUCCACACAACUUCAGCACUUGUCAGAGAAGAGUGAAAAGCUCAAAGCUACGCACGAGCAGUUCUGGAGCCUCAUGAUGAAUCGUCUGGCUCAUCUGAAGGAGAGCAAUGCCUUUUACAGCAGUGCUAAUAAAGCAUUUGAGAUGCUGGGCACCAUAGAGAUUGCUAUAAAGGAACUGAAGAAUCAACCUCUGCCAUUACCUGCACUGGCUAGGAAACAUGAAGAGUUUUCACGGCAUAUAAAAGACACAUCCGCUGAGCCUCUUCAGAGAGGUCAGCUGUUAAUUCAAAAGCUCGACCCACAAAGGGCCCAAGGUGGAGGGCUGCAAAGGAUGCUGGGAUACAUCAAAGAGAGAAUAGAGGUUCUGAGCCAUGAGUGUCACGCCCACAGAGAGUUAACAGGCAAAAGGCAGCAGCUGGUGGCUUCAUUUGAAGAACUAGUGGAAAAGGUAUCUGCUUGGAUUAAAAGCAGCAACAGUGUCCUCUCUUCUAGUACAGAGCCUGGUUCAUCUCUAACUGAGGCUGAGGGCACCCUUAACAAGCAUGUUGAGCUACUCUCACAGUCUCAGGAUGCUGUGAGAGAAUCAGAGGAUAUAGCUGGUUUUGUAAAGGAACUAAAGGGGCUGGAAUCCUCAGAUACAGUCGAGUUGUCUAACAAAGCUUCACUUCUUGCAGAGGAGAUGAAAACACUUGUUAGAAACAUUUCAUCACAUGUGGAAAGUCUCAGACCCUAUGUGGACUUUCUGCGCUGUGCAGAUGAGGUUGAGGAGCAAAUAAGGACACUUCAGGAAUGCUACAAGAACAGGCCAGAGGAAGAGGAGGAAAAUGAAGGAGCAGGUGCAUCCAUGAAGGAUAUGUUAGAUGCUAAGUGGCAGUCAUUGCUGCAGAAGUUUUUCACCAUGCAGGACCUGGGCAACAAUUUUAUUAACUCCUCUAACAUGAUCAGUGGCAACCUGAAUCUAAACGUUAAAGCAGCAGAGCAUGUUGUAGAAAAAUAUAUGGAGACACUGACCAAGAAUAAAUCUGAACUAGCAGACUUGUGGACAUCCUGGCAAUUGCAUUAUAGUCAGAUCAAAUCUGUAAAGAAGCAAUGGAAAAAAAUUAAGGAUCAACUAAAAAAGGUUCUUCAUGAUUUAAGGGCAAUGGAGGAGAUUUUUGCUCCAGCAUCAAAGGUUGAUUUGGGGGGUGAUUCUCAGGCUGUGUCUAAACUACAGGAGAACUUCAAAACUGUAAAGCCAGAAUUCCUGCAACUGAAUGCAGAAGUGGAAUUCCUGGUUAAGACAUCUGAGCUGCUCAGCUUGAAGGGAAUACCGGUAAAAGAGAAGAACGAGAGAGUUUCUGAGCUCCUGCAGCUACAUCAGCGUGCCAGAGAUAAAAUCAGGGAGUAUGAAACCGUUCUCAGUAUGGCCGGUAAAUUUCAUCAGCUUUAUCAAGAGCUGGAUACUGUAUUACAUGCAGAACCAGUGACUGUGUUCAGUGACACCAGCCAGGCCAGGACUCAGUUGACCCAACACCAAGAGAGGCAGAGGCACAUUCGCCAUCUAUACAAGCUCGCUCUCUCGCUGGGUGCAGAUCUCACCAGCACUGUGCAGCAGUCGCGUCUGCUGGUGUUGUCAGUGCAGCAGUUACAGGAGAAACUGGAUAAAUUGGAGAGAGGAAGCGUUGAAUGGAUUACUGAGGCCAUCAAGUGUGAAGAGAGUUUGAUGAGCAACGUCCACUUCUGCCUCUAUAAGGAAGAGAUCGGUGAGCUGAGAGAGUCCUUUAAAGAUCUCAAAAAGAAAUUCAACAAUUUGAAAUUCAACUACAUGAAGAAAAAUGAGAAGUCGAGAAACUUAAAGGCAGUGAAAAAUCAGAUCCAGCAAAUUGAGAUUUACAUUGAAAAACUACAGGUUUUGAAGAAGAAGCUGCAAGCCUUCACUCUGAAAGUAUCCAGCAGCAGUGAGAGGCAUUUAAUUGGCAACAGCCUCAGAGAGAUUGAGGAUGCCUUAAAUGAGCUGCAGAGACAGGUGGGCGAUUUUGACAGGGCGGUGGAGGAGUACAAACAGAACCUGGACAUGAAUGUCAAGCUCCAGCAAGCCUUAGAGGAGUAUCAGUUCUGGUGCGACGAAGCAAGCUCCACAAUUGUACGUGUGGGUAAAUAUUCAUCUCAGUGUAAGACUAAGGAAGCAGUCAGCUCUCUCUACAAACAGUUUGAAAAAUUUGUGUGGCCCACAAUCCCACAGCAAGAGGAGAGAAUUAGCCAGAUCACAGAGCUGGCAGUAAGGCUACAUGGUGCUGAAGAAGGAAAGAAAUAUAUGGAGAAAACAAUCAACAAACACCAUGAAAUUGUGGAAUCAAUAAAAGAACUGUCAAAUGGACUGCUGGACCUUGAGGCCAAACUUCAGUUGGAGACCUUGAAACAGCCUCUAUCACCUGAAGACAACAACAAACGGGACACCAUUGAUACGCCUGAACCAAAGGAAAGUGGACAUACCCCUGAGAUGACAGGCCCACACUGUACUAAAGAGAUGCCUGUCGGCAAGAAUCCAGAAAACAAGAAACCUCAGCUUCGCAAGACACAAUGCCAAGAUCUCCCAGACAAACAUCAUCCAGAGCAUCAAAAAGUGCUGUCAGAGACCAGGUUGUACACACAGGAGGCCUUUUCCAAGACCAGCGAAGCGGAGACCAUCACGAGCAAAUCUACUAUAGAGAGGAGAGAAGAGAUGCACACCUCUUUCUCUCACUCCCACACCAUUAAUGUAAGCCAUUCCCCAGCAGAGUGGGAUAAGAGGAGUCACAUUCUGCAGCAAACCAAGAAAGACUCACAAGAAACCCCACCUCCGCGGGAUCCAGGCGUAUCACGCCCCAGCAUCAUAGACAUCCAAAGGGAGCUGCAGUGUGCUGUUCAGAAGACCAACUCUGAGGACAAGAAUCAGGCUUGUAGUAGAAAUCAUCCUUUUCACUCAUAUUCCAAGAAUUCUGCUCAUCAUUCUUUAGAGGAGGAAUAUUUACCACAUGCGACACCAGAGCCAUCAGCUCCUGUACCUGAAGAUGACUUCCAGCCUGACCAUCUCACUGAGGAAUCGCUCUCCAAUGAUGAGUACGAAUGCACCUCCCCAGAUGACAUCUCCCUACCUCCUUUAUCCGAGACUCCAGAAUCCAACAUUAUUCAGUCAGAAAAUGACCUUGAUGACGGCUAUUGCGUGAGCUCUCACAGCCCUCGCAUUAACCAGUACAGCCACCAGUCUCACUCCCAGCACGGCGACACACUACACCAGAGGCAGCGGGAGUGGAUGUCGAGUCAGGCCGAGAGCUAUCCAUCUCCCACCACUGGCUUGGGGGCCAGGUUCAGAGCAGAGUCGUCCUCUUUUGUUCAAAGCCCCCUCACAGUACCUGCCCCUAGCCUUGUAUCAAACACCAUAUCCAGCAUCUUAAAAAGCAAAUCUGGCAACCCACCACCAAGCAGCAUCACUGAAACACUUCACUCAGUGCAUGAGAGUCGUACCGAGAUGCAAAAGUGUGUGCAUGAUUCAAGUACGAGUCUAGGUCGGCCCAAUAACACGCAUGCUACCCCUACUCAAUUAACCACAGAACAGGACUCGGAUCUCUGCAAGCCCACAGCCAUCCGAGAAGAGAUCAGGUGGGCAUCUUCCAAAAAGGUUAUGGGAAAAUUGGCAGGCGGCACAGGCCCUAACUUCUCCAAACCCUUGUCUAAUGCCACAGUAAUGGAGGGCUCUCCGGUGACCCUGGAGGUGGAAGUCACUGGAUUCCCUGAGCCUACGUUAACCUGGUUCAAGAAUGGACACAAACUGGCCAAUGAUGAGCACAUAGAACUAUCCCAUAAAGAAGGCAAACAUGCAUUGUUCAUUCACAGCUCUGCAGUGAGAGACUCUGGGCAGUAUGUGGUCACUGCCUCAAACUCAGCUGGCACUGUCACGUCCAGCUCCAUGCUGCAGGUCAAAGCUGAAACUGCACCACCAAACUUCAUUCAGAGACUACAGAGUAUGACUGUGAGACAAGGGAGCCAAGUGAGACUAGAUGUUCGAGUGACAGGAAUCCCUGCACCUGUGGUGAAGUUCUACAGAGAGGGAGCUGAGAUUCAGAGCUCUGCUGACUUUCAGAUUGUUCAAGACGGAGACCUUUACAGUUUGUUGAUUGCCGAGGCCUUCCCAGAAGAUUCUGGAACUUAUUCCGUCAGUGCUUCUAACAGCAGUGGACGUGCAACUUCAACUGCUGAGUUGCUCGUUCAGGGCGAAGAAGAAGCUGUACCUGCAAAGAAGCCAAAAACUAUUAUUUCAGCUUCUCAGAUUUCACAGACCCGACAGACUAGAGUGGAGAAGAGGAUGGAAGCUCAUUAUGAGGCCACAGCCAUGAUGCACAUGCAAGUAGAGGGUGGGGUUGUGACCAAACAGCUGGCACAUAAGACUCCACCUCGUGUGCCGCCUAAACCAACCUCCAAAUCCCCCCCUUCACAAGUGACUAAAGUGUCAGCUGCUCGCCAGCAGUCUCCCUCUCCUGUGAGGCAUGUUAAGGGCCCGACACCCACUCCUGUCAGUGAUUGCUCUUGCCAGGGUGAUGGGAAAAAAGCAGAAGCCGUGGCCACUGUGCUUGCUGCUGUUGAUCAUGCACGUAUACGAAAGCCCACGCAUGCUGAAGGGGCUCAGUUGGAAGAAGAGGCUGACAUAAGACAUCAGGAAAUGCUAGCAACUAAGCAACAGGUCACAAGUAAAAAGGAGCUGUUGCUAAUUCCCACUGAAAUGCCAACGUCUACUACCGAGAAGAGUGUACAUGUCACCCAGAUUCAAAGAACUACUGAGGUUAGCUCCAAGGUGGAGACUGACCUUGCACCAUCCCCAGUUCCACAUUUCACAGUAUCAAAAGUUACUGUACCAAAACCAGAUCAUAGGUAUGAGGUUUCAAUAGCAGGUUCUGCUAUUGCCACACUACAAAAAGGGUUAUCCUCAACAACUGCAGCUCAAAAGAUCAUCAAGCCUGUCAAGCCUCCAACACAUAAGAUUGUGGAGACUCGUGUGACCCCAGAGCCGACUCCUCCUCCUUUUAGAGACACUGCAGAGAGAUAUCAGGCUCAUUUUGAAACAGAGUUACACAGAAAGAUAGGCGUUUCAUUUGCUGGGGAAGAAUGGGACACAAAGGUUGUUGAGACUGCAGCGAUCCCCUCAGCUAUCAAAGAGCCUGUAGUGCCCCCUACGUUGAUGGCAGGUUUGAAGAAUGUGAAUGUCACAGAGGGAGAGUCUAUCACUCUGGAGUGCCAGAUUUCAGGCCACCCUACCCCAGCCAUCAUGUGGUUCAGAGAGGAUUACAGAAUUGAGCACUCCAUUGACUUCCAGAUCACUUAUGAAAACAGCUAUGCCCGCUUGGUGAUCCGUGAGGCCUUUGCUGAAGACAGUGGCCGCUUCACUUGCACUGCUACCAGUGAGGCUGGAACUAUCAGCACCUCAUGCUACCUGCUUGUCAAAGUGUCUGAGGAGAUUGAGAGCAGAGAGGACAUUACUGUCCAGGAGAAACAGACUUUCAUUGAAGCCAAAGAGGAGACCAUUUCUGAAAUAAGUGCGGUCUCUGUGGAAACUGGAGCACCUGCUGCUCCUUUCUUUGUGAAGAAGCCAGUGGUUCAGAAGCUGGUCGAGGGGGGCAGUGUUGUCUUUGAGUGCCAGAUCGGAGGAAGCCCUAAGCCACAUAUUUACUGGAAGAAGAGUGGAGUUCCACUCACUACUGGAUACAGAUAUAGAGUUAGCUAUAACAAGGAUACAGGGGCAUGUAAGUUGGAAAUUUCUAUGACAUUUGCUGAUGAUGCUGGAGAGUACACCAUCUUUGCCAAGAACCAACAUGGAGAGGUGUCUGCUUCCACGAGCCUUCUUGAAGAAGAGGAGUUUGAAGUCUAUAUGAAGAAACUGGAUGUGACAUAUGUAACGGAAGUGACAACAGUGGUGCAGGAGCCCAAAGUGGCAGAUGUGCCCCCUGUACUUGUAAGCGAAUAUGAAAAAGAGAUGAUGCAGAGGAGGAUGGCUCAGCAAACACAGAUGAUGCAGUCCUUCAUCUCAGAGACGGAAUUUCAAAUAUCUGCAAUUGAACGAAAAAUAAUCCAAGAGAUUGAAAUCCGCAUCCUUAAAAUAACUUACCGAGAACUGGUGAUUGAGGAUAGUGAGGAGAUGGUCAUGAAUGUUGCUGAGCAUGAGGCUGUCGGAUCCUCAUUUAGCACUCCAGUCAAAAGCUACAGAAUUCUGGAAGGCAUGGGUGUUACUUUCCAUUGCAAGAUGGAAGGAACACCAUCACCAAAGAUUGCCUGGUAUAAAGACGGUAAGCGCAUUAAGCAUGGAGGCCGCUAUCAGAUGGAGGUUCUACAAGAUGGUAGAGCUAGUCUGCGUCUACCUGUGGUGUUGCCAGAAGAUGAGGGCAUCUAUACUGCAUUUGCUAGCAAUAUGAAGGGUAAUGCUGUCAGUUCUGGAAAGCUCUAUGUGGAGUCCACAGCAGCUGCUCAGCCUUACUACCCACAGGCCGAAGCUGUGAGGAGAGUCCAGUCUACAUCUCCAAUGUCUGCUCGCUCAACUAGUUACUCCCCUGGCCGUUCACCUGCUCGCUCUGUUAGCCGUUCUCCUGCUCGUAGACUUGAUGACACUGAUGAGAGUCAACUGGAGAGGCUAUAUAAGCCUGUCUUUGUACAGAAGCCAUCAUCCUUCAGGUGUUCUGAAGGACAGACUGCAAGGUUUGACUUAAAAGUAGUUGGAAGACCUAUGCCCGACACUUACUGGUUCCACAAUGGACAACAAGUGGUCAAUGACUACACCCACAAGAUUGUGGUAAAGGAGGAUGGUACUCAGUCAAUGAUUGUGGUUCCUGCCAUGCCUCAGGACUCCGGAGAGUGGACAGUUGUUGCUCAGAACAGAGCUGGAAAGACUACAGCAUCUAUGACUCUCACCGUAGAAGCAAAGGAAAAUUUGGUCCGACCCCAGUUCAUUGAAAAGCUAAAGAAUAUCAGUGUUAAGGAAGGAAGUUUGGUUGAGUUGGCAGUAAAAGCCAUUGGAAACCCCCUCCCUGACAUUGUCUGGCUGAAAAACAGUGACAUCAUCUCUCCUCAUAAAUACCCUCACAUCAAAAUUGAGGGUACCAAAGGACAGGCACAUUUCCAGAUUCCUCAGACUGCUGGCUCUGACAGUGCGUGGUACACAGCCACAGCCAUUAACAAAGCUGGCAGAGAUACCACUCGCUGCAGAGUCAAUGUAGAGGUUGAGUUCACCGAACCUGAACCAGAAAGAAGACUCAUCAUUCCCAAAGGAACAUAUAAGGCAAAGGACGUUGCUCCACCAGAAAUUGAACCACUGCAUCUUCGCUAUGGUCAGGAACAGUGGGAAGAGGGUGACCUCUAUGACAAGGAAAAGCAACAGAAGCCACACUUUAAAAAGAAGCUUACAUCAGUCAGGCUGAAGCGAUUUGGACCUGUGCACUUUGAGUGCAGACUGACCCCUAUUGGUGACCCAACUAUGGUUGUUGAGUGGCUGCAUGAUGGCAAGCCACUGGAAGCUGCUAACAGACUGCGUAUGAUCAAUGAGUUUGGCUAUUGCAGUCUUGAUUAUGAAGUUGCUUAUUCCAGAGAUAGUGGCAUCAUUACUUGCAGAGCUACUAACAAAUUUGGUGCUGACCAGACCUCGGCUACACUAAUUGUGAAGGACGAAAAGGGUCUAGUGGAGGAAAGUCAGUUGCCAGAAGGUAAAAUGCACAGAAUGGAUGAAAUAGAGCGAAUUGCCCAUGAGGGCGCACCCUCAGGAGUAACUGGAGAUGACAUGUCAGAGAAGACCAAGCCAGAGAUUGUCUUGCUCCCAGAACCCAUAAAAGUAUUCGAGAGUGAAACAGCCAAAUAUCGUUGUAGAGUGACUGGUUACCCCACUCCCAAAGUCAACUGGUACCUAAAUGGACAGCUCAUUCGAAAGAGCAAACGAUUCAGACUACACUAUGAUGGCAUUCACUAUAUGGAAAUCACUGACUGUAAGUCGUAUGAUUCUGGAGAAGUCAAAGUAUUGGCUGAGAACCCAGAGGGUACAGCUGAGCACACUGUCAAGCUUGAAAUCCAACAGAAGGAAGACUUCCGGUCAAUUUUGCGCCGUGCUCCUGAGAAGGCUCCAGAGGCAUCUGGCCCCGAACCUGGCAGAGUAUCUUUCGAUGUUGUGAAGGUAGAUAAACCUACAGAGGCUUCACAAGCAAAAGAAGUUGUCAGACUGAGGAAGGCUGAGAGAGUUGUUCAUGAAAAAUCCACAGAAGAGACAGAAGAGCUGCGAAGCAAAUUUAAACGCAGGACUGAAGAGGGCUAUUAUGAAGCCAUAUCCUCAGUUGAGAUGAAGUCUCGCAGAAAGGAUGAAUCUUAUGAAGGAAUGCUAAAGAAGAGAAAAGAAGAACUUAUGCACUGGACCAAAGAGUUGACUGAGUCAGAAAAGAAGAAAGAGGAGGAGGAAGGCAAACUUAAAAUUCCUACAAUCAGACCUGAGAAAAUUACACUCUCUCCCAGCAUGGAGGCUCCAAAGAUCUUGGAAAGAAUUCAGAGCCAGACAGUGUCUCUGUCUGAUGAAGUUCGCUUCCGUUGUAGGGUUGUUGGUAAACCAGAUCCAGAGUGCCAGUGGUUCAAAAAUGGCAUUUUACUUGAGAAGUCAGAUCGUAUUUAUUGGUAUUGGCCCGAGGACCAUGUCUGUGAAUUAGUAAUCAGAGAUGUCUCAGCUGAAGACUCUGCUAGUAUCAUGGUCAAAGCCAUUAACAUUGCUGGUGAGGCCUCAAGCCAUGCUUUCUUGUUGGUGCAAGCCAAGCAGCUUAUAUCUUUUACCCAGACACUGGAGGAUGCCUAUGCUAAAGAGAAAGACACAAUGGUAACCUUUGAAUGUGAGACAAACGAGCCAUUUGUCAAAGUCAAAUGGAUGAAGAACAAUGCCGAAAUUUUCUCCGGAGACAAAUACAGGAUGCACUCUGACAGAAAGGUGCACUUCCUAUCUGUGCUGAUAAUCGACAUGCAAGAUGAUGCAGAGUACACUUGUGCUUUAGUUGAUGAUGACCACAUAAGAACUUCUGCCAAACUUCAUGUUGAAGGUGCACCAUUGGAAAUUAUAAAAAAUCUGGAUAGCGUUGAAGUGCCUGAGACAUACUCUGGAGAGUUUGAAUGUGAGCUGUCUCGUGAAGAUGCCGAAGGCACCUGGUACUUUGAGAAUAAAGAAGUUACGCCAAGCCUUAAAUAUGUUGUAUCCUCUCGUCGUGGCCGACACUCCCUGUCUGUAAAAGACGUUAGGAAGGAGGACCAAGGCAAAUACACUUUUAAAGUGGGUGAUCUGAAGACAAGUGCCACACUGAAGAUGAAAUUGCGUCCUGUAACUCUGAUGCAAGGCCUCUCUGAUCUGACAAUUUGUGAGGGUGAUAUUGCCCAGCUGGAGGUGCGAUUCUCUCAGGAAAAUGUGGAGGGAACAUGGAUGAAAAAUGGUCAGCCCAUCUCUGCCACAGACAGAAUUCACAUUGUCAUUGACAAACUUGUCCACAAACUUCUGGUCGAAAAUGUCAACAGGGAUGAUGCAGGAAUCUACUCAUUUGUUGUUCCUAUUCAAAACAUUUCUACAACCGGAAAACUUACUGUCCAAACAAUUGAAAUCAUAUCACCUCUAAAGGAUGUCCAUUCUAUAGAGGGUACGAAGGCAGUACUAGAAGCUAAAAUCUCUGCCUCUGAUGUUGCUUCUGUGAAAUGGUACCAAAAUGACAAGCUCCUUGUGGCUAGUGAGAGAAUCCAGAUGGUUGCCAAAGGAACCAAGCAGAGACUAGUUUUGAAUAGGUCCUUUGCUUCUGAUGAAGGACACUAUAAGAUGGUUGUCGGCAGAGUGGAAACAGCUUGUAAACUUACUAUUGAGAAGGUCAGCAUCAUCAAGCACAUGCAGGACUGUGUGUGCACUGAAACUCAGAAUGUCACCUUUGAAGUAGAAUUAUCCCACACUGGUAUAGAUGCCUAUUGGACCUUCAAGAAUCAGCCUCUCAAGGCUGGACCCAAAUACAAAAUUGAGUCCAAAGGGAAGCACUAUAGCCUGACCAUCAUCAACGCUAUGAAGGAUGAAGAGGGCCAGUAUACAUUUGCAGCAGGCGAAAAGACAUCCAGUGCAAAACUAACUGUAUCAGGUGGCGCUAUAAACAGACCACUCCAUGAUGUGACUGUAGCAGAAUCCCAAACUGCUGUUCUGGAGUGUGAGGUUGCCAACCCCACCUCUGAAGGAAAGUGGCUUAAGGAUGGCCACUCUGUUAACUUUAGUGACAAUGUCAGAAGUGAGGAUAUAGGUACAGUCCGCCGACUUUUCUUUGUUAUCACAAGACCACAAGAUGUUGGGGAGUACACCUACCAAGUGGCAAACUCCAAGACAUCUGCCAACUUAAGGGUUGAAGCUGUGAAGAUCAAGAAAACAUUGAAGAACCAAACAGUCACCGAAACCCAAGAGGCAGUGUUUAGUCUUGAACUGACUCAUUUAGAUGUGAAAGGAUCCCAGUGGAUCAAGAAUGGAAUAGAAAUUAUCCCUAGUGACAAAUAUGAGAUAACAGUAGAUGGAUUGGUUCACAGCUUAAAGAUCAAGAACUGCAACUCCCAAGAUGAAUCAGUCUAUGGAUUUAAACUGGGAAAACUCUCUGCUAAUGCCAGACUCAAUGUUGAAACUGUUAAGAUUGUGAAAAAGCCGAAAGAUGUGACUUCCCUGGUCAAUGGAACUGCCUCUUUUGAGCUGAGUUUAUCCCAUGAUAACAUACCUGUUCAAUGGAUGUUCAAAAACCAAGAGCUGAAACCUAGUGCCAAUGUUCAAGUAAUGUCUGAAAGAAAAGCACAUAAGCUGGUCAUUCAAAAUGUUGAUGAAAGCAGUGAUGGAGAGUACACAGCUGUAGUUGGACAUUUACAAUGCAGCGCAUAUUUACAUGUUGAAUCUUUGAGAGUCACAAAGCCCCUGAAGAACAUUGAGGUUCCAGAGACCCAUGUGGCCACGUUUGAAUGUGAAGUUUCACAUUUCAAUGUUCCAUCCACCUGGCUGAAAAAUGGAGUUGAGAUUGAGAUGAGUGAGAAGUUCAGGAUUGUGGUGCAAGGCAAACUGCAUCAGCUGAAGAUCAUGAAUACCAGCAGAGAUGAUUCUGCAGAAUACACUUUUGUAUGUGGAAAUGACAAAGUCUCUGCCACCCUGACAGUUAACCCUGUCCUCAUCACAUCUAUGCUCAAAGACCUGAAUGCACAAGAGAAGGACACCAUCACAUUUGAGGUGACCGUCAACUAUGAAGGUAUCACCUACAAAUGGCUGAAGAAUGGUGUAGAAAUCCGAUCCAGUGAUAGAUGCCAAACUCGCACCAAACAGUUCACUCACUCGCUCACUAUCCGAAAUGUCCACUUUGGGGAUGUUGGAGAGUACAAAUUUGUGACUGGAUCUGCUGAAACCGCAGCAAAGCUGUUUGUUGAAGCUCGUGUCAUCGAGUUCACCAAGCACAUCAAGGACAUUAAAGUUACUGAGAAAAAGAAGGCCACUUUUGAAUGCGAACUCUCUGAGCCCAAUGUCCAAGUAACAUGGAUGAAAGAUGGUCAGGAACUUGAAAUAUCCGAAAGGUACAAAGUGUCCACAGAGCGACACAUGCAUCGUUUUAUGAUCCAAACUGUGCGCAUGUCUGAUGCUGGUGAAUAUUCUGUGGUUGCUGGAUCUAGUGUAUCGAAAGCUACCCUCACAGUUGAGGGCAAGGAUGUGCGUAUCAGUGAACUUGCCGAGAAAGAAAUCACCGUACUUGAGAAACAACGAGCUACAUUUGAAUUUGAAGUCAACGAGGAUGACAUUGAGGGUCGCUGGCUAAGAAAUGGAGUCGAGAUCCAGUUUUCUGUAGAUCAGCGCUUCAACUAUGCCGUUAUUAGAAAAAUUCAUCGCCUGACAAUCACAGAAACAUACAGAAGCGAUGCUGGAGAAUACACAUUCAUUGCUGGAAAGAACAGGAGUGUUGUGACCCUACAUGUUAACAUCCCAGAGCCUCCUCAGAUCAUCAGGCACAUGGAGCCCCUGUCUGUUGAGGCUGGCAAACCUGCACGUUUCUCUGUGGAAGUGAAAGGAAUUCCUCAGCCUCAGGUAUCUUGGUAUAAGAACUCUCAGGCCCUGUCUUCUGGCUUCAAGUGUAAGUUCCUGAGGGAGGGAAAUGAGCACACAUUGCUACUUAUCGAAGUCUUCCCAGAGGAUGCAGCUCAGUACAACUGUGAAGCUAAGAAUGACUAUGGAGUAGCCACAAGCUCUGCAUCACUUAAUGUGGAAGUUCCAGAAGUUGUUUCCCCUGACACUGGAGCACCACUGUCACCACCUGUCGUCAUAACACCAAUACGCAACACUUCUGCCAAUGAAGGACAAUCUGCUAGGUUCCAAUGUCGUGUCUCAGGGGAAGAUCUGACAAUUACUUGGUAUUGCAAAGAUAAGGAGAUCAAGCAGUCUGAUGUAUUCAGAGUGUCUCAGUUUGAUGAAAACUGUCAGCUGGAGAUCACCAGAGUUUAUCCUGAGGAUGAGGGCGAGUACACAUGUGUUGCCCGUAACUCUGCAGGAAUGGUCUCCUGUUCUGCUGUACUGAAAGUGGAUGUUACAAAGGCACGAGAGGAGAUUGAAGCAAAAAUUGAGGAAGAGGUCAAAGAAUUUUCUAGUUUGACUGUGAAGACCGAAGAAGAGGAAGAAACCUACAGCACAUCACUACAUUUACCUGAAAAAUCAAAAACACUUGAACUCAAGCCAGAGCAAAAGCGUUUUUCCAGUACUUUGGAAAGGAAAAAAGAGAAACCUGUGUUUCAGUCCAAGCUUACAUCUGCCGAAGUUACCGUCGGAGAGUCAGUUAGGUUUACUGUCACAGUAUCUGGUUUUCCAAAGCCAAAAGUUCAGUGGUUCCACAAUGGAAAGGUUAUCACUACUUCAACAGUUUAUAGGUUUGUAGAAGAGAAAGAUGAGUACACCUUAAUAAUAACACAAGUCAAGAAAGAGUAUGAGGGAGAGUACUCUUGUACUGCCAGUAAUAGAUUUGGCCAAACCACCUGCAAGACAAUGUUAAAGGUACAAGUGAGUCAAUUAUCAGCAGCAGAAAAAUGGGUGGAACAAAUGUUCAAGCUACCAGGGCAACCACCAUGCUUUACCACACAAAUCCAACCUGUGCAGUGUGCAGAGGGCAGCGAGGUAAAAUUUCAGUAUAGAGUUACUGGUACUCCUUUCCCUGAUGUUCAGUGGUUUAAGGGGAAUUCUCAAAUUAAGUCAAGCCAGACCUGUUCUGUUGUAAGUAACCCAGAUGGCUCUGGCAUCCUUAGCAUGAAUAAUAUCCUACAGAGUGACAGUGGACUCUACACAUGCAAGGCUGUCAAUCCAUUUGGGGAGGCAAGUUGCAGUGCUGAGCUGAUAGUAUUCCACAAAAAAGUCUCUGUAUUUCAUAAACAGCAAUUAGUCCAAGAGCAAAAAAGUUAUAAGGUGUCCAUGAAAGAGGAAGCCACUGAAUCUCGCUUGUACAGUGUUAGCCUACCUGGACAGGCAGGUGCUAGUUUGCAGGGAGACCAUCAGGUAAUUUACACCAUUGGCACAGAAGAUAGGCAAAUGGUAACGAGUGAGCAGGUUGAUACUCUGCAUGACCUGGAUGUUUCCAUUGCAACUAUGCACAAGGAGCAGGUGACUCAUCAAGCUGCCGUGUUGCAGUCUCAUGAAGUUCAAGAGAGAGUCAUAUCUGCUUCAGUCCAGCUACAACCAGUGGUAGCAACCCCUUUGAAACAGCUCCAGGUGGCUACUAUGACCUCAGCAGUUCAAGAACGCCAAGGCUUCACAGAACAGCACUUUGAACGAAUCAAAAGUCCUGAGGUUACAGAGCUAGAAAUUGAGAAAGAGCAUCCCUCACAGGUAAUGUCCGCCAUAACUGAGAGUGUAACUCCACUGACGAUUGUCAAAGCUGAGCCUUUAUCAACCAGAGAAACAGAACAGAUCAAGUCAUCUCCCGAGCCCAAGUAUCUGAUAUCAAGUCACCAAGUUGAGACAAAACUCCCGAUUGUUAAAGAACAUUCACAGGUUAUACAGCAUACUCAGCAGGAAAAGGGCUACCAGGUUAAAGAGGGAGUUAAAAUCCUUUACAGUGCAGUUUCAACUGAGAAACAACAGAUCACAGAAGGUCACUCUAAAGAACUCUCAACACAAGAAUCCACCUUUCAGACAUCUGUGAAGAAAGAACCAGCGAAACCAGUUGUCCUUUCAGUUAGUGAGACUGCUCAGACUUUAUCAAAAGAAGAGAGGUUAUUGAUGCACAAACCAGAUGAGGAGACAGCAUCUUUAGUCAAAGAUAGUGUAUUUAAAUCGGCUCUUGUUGCUGAGGAAAAGCAUCAACUCCAAGCUGAUCAGUCAAGUUUGAUCCCAGGUUUAGAAAGUGCCAUUUCAGUGCCGUCCCAGAGAGAAGAAGGUCAAGUUCUGCAUUUACAGGUCAUCACAGAUCAGGAUAUUCUUCCAUCUGAAGGCAGGUUUAGCAGUGAGAAGCCAAGCCCAGAGAAAGCAGAUGCUCAAAAAAGUCCUGUUCUUAAGCAUACAGUGUCAGUGGAUUUACAACAGAUGGUGACAUGUGAGGAGUCUUCUCAGUUUUCAGCACAAGAAACAAAAAUUUCCAUUCAGCCUGGUAAGGAAGCUCCUGUCCCUUUGCAUCUUCAGGCAGUUCAUUUAGAAAAUACGUUGACGAAAGAAGGGAUAAUCUCAAUGGAAAAGCCAGACGAACAGAUUGCGAUACAGAGACAAGAAAAAGCCCGUCAUCAUGCUGCAAGCACAGAAGAAAAAAGAGAGCAUACAGCAGAUUAUUGUAAAGAUCUUGAUGUGUCUGUUAAAGGUGUGCAGUCUGAAAUCAGAAAGGAACCCAAACCUGAAAGCAUUCUUCAAGUCUUUUCAGAGCCAGUGCCAUUACCAAAGGAAACUCCUUUUGUAAGUGAUGUUAAACAGCAGCGUGCCCUAGUACAGAAAGAAGAUCACUGGAAUAUCAUGCAUGUGCCAUCUGUGUCAGAGAGUCAGGAUAUAGAGGAGGGGCACACAGAGAAUAUAGGAACAAUUGAGAAAUGUGUGUCUAAAAGCGAAGUUGAACCCAAAAUUCCAUCUGAAUUAAUUUAUGUUGAAGAAAAGGCUAUCUCGACAGAGAGUAGCAUUGCUCUUGAUGCCACCGAACAAGAUUUCGCCGUUCAAAUUCAAGAAGGACAGUCUGUUAGACAGUCAGUAUUAAUGGAAGAAAAGCGUCUAAUCAAAGGUGAGCUAUCUCAGGAUAUUACACAAUCUGAAACAUCCACAGCAGUUGUCAGUAAGCAGAAGAUGGGUACUCUUUUAGUGUCAGAGUCAAGAGAGAGCCAAACUCUACCCAAAGAGCUCACUUUUGUUAUUUCGCCUCCAAAACCGCAUUCAUUGGACAUUAAGCACCAAUUAAAAAGUGCUCUUGCAGCUGCUGUUGCUCUUGACCAACCAUUGAUCCUGGCAGAUGUAGUUGAGAGUCUAGGAGCUGUAGAAAUUCAUGAGGUAAAAGAAAGGAAAGAACCCAAAUAUGUCAUGUUCACAUAUCUUAUUACAAGUGCAAGUGCCCCACUUGAAAUUACAAUUGCUUUUGAAGGCGAGUACCCCCAGACUGCUGAUCUCAGAAGUGAACUUAAAGCUGCUUUCUACUCCAUUGUCUAUCGAGAGCAACAGGUUAUGAUCUCAGAGCAGCCAGGCACAAUGCAAAUUGACAGGCCCCAAAGAUUACAGGUUACCAAGGCUUCUACAAAAGAAAUGCUUUCACCUGUGGUAGAGAUGGUAAGAUUGACAGAAAAUGUAGAGCCUUUUACAUCACCAAUGUCUCAGUCUGCAACUGUGAAAACUGACGCGAAAGUCUCUUUUCAGUCCGUAACAGCUAAAGAGCAAGCUUUUGUGCAACAGUCAACAAUUCAAAUGGCAAGUGAAUCAAAAAUUGAGAUUCAGCAGUCCAUCCAUGUUGAGCGACAAGAAACCAGAUCUGUGUCAGUAAAAGAACUUGAGAAGGAUGUAAGGGCAGAAGGUAUGACAACUGAACUUGUUUUGGGGCCUGUUCCUAUCGAGCGGUCAACUGAAGUCGUCUUUCAGAGAGAGGAAAGGGAGGAAUAUAUAACCGAAGCAUUUAUGAAAUUAGAGAAAGAAGAAAUUAGAGAGAAGGCUUACCCAGUUUUUGAAAGCUCCUUGGAGGAUAUUGAAAUAGAUGAACAUUCAGAGGCAAAAUUCUCAUUGACUAUUAGACAUGUAACGAAAGUAAAUUGGCUUUUUAAUGGAAAAUCAAUUAAAUCUGGCAAAGAGUUCAAGUGUUCCAAAGACCACGACACUUACACACUAGUAAUCAGCAAGGUUACGAAGGAUCAUCAAGGAGAAUAUACCUGUGAGGCUGUAGGUGAUGCCGGCAAGACCUCAACAUCCUCUCACAUCACUGUGGUCUCAAGAGUGCCACCUGUUUUCAGGCACAAAAUUAAAAAUCUGGAGGUCAGUGUUGGCAGUCCUGCAAAGUUCGAAUGUGAGAUUGAGGAGGCUCCAGGUGUGACCUUCAAGUGGUUGAAGUCUGGUUCUGAGCUCAGACAUAGUGACAAAUGCAGGAUUAUCAGUCGUCUUCACACCUCAUCUCUGGAGCUAUUUAGCCCAACAGUCGCUGAUAGUGGAGAAUUUACCUGCAAAGCUUCAAACCGCCAUGGAAGUGACAGCUGCUCUGCUAAACUAAGUGUGACAGAAAUGUUCCCUCCAGAAUUUGUAUCAAAGCCUGAUUCGAUGACUUUAUUUGUGGGAAAGCAAGCAAAAUUUCAAUGUGUUAUUUCUGGUUCUGAACCAAUGAAUGUUGUCUGGCACAAAGACAAUAUUGCCAUUUCAUUUGAUGAUCACUGCAAAGCGUCAUCUGACAAGAACAAGUAUUUUCUUGAAAUCUUGAAUUUACAACAAAGUGAUCAGGGAUCAUAUCUUUGCAAAGCUUCAAACAGUGUUGGUACAGCUACAUGCUGUGCUGAACUGAGGGUUGUAGACAAACCCAACUUUGUGAAGAGCUUUGAGGCAACCACUAUUGCUGUGGGAAACCCACUACGUCUUGAGUGUCAGGUAGAUGAAGACAAUGGGGUUUCCAUCACCUGGAUGAGAGAUGGCAAGAAACUCCAUACUACAAUGGACUGUAAACUCGCUUUCGAGGAAAAAAUAGCCUGUCUUGAUAUUCAAAAGGCUAAACUCAAAGAUACAGGUUCAUAUACCUGUACUGCUGCCAAUGACGCAGGAAGCAGCAGUUGCUCUUCUAGUGUGACAGUGCAAGAACCUCCAGUCUUUGUUAAAAGGCUGGAGCCUAAGAUCUUAUGGAAACAAGGAAUGUCAUCACGUCUGUUGUGUACUGUCAAAGGAUCAGCUGAACUGCACGUGACUUGGUUUUCGAACGACAAACCACUUAGUUCCUCUGAAAAACACAAAAUAACUUUCAAAGCUGGCCAAGCCACUCUUGAGAUUAUUAACUUAUCUGAGUCUGACAGUGGAAAUUACACUUGUGAAGUGAUGAAUGAGGCUGGCUGUGAAAGCUGCACCUCUCAAGUAACUGUAAAAGAACCUCCUGCAUUUAAAAAGGAGUUGCAAAUGGUGGAGGUAGUCAAGGGGAGCACAGCCCAGCUGGAAUGUGAAGUUACAGGCACUGCUCCAUUUGAGGUGACCUGGUUUAAGAAUAAAAACCCAGUAUCCUCUGACAAGAAGUAUAGUAUUGUCUCAAAAGAGACUGUUGCAUAUUUGGAAAUCAAAUCAUUUGAAAGUGCAGAUGUUGGAGAUUACCAGUGUUGCAUUUCUAAUGACGUUGGCAGAAUAACUUCAAAAGCAGUGGCAAAAUUGAAAGACCCUCCAUUGUUUGUAAAGAAAGUUGAGAACACCACUGCAGUUUUAGGCAGUGCUGUGAAACUGCAGGGAACUCUGAAGGGUUCUGCUCCUAUCACAGUUCAGUGGUUUAAAGAUUCUGAGAUAGUCAGAGAUGAUGAUCCUAAUAUUACCACGACGUUUGAAAACAACAUUGCUAUUCUGGCAAUAGCAAAUGUGGCCAAUAACCAUGGGGGUAAAUAUACUUGUCAAGCUGAAAAUGAGGCUGGAAAACAAAAAUGCGAGGCCACUGUAUCAGUUCAAGAACCAGCUAGAUUUGUUGAGAAACCGCCAUCCAUCAGUGUGACUGCAGGUGACUCUGCAACUCUCGAGUGCAAAGUUUCAGGGAGUCCAGAUCUCAAAGUAAAAUGGUUCAGAGAUGGCAAAGAGAUUACAGGAAGUCGAAAAUGCAAAAUCUCUUUCAAAGAUAAUGUGGCAGCCUUGAAAAUCCUCUCAGCAGAGAGGGGAGAUAGCUGUGAAUACAAAGUUGAAGUUUCUAAUCGGGUUGGAAAAGAGCAAUGCUCUUGCUCGAUUGUUAUUCUUGAUAAAAUAAUACCCCCAACUUUCACAAAAACACUUAAGAAGGUAGAUGGUAAUGUUGGAGGUACUAUUCAGUUGGAAUGCAAAGUGUCAGGAUCCCAACCUAUAACGAUAUCUUGGUUCAAAGAAGGAAAGGACAUUACAACUGGAACAAAAUAUAAAACAGAAAUGCAGGAAAGCACUGCAAUACUGAAAAUAACUGAUUUAGAGACAUCAGAUGCUGGGGUUUUCACCUGCCAUGCAACUAAUGCUGCAGGACACAGUGAAACAAGUGGAACUGUUUCUGUUAAAGAACCCCCAGUCUUCUCUUUGAAACCUCAAAACCAAGAUGUUAUACCAGGAACUACAGUUGUCCUAACAGCUGCAUUCACUGGGACAGCACCUUUUAUUAUUAAGUGGUUCAGAGAAGACAAAGAAAUGUUAACUGGAGGAACUUGCUUCAUCAAGAAAGAAGCCAACUCAAGUUCACUGGAGCUGCACUCUGUGAAGCCAUCUCAGUCUGCAAAAUACACAUGCCAAGUUUCCAAUGAUGCUGGAAAGGUCUCAUGCACAGCUGCCUUAUUUGUGAAAGAACCUCCAAAAUUUGUAAUGAAACUUGACUCGACUAAACUAGCAUUGAAUGGGAGUCUUGCAACUUUGGAAUGUAAAGUCACUGGCAGCCCAGAGAUCACUAUUAGAUGGUAUAAAAAUGAAACUGAAAUUAGCUCAAAUGAUAAAUACCAAAUGACCUUCAUCGACUCAGUUGCUACACUACAAAUUUCCAAUUGCUGUGUUGAAGACAGUGGAGAUUAUAUCUGCCAAGCAUCAAGUGAAGCUGGCAGCGAUAGAUGCAGUUGCUUGGUUACAGUCAAAGAACCUCCCGAAUUUGUGAAACCUUUUGAAUCCAAAGAAAUUGUUAAAGGCACAGAUGUUGCACUGGAAGGAACAGUGUCAGGCUCAGCUCCCUUUGAGAUUUCCUGUUUCAAAGACUCAAAGCAGAUCAGAAAUGAUAGAAGACACAUCAUAAGCCUGACAAAGGAUGUAGCAGCUCUUCAGAUUUUGAAAUUUGAACCUGGGGAUGCUGGCAAAUAUCAGUGCACUGUAGGAAAUGAAGUAGGGCAGACCUCCUGUGAUUUUCAUGUUACUCUGAAAGAGCCACCAUCAUUUGUGCAGAAGUUGGAUAAUACAAAUGUCCUGCUUGGUGGUGAGGUUUCCUUGCAGUGUGUUUUGAAAGGGUCAUUGCCUAUGACCGUCUCUUGGAUGAAAGAUGACCAUGAGAUCAAGGAAUCUGAGCAUGUUCUGAUAUCUUUUGAGAACCAGACAGCAGUGGUAUACAUUUCUAGUGUGCAGUUAAAACAUGGUGGAAAGUACACUUGCCAUGCACAGAAUGAAGCUGGUAGUCAGAAAUGUACAGCAGUAUUGGCGGUAAAAGAGCCUGCAAACAUCACAGAGCAAGCCAAGUCCAUCAGUGUUACAGUAGGUGAUCCUGCCACUCUAGAAUGCAGAUACUCUGGUUCUAAAGUUCUUAAAGCAAAAUGGCUAAAGGAUGGCAAAGAGCUGACAUCAAGCAAAAAAUACAAAGUACAGAGCACCGAUACAAGCUCCAUAUUAAAAAUUCUUUCUGCUGAAAAAAGUGAUGGUGGAGAAUAUAUCUUUGAGAUUUCAAAUGAUGCUGGAAGAAGCAGUUGUGAGGCAGUUGUGACUGUUUUAGAUCAAAUAUUCAAACCUUCCUUCACAAGAAAAUUGAAGGACAUGGAGAGUAUAAAAGGAUCUUUUGCACAGUUGGAAUGUCUGGUCUCUGGAUCUCUUCCCAUAACUGUUACUUGGUUCAAGGAAAAUAAGGAGAUCGAGACAGAUGAGAAGCACAAAUGCAUAUUCUUUGAGAGUGCGGCAUCUUUGGAAAUCAGUCAUCUUGAUAGCUCAGACAGUGGCAACUACACCUGUAUUGCUAAAAACCAAGCAGGCACUGUUCAGUGUUCGGGCACGCUGAAGAUCAAAGAACCUCCAGCAAUCAUUGAGAAGCCUGAAUCACAAGACGUUAUACCAGGAUCCAGAGUGCAGUUUAAUGUGCUUGUGUCUGGCACGCCACCACUGACCAUUAAGUGGUUUAAAGAUAAGAAAGAGGUUUCAUCUGGGAUUGACUGUUCUGUUCAGAAAAAUGACACCUUUAGCUUACUGGAGCUCUUUUUCGCUAAGCCUUCCGACUCUGGAGACUAUGUCUGUGAAAUAAGUAAUGAUGUUGGAUCAGAUGCUUGCCAAGCAACACUCCUCGUGAAAGAACCCCCCAAAUUUACCCGCAAACCUGAAAAAGUAACAGUGGUAAAACCAGGCCAAUUGGUAGUUUUUGAAUGCCAGAUUACAGGCACUCCAGAGAUAGACACAUACUGGUUCAGAGAUGGGAAUGAAAUAAGUCCAAGUGACAAGCAUAAAAUGACUUUUGUCAAUUCUCUUGCACGGCUUGAGAUAAGUAGCAGUGAUAUCAAAGACUGUGGAGUGUACUACUGUGAAGCCCGGAAUGAGGCGGGCAGUGAGAGCUGUAGUAUGGAACUAAGAGUGAAAGAGCCCCCAGUUCUUGUCAAGCCAUUGAGUCCUCUUGAGGUUGUGAAUGGCUCAAAUGCAUAUUUUGAAUGUCAGGUAAAAGGCACAGCUCCUUUUGAGGUGACCUGGCAAAAAGAUUCAAAGGACAUUAAAUCAAGCCUCAAGCAUGUGAUUUUGCAGAAGAAUGGUUCUAUAAUGACUCUUGAUGUACAGAAAUGUGAUGCUUUAGAUGUUGGAGAAUAUCAGUGCAUUGUAGCAAAUGAAGUUGGGAGUUGUUCAAGUCAGACUACACUCAGCAUAAAAGAGCCCCCAUCGUUUGUGGAGAGGAUUGAGAAUGUUGUCACAGUUCUUGGAAAAAAGGUUGAAUUUAAAUGUGUUGUAAGAGGUUCACCACCUCUGUCCAUACAAUGGCAGAAAGAUGAAAACUGGAUUUUGGAGGAUCCUUCAAUUGAGAGGACAUUUUUAAACAGUAUUGCUACUUUGAGAAUCCCUGUGUGUGAGUCCAACCACAGUGGAAGAUACACCUGUCAGGCUGUGAAUGAGGCAGGGCAAGAAAAGUGUUUUGCUACCCUUGUGGUUCAAGAGCCACCUCAGAUAAUUGAAAAGCCAGAGAUGAUUAAUGUCACUGCUGGAGAUCCAGUAAGUUUUGAGUGCAAAGUUACAGGCUCUCCUGAACUGAAAGUCAAAUGGAUUAAAGAUGGCAAUGAAGUUAUGCCUUCAAGACAGCACAGCCUAAGCUUCAUCAAUAAUGUCAGCCAACUUAAAAUUCAGUCUGUCCAGUUGGAAGACAAAGGAACUUAUGUGUUUGAGGUUUCCAACCACAUCAGUGUCUGCCAGUGCAAAGUGACAUUAAACGUGCUAGAGCAAAUAAUCCCCCCAUCUUUCAUUAAACCUUUGAUGGAGAUGGAGGAAAUUCUGGGCACAAAUAUUCAAAUUGGAUGUAAAAUAUCUGGCUCACUCCCCAUAACUGUGGAGUGGAUGAAGGACGGGACUAAACUGUCAGGAAGAACCAAACAUAAACUUCUUAAGGAUGACAACAGCGUGUCUUUGGAAAUCGAGUGUUUAGAGAAAGCCGACACUGGAACGUAUACUUGUAAACUUACAAACAAAGCAGGCGGUUGUGAAUGCAGUGGUACACUGAGGGUGAAAGAGCCACCAAGCUUUGUGCUGGUUCCAGAAUCACAGGCUGUCAUACCAAAUACCACUGUUCGGUUUAAGAGUACCUUUAAGGGAACAUCUCCCUUCACAGUGAAAUGGUUCAAAGAUGACACUGAGCUGAUUUGUGGACCUUCAUGUUUUACUGGCCUGGAAGGCCUCUCAUGCUUCCUAGAUAUUUUUGCCGUUGGAAUAUCACACAGUGGAACUUACUCUUGUCAAAUAAGCAAUGAUGCUGGUACCGCUAAAUGCACCACAACCUUGUUGGUAAAAGAACCUCCAGAGUUUGUACAGAAACUGCCAGCUGCAAAAAUCAUGAAGAUGGGAGAGCGACUCCAGCUUGAAUGCAAAGUUACUGGCACAGCUCCUCUGAAAAUUAGCUGGUACAAAAAUGACGCUGUACUCAGCGAUGGUGGCAACAUGAGAAUGACUUUCGAUAACUCUGUGGGAGUCCUUGAAAUUUUCAAGUGCAGCUUUGAGGAUAAUGGAGUCUACACCUGUGAAGUCCAGAAUGAUGCUGGAACUAAGAGUUGCAGUACCACACUCACAGUCAAAGAACCACCAACAUUCCACAAAGUGCCAACACCAGUUGAGGGGCUGAAGGGCAAAGAUGCCAGUCUUAACUGUGAGCUGAAAGGCUCAGCACCCUUUGAGAUAACCUGGUUUAAAGAUAAAAAACAGUUAAAGGAGAGUAGGAAGUAUAAAUUUGUGUCUGAGGGAUGCUCUGCAACUCUCCACAUCCUUGGACUGGAAGCAUUAGAUGCAGGGGAAUAUGAGUGCAAAGCAUCAAAUAAUGUAGGAAGUGAUUCCUGCCAGGGCACUGUAAAGCUAAGAGAACCACCAGCGUUUGUGAAGAAAUUAUCCAACAUUACAGCCAUCUCUGGUGAGGAAGUGGUUUUGUUGGCAACGGUUAAAGGCUCGCAGCCUAUGACUGUGUCUUGGGUUCAGGAUAAAGACCACAUUCUCAGAGAUGGUGACAACAGGAAAAUUAUAUUUGAGAAUAAUCAGGUCACCCUGAAGAUCUUUAAAGCUGACUCUACCACUGCUGGAAAAUAUACAUGUCAGCUCAAAAAUGAUGCUGGAGUUGCUGAAUGCACAGCGAACCUAACUGUCCUAGAACCUGCAGCAAUUGUGGAUAAGACAGAGUCAAUCAGUGUAACCGCUGGUGACACUGCAGUCUUAGAAUGCACUGUAUCUGGAACUCCAGAACUUAAACCAAAAUGGUACAAGGAUGGUGUGGAGUUGUCUUCAGGCAGAAAAUACAAAAUCACCUUCUCAAAAAUGAUCUCCAGUCUUAAGCUAUUGUCAACAGAGAAAAGUGACACUGGAGAAUACACAUUCGAAAUCAAGAAUGAAGUUGGCAGUGAUAGCUGCAAAAUGCACCUCACUGUUUUGGACAAAAUCGUUCCUCCUUCGUUCUCACGAAAACUGAAGGACACACAGAAUAUUGUUGGCAAAACUGUUGAAAUGGACUGCAAAGCCUCAGGGUCUGCACCUCUCACCAUCUCUUGGUACCAUAAUGAAGAGGAGAUUAAAAGUGGACCGAACUAUGAGAUUACAUUCGCUGAGAAUACCUGCACAUUGAAAGUGCCAACUCUGAAACUUUCAGACUCGGGCACAUACAAAUGUAAAGCAGUAAACAGUGCAGGAACGGCAGAGACAUCCGCUUCCUUAGUUGUUAAAGAACCCCCCUCUUUUGUGACCACACCUCAACCGGUGGAAGCCCUCCCAGGCACAAAUGUCACCUUUACAGCAACCGUUCAAGGAAGUACCCCAAUGAAACUGAAAUGGUUUAGAGGCAGUAAGGAAAUAGUGUCUGGGAGAAGCUGUGAGAUUGCUUUAAGAGGAGAUAAUGCAAUUCUGGAGCUCUACAACAUUGAUAAAUCUCAUGCUGGCGAGUACACUUGCCAGAUCAUUAAUGAUGCAGGGAAGGAAAACUGCACAGUGAACCUUUUUGUUAAAGAGGCUGCACACUUUGUCAAGAAGCUCAAGAACCUGUCUGUUGAAAUGGGCAAGUCUCUGAUACUUGAAUGUACGUAUGCGGGAAGCCCAAAGAUUCUUGUGAAAUGGCAUAAAGAUGGCCAGGAGAUUUACUCCUCUUACAAGUACAACAUCACAACCACUGAGAGCUCCUGCAUCCUCGAGUGUCUAAACAGUGAUAAAGAGGCUGCUGGAAAAUACACUUGUGAGGUUUCCAAUGAUGCUGGACACGACACUUGUGAAGCAGCAGUGUCCAUCUUAGAACCACCUAUCUUUAUUGAGAGUUUGGAACCCAUGGAGGUCACUGCAGGGGAUGCAGUUUGUCUGAAAUGCCAGAUUGGUGGCACUCCUGAAAUUAAAGUGUCAUGGUUCAAGGCAGAUGGCAAAGUGCGGUCUUCUCCAACCUGUAAGAUGGAGUUCUUCAAAGGCACUGCCUGCCUGAAACUAGCUAAAGUUGCCAAAUCUGACAUUGGUGAAUACACAUGUAAGGCAGAAAACAGCAUAGGAUCUGCCUCUUCCAGGUGCCUCUUAACUGUACAAGAUGUGAAAACACCACCGUCUUUCCCUAAAAAGAUUACUAGCAUUACGCAAAUUGAAGGACAUCCUGUCCAGUUUGAGUGUCGUGUUGCAGGAUCCUCUCCUAUGGAGAUCUCUUGGCUCAAAGAUGGUGAAGCUCUUAGGAGCGAUUCAGAAUACACAAUGUUUUUUGACGAUAACUCUGCUGUCCUAAAUAUAGUCAAAGGUGAAAUGAGACAUUCUGGAGAAUACACUUGCAUUGCGACUAAUAGUGUUGGAACUGCUUCUUGUAGAGCCAAGCUCACACUUCAAGAGCCAAGAUAUCCACCUGUGUUUGAUAAAAAGCUCAUACCUGUGGAUGUGACAGUGGGAGAUACUGUCGAACUGGAAUGCCACAUGACGGGAUCAUUGCCAAUAAAAGUUACUUGGUCCAAGGAUCACAAAGACAUCCGCACAGGGGGCAAUUAUAAGAUAUCAUGUGUGGAUAACACUCCACAUUUGACAAUUUUGAAAGCUGAUAAGGCAGACUCUGGUCGUUAUUCUUGCCAUGCUAGUAAUGAUAUUGGGAAGGACUCUUGUUCUACAGACGUUUCUGUGAAAGAACGCAAAAUUCCACCUAGUUUUACCAAAAAACCUUCAGCAACUAUUGAGGACACUGAGGGCAAAAUAGUGAAGAUUGAGGGUCGUGUAGCUGGAUCACAGCCCCUGACUGUCAACUGGUAUAAAGAUGGCACGGAAAUCUUCACCUCUGACUGUUAUGAUGUAACCUUCAAGACCAGCCUGGCUGUCCUGUGCAUCAAAAAAUCUCAGCUGUCAGAUAGUGGAACAUAUAUGUGCAAAAUCUCCAAUGAAGCUGGCACGGCCUCUUAUGAAGUGUCCGUUAAGAUUACAGAGCAAAAGGUACCACCAAGCUUUGACUUGCCUCUUAAACCAGUGACUGUGACUGAGGGUGAGACACUUACCCUCAGCUGCCAUGUACGUGGAACUCCUCCUCUAAAGAUUCAGUGGAUGAAGGACAGGCAGGAGCUUUCUUCGUCUGAAAAUACUAAGAUUACAUUUGUUGAUGGCACUGCCACAUUGGAGAUGAUCCGUGUAUCUAAGGCAUAUACUGGGGAUUAUCUCUGCAAAGCAACCAAUGAGGCUGGUAGUGAAUUCUGCAAGUCUAAAGUCACUAUCAAAGUUUCAGAGAAACCAGGAGCUCCUGCCCCGGCACAGGCAGCCCCUUCACCACCUGAAGCAGUUAAAAAGUUGGACAACCUCUUCUUCAUUGAGGAGCCAAAGAGUGUCCAUAUCAUUGAGAAAGGUACAGCUACCUUCAUUGCUAAAGUUGGUGGUGAUCCCAUUCCCAAUGUGAAAUGGAUGAAGGGCAAAUGGAGGCAGAUGACUCAUGGUGGUCGCGUCAGUAUUGAACAAAAGGGCCAAGAGGCCAAGUUGGAGAUCAAAGAGGUGACCAAAUCUGACUCUGGUCAGUACAGAUGUGUUGCUUCAAACAAACAUGGAGAAAUUGAGUGCAGCCCCAACCUGAAUGUUGAUGAGAAGAAAGAGACCACUUUAGAAAUGGUGAAACUGAAGAAAACUCCAUCUAAGCAGAAAAGCCCUAAAGAGGAAAAGGAUAUUGACAUUGUUGAGUUGCUUAGAAAUGUUGAUCCCAAGGAGUAUGAGAAAUAUGCCCGCAUGUAUGGCAUCACAGACUUCCGGGGUCUCCUUCAGGCUAUUGAGUUUCUGAAGAAGGAAAAAGAACACGAAAGUGGAAGACCGGAAGUGGAAAGUGGUGCAAGAGAGUCUGAGGAGGAUUUGGCUAAACUUGUUGCCGAUUUGCAAAAGAGGAUGGAACAAACUGAGCCUGUCACUGUGGUACGUGACAUCACGGACCAGACAACUACUGUUAAGAAGGAAUCUGUGUUUGAAUGUGAAAUCAAGAUCAACUACCCGGAAAUCACACUGUCCUGGUACAAAGGAACCCAAAAACUUGACAGUAGUGACAAGUAUGACAUCAAAAUUGUGGGUGAUCGUCACAUCUUAAAGAUCAAGGAUUGCCAGAUGAGAGAUGAGGGCAAUUAUCGUAUUGUGUGUGGCCCACAUAUCUCCAGUGCCAAACUGACAGUGCUGGAUGCUGAAGUGGAACAGCGUAUGCAGGAUGUGGCUGGUAAGGAAGGCCAAACUUGUGCAUUGACUUGCCAGCUCUCUGUACCUAAUGUAAAAACCCAGUGGUUUAAAAAUGGGAAGCUUUUAGAACCUCACAGCAGAUACACAUUUGCUGUGGCAAAUUACGCUCAGAAGCUCUCAAUCAAAGAUGUUAGACCUGAAGACCAAGGAGAAUAUACCUGCAAAUACAAAAAUCUUGAAACGACUGCAAAUCUUUGGAUCGAAGCCAAGCAAAUACAUUUCACCAAACGCAUCCAGAACAUUGUGGUGCGAGAACAUCAGUCAGCCACUUUUGAGUGUGAGGUGUCUUUUGACAAUGCUAUUGUAACAUGGUAUAAGGACACUUGGGAGCUUAAAGAGAGUCCCAAAUAUACCUUCCGAAGUGAAGGGCGACGCCACUUCAUGAUCAUCCGCAACGUUACCUCUGCCGAUGAAGGCGUGUACUCGGUCAUUGUCAGAUUGGAGCCCAGGGGUGAGGCUAAAAGUACAGCUGAGCUUUACCUGUCAGGCAAAGAAAUUGAUAUAGAAAGGGUACCUUAUGACAUCCCAGAUACAUCAAUACAAGUGCCUGAAGCAGCUGCGUUAACCAUUGAAGCUGAAUCUUCCAUGGGAUAUUACCAUUACGAAGAAAAAAUGGAAACACAAGAGUAUGUGAGCUGGACAGCGGAGAGUGUUGUAGAGGAAAUAUCAGUUACAGCCCCAAGGGUGCCAGUCGAAGAGGCUGUCAGUAGAAAAACCCUGGGAAUGAGAGAGGUGGCUCCAACAACAGAAUUCGAGGAACCUGAGCCAUCUAAACCAGUGGAGCUAGUGCCUGAAGUACCUGUGAAAGCCAAAAAGCCUGUGGAAGAAAUAGUUACUGCAGUUAUAUUGCCAGAGCCAAUUGAACCCCCCACAGCAAAAGAAGUGCCACAGCCAGCAGCACCUGUAGCUCCUGUGCCUUCUGCACCUAAGCCUGAAGAGCCUAAAGCUGCACCAGUAGCUGAGCCCAAACCAGAACCAAAGCCUAAGCCUGAGCCUACACCUGUGAAAAAACCUGAGCCACCCCCAGCCAAAGUUCUUGUGGAGGAAAAGCCAAAACCAACAAUUCAAGAACCACCAAAGAAAGUGCCAGCUAAACCCCAUGAAGCCAUAGCAGUUCCAGUGGAAGAACCGCCAAAGAAAGUUCUUGUGGAGGAAAAGAAGCCAGAACCACCAAAGAAGUUGCCAGCUAAACCUGAUAAAGCCAUUUCAGUUCCGGUGGAAGAACCUCCAAAGAAAGUUCUUGUGGAGGAAAAGAAGCCAGAACCACCAAAGAAAUUGCCAGCUAAACCUGAUGAAGCCAUUGCAGUUCCGGUGGAAGAACCUCCAAAGAAAGUUCUUGUGGAGGAAAAGAAACCAAAACCACCAAUUCAAGAACCACCAAAGAAAAUGCCAGCUAAACCUGAUGAAGCCAUUAAAGUUCCAGAGGCAGAACCUCCAAAGAAAGUUCUUGUGGAGGAAAAGAAACCAAAACCACCAAUUCAAGAACCACCAAAGAAAGUCCCAUCUAAACCUGAGCAAGUGAUUACAGUGGAAGAACCUCCAAAGAAAGUGCAAGAACCUUCCAAGAAGUCAGAGGCCCCUCCGUUUUUGCCUACACAGAGAGAAGACUUGAUUGAGGAAAUAGGUUAUAAGAAACCAGAUGCUGCUGUUCACAAAUUAGAAGAUAAAGAGAGCAAGGUGCCUCAGAAGCAAGAGACUGUUGCUGGUAUCAAAAAGGAAGAAAUUACAGACAAACUACUUACAAAAGAGACUGUUCCUAUCCCUAAAAAGCAGGAAAAGCAAGAGGUACCCCUUCCUUCUAAAAAGGAUGAGGCAAUUGAACCUAAAAAGAAAGUGGUUCCUCUUCCUCCUAAAAAGGAUGAGGCAAUUGAACCUAAAAAGAAAGUGGUUCCUCUUCCUCCUAAAAAGGAUGAGGCAAUUGAACCUAAAAAGAAAGUGGUUCCUCUUCCUCCUAAAAAGGAUGAGGCAAUUGAACCUAAAAAGAAAGUGGUUCCUCUUCCUCCUAAAAAGGAUGAAAUUGUACCUCAAAUGAAAGAGGUUCCUCUUCCUGCUAAACAAGUUGAGGAAAUAUUACCUAAAAAGAAAGAUGUUCCUCCUUCUCCUAAAAAGGAUGAAGUUGUACCUCAAAAGAAAGAGGUUCCUCUUCCCCCUAAAAAGGAUGAGGCAAUUGAACCUAAAAAGAAAGAGGUUCCUUUUCCUGCUAAACAGGAUGAGGAAAUAUUAUCUAAAAAGAAAGAGGUUCCUCUUCCUCCUAAAAAGGAUGAGGCAAUUGAACUGAAAAAGAAAGUGGUUCCUCUUCCUCCUAAAAAGGAUGAAAUUGUACCGCAAAAGACAGAGAUUCUUAAAAAAGAUGUGCCUCAAACUGUACUUCAAAAGAAAGAGGUACUUCCCACACAAAUUUCAGAGAAGAAAGAAGAAAAAGACGUUUUCUUCAUGAAAGAAAUUACACAUCUACAGAAGGAAGUAAUAGCUCCUGCACAAAUUGUAGAGAUGAAAGAAGAAAUCGAAGAAAUUUUCUUCAGAGAAGAAAUUACACAGAUGGAAGUAUCACUUAAAUCAAAACUGGAAGAGAAAGAAGAUAUUUUACCUAAAAAGAAGGAAGUAGUUGCUCUCACUAAAAAAGAAGAGGUCGUAAUGACUCAAAAGAAAGAAGUUCCUCUUCCUGCUAAAAAGGAUGAAGAAAUUGUACCCCAAAAGAAAGAGGUGACCCCUACAAAAGUAGCAGAGCUAGAGAAGAAGCCAUCUCCAGAGAAGACACCUGUUUCUGUGAAAGACUUCACAGCCCCAAAAGUUGAAAAGAAACCAUCUCCAGAACCUGAAAGAAAGAAAGAACCUUUGCCAGAGACUGUUUCCCCAACAGUGAAAGAGGUCGAUAAGAAAGCUGAAGAUAAACUCAUCUCUAAGCCCAAGGAAGAGAAGAUAAUUCCAACAAAAGUACCUACACCUAAAGAACCAGAGAAGCUAAAGCCUGCUCCAAAGGAAGAACCGGUACCAAUUGUCCAAACCGUGGAAGAUGGUGAAAAGGGACCCGUUUCUGCACCUGCUCCAGGAAAGAAAGGAAAAGUUCUUAAAGUGAAGCAAGAAGAGGGAAGAUUUGAAAUUCCCACCUUAAAGAAACCUACAAGAGUUUCCAAAGAUAAAGACGAAGAUCAAGAAAUGGUAAAACUGAAGAAAGUGCUCAAACCACAAGAGGAGGAAUAUAAAGAGAGUCCCAAAGUGUAUGCUGAGGCUCAUACUGAAGUUAUGAUAACUGAAAGUUAUGAGGCAGAAAUGCAUUUUGAGACUUAUGAAGUGACUAAGAGAGUUGAGAAAAUCCAACCUGAGGUAGGCAAAAAGAUGCCUGAUGAACCUGAGCAAGCACCACCUCAAAUAAAACCAGAAACCGUAUUAGAAGAAAAAGUGAAAAAGACACCAAUUGGAAAGGUUCCAAAAAAAGAUACACCGGAGGAGCCUGGCUUAGCUCUGAAAAAGGUUAAAAAGUUACCAGUAGACACAAAAGAACAAGAAUCUGUCAAAUUAAAGCCAUUUGAGAAACCUGUAAAACCGCCAAGUGAAACCGAAAAAGACACCAAAAAAGAAGAAAAAGGAAGAGAACCUAUAACUUUUGACAGAAGUAGGGAACCAGUUACUUUUCAGAAAGGAGACCGACCUGAAAAGGAUGAGAAGCCAAAAGAACCCGAUGUCCUCACGAAAAAAGAAGUGCCCUCCGUUCCUGACAAAAAGGUGCCUGAUGAAGUUGCUGUUAAACCUGUAACCAGACCUCCCAAAGAGGAAGCACCUACAGAGCCUAAAGAUAAAUUAUUUAAAGGUAAAGGUAAAAUUCCAUCUAAAGAUCAGGAGCCUGAGGUGGUUCAACUAAAACCAAUUCCGAAGAAACCUUCAGCUGGAUCACCAAAAGAAAAGGAGGUUCCAGAGCCAAAAGAACGAAAACCAAUUGAGUUGUCACCACUUACUAGGCCACCAAAAGAUGAAGUUAAAACAGAACCAAGUAUUCCACCAAAAAGAGUUGACAGUCAAGAAACUCCAGAUAAAGGUAAAGAGGUUGAGAAGAUACCAACUAUUGUACCAGUAGAAGACAAAAAGGUACCGCUUAAAAAGUUUAUGCCGGUAAAGAAGGAGAUUACACCAAAGGAGGAUGAGAAGAAGCCAAUAGUCACCAAAAAGGGUAUUUUACCCAAAGAGGCUGAGAAGAAAGAAGACAUAAUUCUAAAACCAGUUGAGCGUGCAAAGAGUGCAGUAGAGCCUGAAAAGAUUCCUUCGCCUAAGGUUGAGAAACCAAAAUCAACUGAACCAGUCUCAGUGGAGAGGAAGCCUAGUGAGGAUUUAGCAAAGAAGCCAAAGAAAGUUUCACCCAAAGACUCGAUUGAAGCUGUUAUUUUGAAGAAAGUACCUCAGAAGGUUUCACCUAAGGAGGACAAAUCUGAAGAAACUCCUCAGAUCCCUGAAAAAGAGGAGAUUCCAGUCAAAAAGGAACUGUCUCCUGGAGCUGUAGAGUUAAGAAAAGUGUCAACUCAGUUUGAAGAAGAACUGUUUGAAGAAGAGGUUGAGGUUGAAUUUGAAGCGGAAUAUGAAGAUGAAGAAGAAGCAUGGGGAUGGGAGGUUGCUUCUCGAGAGAGUUAUGGAUCAGAAGGCUCUGAAGAAAGGUAUCUGGAGGAAGGGGCACUUGAGACUCCUGGGAUGCCAGGGGGUAGACGAGAGGGAAAGCCUAAAGAGGAAGCUGGAAGAGGCAGAGGCUUAAGACCAAGACAAACUCCAUCUCCUGGUGAUGCUGGAAGGGGUAGAGGGCUGAAGCCUGGUGCUGGUGGUGAUAAGCCUCCAGGAGAAUCACCAUUUGGUGCCCAGCUCAAAGCCGUCCCCUUGAAUUUUGUGAAGAAGCUCAAAGAUAUUGUGUUGCAGGAGGCCGAGUCCAUUGGCUCCUCUGCUGUAUUUGAGUGCCAGAUCUCUCCAUCUACUGCUAUCACCACCUGGAUGAAAGAUGGAAGCAAUCUAAGGGAGAGUCCAAAGCACAAAUUCACAUCUGAUGGCAAAGACCGCAAACUGGCCAUCAUUGAUGUACAGCUUUCAGACACUGGGGAGUACACAUGUGUUGCAAAGCUUGGCAAAAAUGAGAAGACCUCAACAGCUAAACUUAUUGUUGAAGAGUUACCAGUGAAGUUCACAAAGAAUCUGGAGGAGGAAAUGUCUGUGAUUAAGGGACAGCCAAUGUACUUAACCUGCGAGUUGAGCAAAGACAGGGAUGUUGUCUGGAAGAAGGACGGAAAAGAGCUCAAGCAAAUUGCUGGCAAAAUUCAAAUCAGUGUUAUUGGAUUGCAGCGCUCUGUGACAAUUCAAGACACAAAUGACGAUGAUGCCGGUGUUUACACUUGCGAGUGCGAGGACAUCAAGUCACAAGCCAAUGUGAAAGUCAUUGAAAUAAUCAGAGAUUGGUUAACAAAACCUUUGAGGGACCAGCAUGUGAAACCAAAGGCUACUGCCACAUUCAAGUGCGAACUGUACAAGGAUACUCCUAACUGGAAGUGGUUCAAGGGAGAUGAAGAAAUUCCCACUGACCCUACAAAUAAGACUGAGGUGAAAAAGGAUGGAAAAGAUAUCACGCUUACAAUCAAGAAUGCUCAACCUGGUGAUGUUGGAGAAUAUGCCAUAGAAGUUGAGGGCCGCAGAUAUGCAGCAAAACUCUCUCUUGGAGAGCGUGAAGCUGAGAUCUUGAAGCCUCUUGCUAGUGUGGAGGUGGUUGAGAAAGAGGAGGCCAGCUUUGAUACUGAAAUUUCAGAAGAUGAUGUGCCUGGAGAAUGGAAACUUAGAGGGCAGGUUCUGACAAGAUCACCGACGUGUGAUAUCAGAGCUGAAGGAAAUAAGAGAUUCCUUACAUUGAAAAAUGUUCAACUUGACCAGGCUGGAGAAGUCUCUUACCAAGCUUUGAAUGCUAUCACUACUGCAAUGUUAACGGUCAAAGAGAUUGAAAUGGACUUCACAGUCCCAUUGAAGGAUGUUACUGUGCAUGAAAAGAAACAGGCAAAGUUUGAAUGCACGAUCACAAAAGAUGUGCCUAAAGUCAUGUGGUUGAGAGGAUCUGAUAUUAUAACACCAGACCAAAAAUAUGAUAUCAUUGAUGAUGGAAAGAAACACAUGUUGGUCAUAAACCAGUGUGAAUUUGAGGAUGAGGGAGAAUAUACUAUUGAGGUGUUGGGUAAAACAUCAACAGCCAAACUGACAGUUGAGGGUAUGCGGCUGAAAUUCAUCUCACCGAUAUCGGAUCAAACUGUUAAGGAAGGUAAAACAGCUCGGUUUGAGCUUGAACUGUCCCAUGACAAUGUACCAGUGACGUGGUACAAAAAUGAAACAAAACUGCAUCCGAGCAGAACUGUACUUACGCAUGUUGAUGGAAAGAAACAUAUAUUAGAAAUCAAGAACGUCACUCUAGAUGAUACUUGCCAAAUAAAAGCAGAGGCUAAAGGAUUAUCAACAACAGCAAACCUGACGGUGCUAGAGGGAGAUGCCUACUUCACAGUUAAACUGCAAGAUUACACUGCAGUUGAGAAAGACGAGGUCAAUCUUGACUGCGAGCUCAGCAAAGAUGUUCCUGUGAAGUGGUUCCACAAUGAGACUGAAAUUAAAGCCUCCAAGAUGGUUGCCAUGAAAGCUGAUGGCAAACGAAGAAUCCUGAGCAUCAAGAAAGUUGAGGAAAAAGAAAAAGGAUUAUAUGUUUGUGACUGUGGAACAGACAAGACUUCGGCCACGAUGAACAUUGAAGCUCGUGACAUCAAAGUGGUGCGACCAAUGUAUGGUGUUGAGCUGUUCGAUGGUGAGACAGCUCGUUUUGAGGUGGAAAUUUCUGAAGAUGAUGUCCAUGGCCAGUGGAAGCUGCAAGGAGAAAUCCUCUCCCCAUCACCUGAUGUUGAAAUCAUUGAGGAUGGCGCAAAGCACAUCUUAACUUUGUACAACUGUAAAGUGUCCCAGUCUGGAGAGGUUUCAUUCCAGGGUGCCAAUGCAAAAUGCUCUGCCAAUCUAAAAGUGAAAGAGCUUCCCAUUACUUUUGUAACACCUCUGGCUGAUGUGCAUGUAUAUGAGAAAGAUGAUGCAAGGUUUGAGUGUGAGAUCUCAAGACAACCAAAGAGCUUCCGUUGGUUGAAAGGAUCUCAGGAGAUUACAACUGAUGAUAAAUUUGAGGUACUUCAGGAGGGCAAAAGACACAUUCUGGUGGUCAGAUCUGCUGCCUAUGAGGAUGAAGCUAAGUAUAUGUUUGAGGCUGAGGACAAGAGAACAUCUGCCAAACUUAUUAUCCAGGGCAUCCGUCUUGAGUUUGUCAGACCCAUUAAAGAUGUCACUGUUAAAGAGCGUGAGACUGCAGAAUUCAGCAUCGAACUCUCUCAUGAAAAGGUUCAAGUAACCUGGUACAAGAAUGACGUGCGUUUGCAUCCAAGUAAAGUGGUACACAUGUCAGAGGAUGGCAAAACCCAUACUCUGUCCUUCAAAGAGGUGUCUAUUGAUGACACUUCUCUAAUUAAAGCUGAGGCCCUUGGGAAAACCUGUGAGGCAAUGCUCACUGUACUUGAGGGAGAACCUUACUUUACUACCAAGUUGCAGGACUACACUGCAGUUGAGAAGGAUGAGGUUGUCCUGAUGUGUGAAGUGAGCAAAUCAUCUGCUCAGGUGAAAUGGUUCAAAGACGGCAAGGAGAUCACUCCCUCUAAGAACGUCCUCAUCAAGGCUGAUGGAAAGAAACUUAUCUUGACAGUGAAGAAGGCAGAGAAGGCCAAUAUUGGUGAAUAUGUGUGUGACUGCGGCUCUGACAAAACAGCAGCCAAGCUUAACAUUGAAGAGCGCGAUAUUAAGAUUGUCCGUCCACUGUACAGCGUGGAGGUCACAGAGACAGAGACUGCUCGCUUUGAGACAGAAAUCACUGAGGAGGAUGUUCAUGGUAACUGGAAACUCAAAGGAGAUGCCCUGCACCAGUCACCGGACUGUGAAAUUAAGGAGGAAGGCACGAAGCACAUGCUUAUCCUUUACAAUGUUCGCAUGGAUAUGGCUGGGGGGGUGGACUUCAGUGCUGCUAAUGCUAAAUCAAGUGCUCAGCUCAGAGUUAAAGCACGAGUGAUAGGCCUCUUGAGGUCUCUCAAGGAUGUAACAGUGACAGCGGGAGAGACAGCAACCUUUGACUGUGAACUGUCUUAUGAGGGCAUACCUGUGGAAUGGUUCCUAGGGGGUACAAAGCUGGAACCAAGUGACAGAGUGGUGCACCGUUCAGAAGGCAGAACUCACACGCUGACCCUUAGGGAUGUGAAACUGACAGAGGCAGGAGAAGUAAAACUCACUGCAAAGGACUUCGUGACACAGGCUCAACUCAUUGUAAAUGAACCUCCAGUUGAAUUCACCAAACCUCUGGAGGACCAGACUGUAGAAGAGGAAGCCACCGCUGAACUAGAGUGUGAAGUCUCCAAAGAGAAAGCAGAGGUCAAGUGGUUUAGAGAUGGACAAGAAAUUCGCAAAACCAAGAAAUAUGACAUGGUUGCUGAUGGCCGUAAAAGAAAACUUCUUAUUCAUGACUGCACACUUGAUGACUCAAGGACAUAUACCUGUGAUGCUAAACAAUUCAAGACUUCAGCCUUCUUAAAUGUUGAACCUCCACAUGUUGAGUUCACAAAGCCACUCCAUGAUGUUGAGGUCAAAGAGAAGGAAUCUGCCAGAUUUGAAUGCGAAGUGUCUCGUGAAAGCGCUAAGGUUCGCUGGUUCAAAGAUGGUAAUGAAAUCAGAAAAGGCAAGAAAUAUGAGAUCAUUUCUGAAGGAGUAAAACGUAUUCUCAUCAUAAGCAAGUCUGUCUUUGAUGACGAAGCAGAAUAUGAAUGUGAUGCCAGGACUUCCAAAACCUCUGGAAUGCUGACUGUCAUUGAGGAGGAGACUAGAUUCACAAAGAACUUGGCUAAUGUUGAAGGCACUGAAACCGACAGUGUUAAACUGAUUUGUGAAGUCUCCAAACCCAGUGCAGAGGUUACAUGGUACAAGGGUGACCAAGAGUUGCCUGAAGUUGGUAGAUAUGAGCAUAUUGCAGAUGGCAAAAAGAGAAUCCUAAUUAUUAAGGGCCUCCGUAUGGAUGAUGCCGGAGAGUACCACUGCAAACUGCCCACCUCACAAACCACAGGGAACCUAAGGAUUAAUGAACUUGCCGCUGAGUUCAUUGCAAGGCCUCAAAACCAGGAGGUGGUUGAAGGUGAAAAGGCAGAAUUUGUGUGCUCUGUCUCCAAAGACACAUAUGAAGUGAAAUGGCUCAAAGGAGAUAAGGAACUUCAAUCAGAUGACAAAUAUGACAUAAUUUCCGAGGGCAAAAAGAGAGUUCUUGUUGUCAAAAAUUGUGAACUCAAGGAUGAAGGUGGCUUUGUAGUCCUCAUUGGAACCACAAGAGCCUCAGCUGAUCUGAUUGUGCUUGAAAAGCUUAGGAUUAUCACUCCUCUAAGAGACAUCAAGGCAAAUGAAGGACAAGAGACUGUCCUCAAUUGUGAAGUUAACACUGAGGGGGCCAAAGCCAAAUGGCUGAAGAAUAAUGAGACUUUAUUUGAAAGUAGCAAGUUCAUCAUGGUCCAGAAGGACAAUGUAUUCUCUCUGAGGAUCAAAGGCACUCAAAAAUCAGAUGAGGCCAACUACACCAUUACACUGACCAACCAACGUGGUGAACACGCAAAGAGCUCUUCCAACAUUACUGUGCAAGAGGAAGAUCUUAGAAUCAUUGUUCCCCCUGAGGAUGUUGACACACAGGAGAAAAAGACCAUCAGCUUCACAUGCAAGGUGAACAUACCAAAUGUAACAGUACAAUGGAUGAAGGCAGGUCAAGAAAUCACUCUCAGCAAGAGAAUUCUCUAUCGUGUGGACAAGGACAAGCACACUCUGACCAUUAAGGACUGCAGUCUUGCAGACGAGGGUGAAUACGGUGUAGUUGCUGGUGCUGAUAAGGCCACAGCAGAACUGAUCAUCAGUGAGGCACCCGCAGACUUCACCGCUCAGCUCAGUGACCAAACUAUCAUUGAGUUUGAGGAUGCUGAGUUCACAUGUGAACUUUCCAAAGAGAAGGCUGAAAUCAAAUGGUACAGAGAUGGCAGGGAGAUCAGAGAAGGACCCAGAUACCAAUUUGAGAGAGAUGGCAAAACAUGUAGACUGCGUAUAAAAGAGUGCAGACCAGAUGAUGAGUGUGAAUAUGCCUGUGGAGUGGAUGACAAGAGAACACGAGCCCGCCUCUUUGUUGAGGAGACCCCUGUGGAGAUUGUCAGACCACCCACAGAUGUGUUUGAGCCCCCAGGCUCAGAUGUUGUGUAUGAAGUUGAGCUUAACAAAGACAGAGUUGAGAUCAAAUGGCUGAGGAACAACAUGACCGUUGUUCAAGGUGAUAAGUACCAGAUGAUGAGUGAGGGUAAGAUUCACAGGCUUCAAGUGUGUGAAAUCAGGCCACGUGAUCAAGGCGAGUACAGAGUCAUUGCCAAGGACAAAGAUGCCAGAGCCAAGCUUGAGCUUGCUGCCGUGCCAACAAUUAAAACCUUGGAUCAAGACCUGGUGACAGACGCUGGAAAGCCAUUUGUUAUGGCAGUUCCUUACAAUGCUUACCCACAGGCUGAGGCUGAGUGGUUCUACAAUGACAUCAGUCUUCCAAAAGACAAUGUUCACACUUCUGUUGACAGGACAGAAUAUAGGCUAAAGGACCCAAAGAAGUCAGAGGAAGGCCGCUAUAAAAUCCUCAUCCAAAACAAACAUGGAAAAGGAGAGGCUUUUAUAAACCUAAAAGUUAUUGAUGUUCCUGGGCCUGUGAAGAACCUUCAGGUUGUUGACACAGCUGAUGGUGAGGUCAGCAUUGCAUGGGAAGAGCCAGAGAGUGACGGUGGCAGCAAGAUCUUGGCUUAUGUGGUUGAAAGACGUGAUAUCAAACGUAAGACCUGGACUCUGGCCACUGACUGUGCCGAUAGCACAGAGUACUGUGUAACUGGCUUGCAGAAAGACUCCAAGUACCUCUUCCGUGUCUGUGCACGUAACCGAAUCGGAAGUGGGCCCAAUGUUGAGACAGAUAAAGCUGUUCAAGCUAAGAAUAAGUUUGAUGUUCCUGAUCCACCCCAGAAUGUUAUUGUUGGAAAUGUCAACAAGUUUGGUGCCACAGUCUCCUGGGAACCACCACUGUUCAAUGGUGGAUCUGAGAUCACAUCAUACAUUAUUGAGCUCCGUGAUAGAACUUCUGUGAGCUGGUCUCCAGUCAUGGUGACCAAACCACACGAACGCUCAGCUAUUAUUAAUGAUGUUAUUGAGAACAAAGAAUACAUCUUCCGUGUUAAGGCUGAGAACAAGGCUGGAAUUGGCAAACCAAGUGCUGCCACUAACCCAGUGAAGAUCAUGGACCCUAUUGAGAGGCCGAGCCCUCCACUGAAUCUGACACACUCUGAGCAGACAAAGGACUCCUGUCUGUUGACAUGGGAGACUCCCUUAAAAAAUGGAGGCACAACUAUCACUGGCUACAUCAUUGAGAGAUGUGAAGAAGGCACAGACAAGUGGCUCAGAUGCAAUGCUAGGCUUUGUCAGGACCUGCUCUACAGGAUUUCAGGCCUGAAAUUUGGAACAAAAUACAGCUAUAGAGUACUUGCUGAGAAUGCGGCCGGCCAGUCUGACCCCUCAAAUAUUGUUGGGCCUGUGUUGGCAGAUGAUCCCCACUUUGCACCUACUCUGGACCUGAGCGCAUUUAAGGAUGGUCUAGAGGUUAUUGUCCCUAAUCCUCUUGCAAUCCGUGUCCCUAUCACUGGGUACCCAGUGCCCACAGCAAAGUGGACCUUCGGUGAAAAUGCACUUACUGCUGGUGACCGUGUGUCCAUGGUUACAAAGUCAACCUUCACAGAGCUCAUUGUAACCCCAAGUGUGCGCCCUGACAAAGGCACAUACUCCUUGACGUUGGAAAAUGAUGUGACUAGUGUCUCAGGAGAGAUUGAAGUUAAUGUCAUUGCCUCUCCAAGUGCACCCAAAGACUUAAAGGUUGCAGAAGUGACUAGAAAGCAUGUUCACUUGAUGUGGGAGGCACCUGAUCACGAUGGAGGCAGUCCGAUCACAGGCUUUCAGGUUGAGAAGCGUGAGGUUUCCAGGAAGACCUGGGUGAAGGUGAUGGCAGGUUUGCAAGACCAGGAAUGCACAGUCACAGAUGUUGUUGAGGGCAAGGAGUACUUGUUCAGAGUUAUUGCCUGCAACAAAUGUGGCCCUGGAGAGCCCGCCUACAUUGAUGACCCAGUGAACGUGUCUUCACCUGCAACUAUACCAGACCCACCAGAAAAUCUUAAAUGGAGAGACAAGUCUGCUAGCAAGAUCUUCUUGUCAUGGGAGCCUCCCAAAUGGGAUGGUGGAACUGCAAUUAAAGGUUAUAUUGUUGACAAAUGUCAACGUGGUACUGACAAGUGGGAACCAUGUGGAGACCCAGUUCCUGAUCUUAAGUUUGAAGUGACUGGUCUCAUUGAAGGACAGUGGUAUGCUUAUCGUGUGAGGGCUUUGAACAAACUGGGUGCCGGUAAGCCUUGCAAGGCGACAGAUGAGAUUUUGGCCGUUGAUCCUAAAGAGCCUCCAGAGAUUCAGCUGGAUGCAAAACUGCUGGCUGGCCUCACUGCUAAGGCUGGCACAAAGAUUGAACUUCCUGCUGACAUCACAGGCAAACCAGAGCCUAAAGUCAAAUGGACCAAGGCUGACCUAGUCCUGAAGCCAGACGACAGAAUAUCAAUUGAUACCAAGCCUGGCCACUCAACUGUGUCCAUUGCUAAGACCAAGAGGGAUGACACUGCUACAUACAUCAUUGAGGCAGUCAACAGCAGUGGCCGUGCAACUGCAACAGUUGAUGUCAACAUUCUAGAUAAACCUGGUCCUCCAGCUGCCUUUGACAUCUCUGAAAUCACCAAUGAGUCCUGCUUGUUAGCCUGGAAUCCUCCAAGAGAUGAUGGUGGCUCAAAGGUGACAAACUAUAUUAUUGAGAGGAGGGCUUUAGACAGUGAAAUCUGGUACAAGUUGUCCUCCACUGUGAAGCAGACCACCUACAGGGCCACCAAACUUGUGGCUUUCAAGGAAUAUGUCUUUAGGGUAUAUGCUGAAAAUCAGUUUGGAGUUGGUGCCCCAGCAGAACAUGCCCCAAUAACUGCCAGAUACCCCUUUGAUACUCCUGGUCCUCCAUACAAAUUGGAGGCAUCUGAUAUUGCAAAGGAUGCAGUAACUCUGUCUUGGUAUGAGCCUGAUGAGGAUGGUGGAAGUCCUAUUACUGGAUAUUGGGUUGAGAGAUAUGAGCCUGAUCACGACAAAUGGAUCAGAUGCAACAAGCUGCCCGUCAGGGACACAAACUUUAGGGUAAAAGGACUGCCCACAAGAAAGAAGUAUAAGUUCCGUGUUUUGGCAGAGAAUCUUGCUGGACCUGGCAAACCAAGCAAAGAGACAGACCAGAUUUUGAUUAAAGAUCCAAUAGAUCCCCCAUGGGCUCCUGGUAAGCCCACUGUUAAGGAUGUGGCCAAAACAACUGCCUUCCUACAAUGGACAAAACCUGAACAUGACGGUGGUGCAAAGAUUGAGUCUUACAUCAUUGAACUCCUCAAGAGUGGAACUGACGAGUGGGUUCGUGUAGCUGAUGGUAUCCCCUCUCUUGAGUACUUCUUGAAAGGAUUGAUGGAGAAGCAAGAGUACUCAUUCCGUGUCAGAGCUGUCAAUGCAGCAGGCGAGAGUGAACCUAGUGAACCAAGUGAUCCAGUGCUCUGCAAGGAGAGACUCAAUCCUCCAUCACCCCCAAGAUGGCUUGAAGUAAUUUCUAGUAGCAGGAACAGCGCUGAUUUGAAAUGGACAGCACCUGAGAGAGAUGGUGGCUCUCCAAUCACAAACUACAUUAUUGAGAAGAGAGAUGUCAGACGCAAGGGCUGGCAGGCUGUGGACACCACUGUGAAAGAGCUGAAGUACACUGCCACCCCACUGAAUGAGGGGUCUCUCUAUGUUUUCCGUGUUGCUGCAGAGAAUGCUGUGGGACCCAGUGAAUUUUGUGAACUUGUAGACUCUGUUCUCGCCAAAGAUACUUUCAGUACCCCUGGACCUCCAUAUAAUCUGACCAUUACUGAUGUCUCCAAGACUCAUGUUGACCUGAAAUGGGAAGCACCUAAGAAUGAUGGUGGAAGACCUGUCUUGAGAUAUGUCAUUGAGAAGAAGGAGAAACUUGGUACCCGCUGGGUGAAAUCAGGAAAGACUUCAGGUCCUGACUGCCAUUACAAAGUGACUGAUGUAAUUGAGGGCACUGAAGUGCAGUUCCAAGUCGCUGCUGAGAACGAGGCUGGAAUUGGUCACCCAAGCGAACCCACGGAUAUUGUGAUCAUUGAGGACCCAACAGGCCCGCCAUCACCACCUCAGGAACUGCACGUCACUGAGGCAGCCAGAGAUCAUAUUUGUAUUGCUUGGAAGGCACCAGAAAAGAAUGGAGGAAGUCCCAUUAUUGGCUACCAUAUUGAGCUCUGUGAGACUGGAACUGAGAAGUGGAUGAGAGUCAACUCUCGUCCUGUCAAAGAGCUAAAAUUCAGGGCAGGGGAUGAAGAAGGCAUUGUUCCUGAGAAGCAGUAUACCUUCAGAGUCCGUGCUGUCAAUUCUGUUGGUGACAGUGAGCCCUCUGACAUUUCUGAGAAUGUAUAUGCCAAAGAUUCUGACUGCAGCCCAACCCUUGACUUCCAGACCAAGGAUCUUGUUGUUGUAGAGGGUGAAAAGAUGCACCUCCCAAUUCCAUUUAGAGCUGUGCCAUCACCUAAAAUUACAUGGCACAAAGAUGGAAAUGAACUAAAGACUGAUGACAGAACUUUCUUCAGAGUUGAAUACACAUCAUGCCAUCUGGAAAUUCCAAGCUGCUUACACGCUGAUGCUGGCCAGUACAAAGUUACCUUGGAGAACAGCAAUGGUUCAGCUAGUGGAACAAUCAAUGUUAAAGUUAUCGGUCUUCCUGGGCCAUGUAAAGAAAUUGUUGCUAGUGAGAUUACCAAGAGCACCUGCAAGGUGUCCUGGGAUCCUCCAGACUAUGAUGGUGGUAGCCCUAUUCUCCACUAUGUGCUACAACGCAGAGAAGCAGGCAGGAGAACCUAUGUCAAUGUUAUGUCUGGAGAAAACAAAGUUAGUUGGCCGGUUAAGGAUCUCAUUCAAAAUGGAGAGUAUUACUUCCGUGUCAGAGCUAUCAACAAGAUUGGUGGUGGUGAAUACAUUGAACUUCGCAACCCUGUAAUUGCUGAAGAUCAGAAGCAACGUCCUGACCCACCAGUCGAUGUGGAAACACACAACCCAACUUCCGAGAGUGUGACCCUUACUUGGAAGCCUCCCAUGUAUGAUGGUGGAAGCAAAAUUAUGGGUUACAUUCUUGAGAAGAUGAUAAAAGGGGAAGAGAACUUUCAGAGAUGCAAUGACUUCCUUGUGCCAGUCAGACGUCCUGGUGUACCUGUAGGACCAAUUAAGAUUGGGGAGAUUUUUGCUGAAAGGAUUGGCCUCUCCUGGAAUCCACCAUUAGAUGAUGGCGGUUCCAAGGUUACAAACUAUGUCAUUGAAAAGCGUGAGGAAAACAGAAAAACAUGGGUCCAUGUUUCUAGUGAUCCAAAGGAAUGCCAAUACACUGUACAAAGGCUAACAGAGGGCCAUGAGUAUGAGUUCCGUGUUAUGGCUCAGAAUAAAUAUGGAGUAGGACCACCUCUGUACAGUGAACCUGAGAAAGCACGUAACCUUUUCACUGUGCCUGGCCAAUGUGAGAAGCCAACUGUCACAGAUGUUUCACUUGAAUCUAUGACCGUUAACUGGGAUGAACCAGAAUAUGAUGGUGGCUCUCCUGUAACUGGCUACUGGCUAGAGCGUAAGGAAACUACAGGCAAGCGCUGGACAAGAGUGAAUCGUGAACCUAUCAGAAUCAGGACUCUAGGAGUUUUCUGCUUUGUUGUUCCUGGACUUAAAGAGCUUGGACUCUACAGAUUUAGAGUGAGAGCUGUAAAUUCUGCAGGUGUGGGAGAACCUGGCGAGGUUGCUGAAGUGAUUGAAGUCAAGGAUAGGACAAUUCCCCCUGAGGUAGACCUGGAUGCAACUGUCAAGGAAAAGAUUGUUGUUCACGCUGGUGGGGUAAUCCGCAUCCUGGCCUAUGUGUCAGGAAAGCCUGCUCCAGAAAUUAUUUGGAAUAGAGACGAUGGUGAUUUGCCAAAGGAGGCUGCUAUUGAGAUCACUUCUAUAAGUUCAGCUUUGGUUAUCAAAAGUUGCAGGAGACAACACCAAGGCAUUUAUACAUUGACUGCCAAAAAUGCAGGUGGAGAGAGGAAGAAAGCAGUCAUUGUUGAAGUUAAAGACAAGGAAAUCAGAGGCACCAAGUUUGUUGUUCCUGGACUUAAAGAGCUUGGACUCUACAGAUUUAGAGUGAGAGCUGUAAAUUCUGCAGGUGUGGGAGAACCUGGCGAGGUUGCUGAAGUGAUUGAAGUCAAGGAUAGGACAAUUCCCCCUGAGGUAGACCUGGAUGCAACUGUCAAGGAAAAGAUUGUUGUUCACGCUGGUGGGGUAAUCCGCAUCCUGGCCUAUGUGUCAGGAAAGCCUGCUCCAGAAAUUAUUUGGAAUAGAGACGAUGGUGAUUUGCCAAAGGAGGCUGCUAUUGAGAUCACUUCUAUAAGUUCAGCUUUGGUUAUCAAAAGUUGCAGGAGACAACACCAAGGCAUUUAUACAUUGACUGCCAAAAAUGCAGGUGGAGAGAGGAAGAAAGCAGUCAUUGUUGAAGUGCUGGAUGUCCCUGGCCCUGUGGGUCUGCCCUUCUCUGGUGAGAAUCUCACCAAUGACUCUUGUAAGUUGGCAUGGUACUCUCCUGAAGAUGACGGUGGCUCAGCUAUCACCAACUAUAUAAUUGAGAAAAGAGAAGCUGACCGCAGAGGCUGGACUUCAGUGACAUAUACUGUCACAAGACACAAUGCUGUUGUCCAGGGUCUUAUUGAUGGCAAGGGUUACUUCUUCAGAAUUGCGGCUGAAAAUAUUAUUGGGCUGGGUCCGUUCACUGAGACCUCAGCUCCUGUCGUCAUCAAGGAUCCACUUUCUAUACCUGAGCGCCCAGAGGAUCUUGAGGUGACAGCCAUCACAAAUGAUUCAAUCAGUGUCACAUGGAGACCUCCAAAGUAUGAUGGAGGUUCAGACAUUACAAGCUAUGUUCUUGAGGUUCGUCUUAUCGGACAGGACAACUUCAGCCGUAUUGCCAUAGAGGACAAACUUAUGGAACGUAAAUUCACACACUUGGGUCUUAAGGAAGGUUCUUCUUACGAAUUCCGAGUUAGUGCUGUGAAUCAAAUCGGUCAAGGCAAACCAUCAUUCAGCACCAAACCAGUUACAUGCAAAAAAGAGUUUGAACCACCAAACCUUGAUCUUGAGUUCCGUGACAAGCUUGUUGUUCGUGUUGGGGAAACUUGCACUCUUCAAAGUGGGUACUCAGGAAAACCAGCACCAACUAUUAAAUGGUUCAAAAAUGAUGAGGAGCUUCAGGCAAAUGAAGAAAUUGCUCUCACCAGCACAAAGAAUAAAUUGUGCUUGACUAUUGCAAAGGCAAAACGUGAUCACAGUGGAAAAUACACUGUUGUUCUGGAGAACUCCAUUGGCUCACGCAAGGGCAUAUGUAAUGUUAUUGUUGUCGACCGUCCACAACCUCCAGAGGGUCCUGUUAUCUUUGACGAGAUCUACAGGAAUUAUAUGCUCAUUUCCUGGAAGCCCCCACUGGAUGAUGGUGGAGCUGCUAUUUCUAACUAUAUUGUUGAAAAGAGAGACACCAACAGGGAUCUAUGGAUGCCUGUUACAGAAUCUUGUACAAGGGCAUCAUGCAGAGUUCCAAAACUGAUUGAGGGAAGAGAGUACAUCAUUAGAAUCUGUGCUCAGAAUAUUCAUGGCAUUAGUGAUCCAUUGCUAUCUGCUGAGACAAAAGCAAAGGAUGUUUUCAAGGUUCCAGAUGCUCCACAGGCACCUGUGGUAAAAGAAAUCUAUAAAGAUACAGCGCUGAUUUCAUGGCUUCAGCCAGCUGAUGGUGGAAAACCAAUCACAAGCUACAUUGUUGAAAAGAAGGAGACCAAGGCCAACAUGUGGUCUAGAGCUGGAAAAGACCGCAUUUACCCUAACACAGAAUUCUGGGUUCCUGAGCUUCUCAAGGGAUGUGAAUAUGAAUUCCGUGUCAUGGCAGAGAAUGUGAUUGGUGUUGGUGACCCCAGCCCAUCAUCAAAGCCCAUCUAUGCCAAAGAUCCUAUUGUGAUUCCAAGCCCACCUGUACUUCCAGUAGCAAUUGACAAGACAAAAGAUUCUGUCACUCUUUCUUGGCAACCACCAAAAGACUGUGGCAGAGGCAAAAUUUUUGGCUAUCUCAUUGAGUAUCAGAAAGCUGGUGAUGAGGAAUGGCUUCAAGUUAAUCAAACACCUGACUCUUGCCAGGGCACUACAUUCAAGGUUAUCAACCUUGAGGAUGGUGCACUUUACAGAUUCAGAGUGAAGGCAGUGAAUGCUGCUGGUGAAUCAGAUUCUGCAUAUGUCCCAGAGCCCGUUCGAGCACAAGACAGACUUGAGCCCCCAGAACUUCAACUGGAUUUGGGCAUGCCUCGUGAGAUCAAAGCAAUGGCUGGAACCCAUAUUAAUAUUAUUGCUGGAAUCAAGGGAAUACCUUUCCCCAAAGUCACAUGGAAGAAAAAUGAGGCAGAUGUUCCAACAAGAGCAGAGAUUGAAACAUCUGGAACAGCAACCAAACUAGAGAUGCGUUAUUGCACCCGCGCAGAUUGUGGAGAUUACACACUUACUGUUGAAAAUCCAGCUGGAUCAAAGACAGCCACAUGCACCGUGCUUGUUCUUGACAAGCCUGGACCAGUUCAGCAUCUCAGAGCAUCUGAUGUCAGAUGUGAUUCUGCCCAGCUAUCUUGGAAAGACCCAGAAGAUAAUGGUGGUACACGCAUCACUAACUUUGUUGUUGAGAAAAAGGAUGCAGCAUCUGCACAAUGGGUGCCAAUCUGCUCAUCUUCCAAAAAACGUAGCAUGUUGGCCAAAUAUUUGAUUGAGGGAACGUCAUACAUGUUCCGUGUGGCGGCUGAAAAUCAGUUUGGAAGAAGUGAAUAUGUUGAAACACCAAAAGCUAUUAAAGCAAUGAAUCCACUGUUCCCACCUGGUCCACCUAAAGACCUGCAUCAUGUAGAUGCUGACAAAACUGAGGUGUGGCUCCAGUGGAAUUGGCCUGAUCGUACAGGAGGAAGUGACAUCACAGGGUUCUUGGUUGAGUACCAAGAAGAAGGUGAAAGGGAUUGGGUAGUUUUUAAGACUGUCAGCAUUCCUGAGUGCCAUGUGACUGGACUGGAAGAAGGAAAGACCUACAGGUUCCGUGUUAAGACAGAGAAUGCAGUUGGUUUAAGUAGACCAGACACCACUGUGCCAGUACUUUGCCAGGAAAAACUAGUGCCGCCAAUUGUUGAGGUGGAUGUGAAGUUGAUAGAGGGAAUCAUUGUGAAAGCUGGAAGCACUAUAAGAUUGCCUGCCAUAAUGAGAGGCCUUCCGGUUCCCACUGCCAAAUGGGUCAUUGAUGGAGAGGAAAUAAAGAGUGAAGGCAAUAUCAAAAUUGACACUGACAACUUCUCCACUGUUCUGAGCAUUGCUGACUGCACAAGACAUCACACUGGAAUCUAUAUUCUCACAGUGUCUAACUCAGCAGGAAGUAAGACUGUUUCUCUGAAUGUCACAGUGCUUGAUGUGCCAGCUGCCCCAAUAGGUCCUGUAAAUAUCCUUGAAGUGACUCCUGACUCCAUGGUCAUUGAAUGGCGUCCUCCCAAAGAUGAUGGUGGAAGUCCUGUCAUGAACUAUAUUGUUGAGAAGAGGGAAUCGAAUAAGGAGACUUGGGGAGGAGUAAGUUCUGGCAGCACUUCCACAACACUCAAAAUUUCUCGUCUGCAGCAAGGAGUUGAGUAUGUUGUGAGAAUUCGUGCUGAAAAUAAAAUGGGAAUUGGCGCAGCUCUUGAAAGUGCUCCAACUGUAGCCCGGCACCAGUUUGAGGCCCCUGGCCAUCCUGGAAAACCAGUUGCAUCUGAUAUUUCUGAAGAUGCCCUCACACUUGGAUGGACAAUGCCUCUGUUUGAUGGUGGUAGUCCGAUCAGUGGUUAUAUUAUUGAACGAAGACAUAAAGGAGGAAAAUGGAUUAGAGUGAAUAAAACACCUUGCAAGGACCUUAGAUAUAGAGUACUUGGGCUUUUUGAAGAUAAUGAAUAUGAAUUCAGAGUAUUUGCUGAAAAUAUUGCUGGCUUUAGUGGACCUUCACCUAUCUCAGAUCCUGCCAAACCUUGCAGACCAAUUACUGUUCCAGGACCUCCAGUGAACCCUAAGGUAAAGGACUACAGUUGCACAUAUGCUGACUUAGUCUGGAUCAGACCCACAAGAGAUGGAGGCAGUCCAGUCUUAGGAUAUAUUGUUGAAUACCAGAAGGCAGGUGCUGAUUGGGAGAAAGUAAAUAUGGAUGAUCUAAUUAAACAGUGUGCUUAUAGGGUUAAGGGACUGACAGAGGGCACAGAAUACAGGUUCCGUGUUAAAGCCGUCAACAUGAUUGGAGAAGGUGAGACCAGGGAAAUCCCAGAGUCAGUUAUUGCUAAGGAUAUUGUCAUUCCUCCGGAAAUUGAGGUGGAUGCCACAUGCCGUGACCGUUUGACUGUUCGUGUUGGGCAUAACAUUAAUGUCGUAGCAUAUGUAAAAGCACGACCUGAACCAGAAAUCACUUGGAGCAAAGGUGAAAGUGUUUUUGAAAAGGACAAGCGCACCACUCUGACAAACAACUUACCAGUAGUGCAAAUGCGUAUCAAGGAAGCAACCAGAGCAGAUCAUGGAAAGUAUACACUAAAAGCUGUAAAUGAAGCUGGAGAGGCCUCAGCUACUAUUACAGUAAAUGUUCUGGAUAGACCUGGGCACUGCCAAAAUCUUAAGUUGACCUAUGUAACUAAAAACUCUUGCAUGGUGUCCUGGGAUGCACCAGAGGAUAAUGGAGGCACUGAGAUAACAAAUUACAUUGUGGAAUGUCGGGAGCCAAGUAUACGAGCCUGGUCAAUGAUCUCAUCUGACUGCACAAAUCGCAUGGUAAAGGCUAAGCUCAUGGAAAAUCAUGAAUAUUUAUUCCGUGUAUCUGCCGAGAACAAGUGUGGUCCUGGGCCAGCAACAGAAACCAAAACUCCCAUCCUUGCAAUUGACCCACUUCAGAAGCCAGGUGAGCCAGAGAACUUCCACGUCAGUGAUAUUGGUAAAAACUUUGUUUUCCUUAAAUGGAGAAAACCAGAUUAUGAUGGUGGCAGUCCUAACCUGGGCUACUAUUUGGAGAAAAAAGCAAAGGAUGCUGAAGAGUGGGAGAAGGUACAUGAAGGAGUCCUGAAAGAGACAUUCUUCAUGGUAGACAAAUGUGUUGAGAACCACACAUAUCAAUUUAGAGUCCAGUCAACAAAUGAUGGAGGAGAAAGUGCCUGGGUUAGGACAUCUGAUAUUCUUGUCAAAGAAGAAGUUCAGAAACCAGUUCUUGACUUGAAAUUUGUUGGUACUGUUGUGGUCAAAGCUGGUGAAUCAGUUAGACUUGAAGCUGGACUUAGAGGAAAACCACAGCCUGAGGUUACAUGGGUUAAGGAAAAGACUACAGGCGAUAACCCAAGGAUCAGCAUUGACACUGGACAUGAUUACUCCAAAUUCCUCCUUACUAAAACCAAGCGUAGUGAUACUGGAAAAUAUGUGGUCACUGCUACAAACUCAGCAGGAUCAUUCACAGCAUAUGCCAAUGUUACAGUUUUGGAUAUACCAGGACCUGUCAGAGAUAUGAAGGUUUCUGGCAUUUCCACAGACAAGUGCAGAGUUGUAUGGGAUCCUCCAGAGGAUGAUGGCGGUUGUGAGGUGGACAGCUAUAUUCUAGAGAAAUGUGAGACGAGAAGAAUGGUUUGGUCCACUUACUCUGCCUCUAUUGUCACCAAUUACUGUAAUGUAACACGUCUUGUUGAAGGAAAUGAGUACAUAUUCAGGGUAAGAGCAGAAAAUAAGAUGGGAACUGGACCACCAAUGGAGAGCAAGCCUAUUACUGCUAAGACACAAUACAACAGGCCUGGUCCACCUGAUGCACCUGAGGUAACAAAAAUUGGUAAAGAUGAGAUGACUGUGGUAUGGGCUCCUCCUGAAAACGAUGGUGGAAAGUCUAUCACUGGUUACAUUCUGGAGAGAAAAGAAAAGCGGGCUGUUCGGUGGGUCCCUGUCACAAAGAGCCCUAUCUCGGAGAGGCGUAUGAAGGUCACCAAUCUGAUCCCUAACCACGAAUAUCAAUUCCGUGUCAAAGCAGAAAAUGAAGUAGGAUUGGGAGAACCAAGCAAACCAUCCAGACCCAUCACUGCAAAAGAUCCAAUUGAGCCCCCUGGUCCUCCUGGCAGCCUUAAAGUAGUUGACAGCACAAAGACAUCCAUUACACUUAGCUGGACGAAGCCUGUGUAUGAUGGUGGUGCUCCAAUUAUUGGAUAUUUGGUUGAAAUGAGGGAUAAGGUGCAAAUGGAAGGUGAACAAGAGAGAGAUCCAGAGGAAGGCUGGAAGAAAUGUAAUACUGCUGGACAGCUUGUCAUAACUGAAUUUACAAUGAUUAACUUGGAUGAGAGACAGGAAUAUGAAUUCCGGGUGUCUGCUCAAAACCAAGUUGGCAUGGGCCGUCCUGCAAACCUCAGGGAUGCUGUAUCACCAAAGGAGAUCCAUGAAACUCCAGAGAUUGAUCUUGAUGCUAGUCUAAGAAAAGGCCUUAGCGUAAGAGCAGGAUGUCCUAUCAGACUUUUUGCAACAAUUAGAGGAAGACCAGCACCUAAAGUGACUUGGAAGCGCAUGGGUGUUGACAAUGUCAUUAGGAGGGGCCAUGUGGAUCAGAUUGAUACAAUGACCUUCCUUGUGAUUCCUGAGUGCUCACGUGAAGACUCUGGCAAAUAUUCUUUGACUCUUUCUAACCCCUCUGGAGAAAAGGCUGUGUUUGUUCGUGUUAAAGUCUUAGAUACUCCUGGUCCCGUUGGUGGACUGGAGGCAACUGACAUUACCAAGACAACCUGCCAGCUUGCAUGGUUGCCUCCAGAAAAUGAUGGUGGUAGCCCAAUCUUAAACUAUGUUGUUGAGAAGCGUGAGGUUGAUAGGAAGACAUGGACAAAUUGCACAAGUGACUUGAAGAAAACAAGCUUCAAAGUCACGACUCUGACACCAGGAAUAGAAUACUACUUCCGGGUCAUGGCAGUUAACAAGUAUGGCAUUGGGUUGCCUCAAGACUCACCAAAAUCCUACCUCGCUACAGAUCCCAUGAGUGAGCCUGAUCCUCCGAAGAAGAUGGAUAUAUUAGAAAUUACUAAAAACAGUGCAACUCUAGGGUGGCUGAAGCCACUUAGAGAUGGUGGAUCUAAGAUUAAUGGCUACAUUGUUGAAUACCAGCAGGAUGGUCAACCUGAGGACAAGUGGACAUUAUACGCUGUUGUGAAAGACUUGACAAUUGUUGUAGCUGGACUGAAAGAAAACACUAAGUACAGAUUCAGGGUUGCAGCCAGAAACGCAAUAGGAUGCAGUUUGGCAAGAGAAGCUGAGGGCAUAUUUGAGGUCAAAGAACAGCUGAUGGCACCAAAGAUCAUCAUGUCUGAUGUGGUUACAGCAAGAGCAGGAUCUAAACUUAUAGUUGAGGCUCUUGUGUCUGGGAAGCCUGCUCCAGUCACAAAAUGGAAAAGGGGAAAUGAUGACAUAGUUACAUCUGAUCGUCUCUUCAUACAAAAAACCCCAACCACAAAUUCACUUUUGAUCAAAGAUGUCACAAGGAAGGAUAGUGGUUAUUACAGUCUGUCUGCUGAAAACAGCACUGCAAAGGUCAACCAGAUCCUCCGAAUAAUUAUUAUGGACAUCCCUGGUCCUCCACAGGGUCCUCUACAAGUUCUUGAGUUUGACAUGGAUUCCUGCACACUUGCAUGGGAUUCACCUGCUGAAGAUGGUGGCAGCAACAUCACAAACUACAUUGUUGAGAAGUGUGAUGUGAGCAGAGGUGACUGGGUCACAGUGGCAUCUUGCACCAAGACCAGCUGCAGAAUUGGAAAGCUCACACCUGGCAAAGAGUAUGGCUUCCGUGUCCGUGCUGAAAACCGUUUUGGCAUUUCAGAACCAAUUUACUCUGAGAAAAUGAUUGCUAGACAUCCAUUUGAUCCACCCAGUGAGCCAAGGAACUGUUGUGUCAACAAAAUCAACAAGGAAUCUGUUGUGUUGUCAUGGGAGAGACCAGUGAACGAUGGUGGCAGUCCCAUCACUGGAUAUUGCAUUGAGCGCAAAGAAAGAAAUAGCCUCCUGUGGGUCAAGGCAAAUGAGGUCCUUGUUCGCUCAACUGAAUAUACAUGCUCUGGCCUCAUUGAUGGUCUGGAAUACACAUUCAGAGUAUCUGCUGUCAACAAGGCGGGACAAGGCAAACCAAGCAAGCAGACAGAUUUUAUCACUGCAAGAAGUCCAGUUGAUCCACCUGGAAAACCCCAAGUUCUUGAUGUGACUAGAAAUUCUGUCUCUCUUGUCUGGAGCCGUCCAAAACAUGAUGGUGGAAGUAAACUCAUUGGUUAUGAUGUUGAAUCUCUGAAGCUUCCAGGUGACAAAUGGGUGCGAGUUAACACAAGCAGUCAAAAUAUACCAAAGGAAGAGUACAUUGUUCCUGGACUUGAGGAGGGAGUCCAAUACAAGUUCAGAAUAAUUGCAAAAACAGCAAUUAAUGUCAGUCUGCCCUCAGAGGAGUCUGAUGCUAUCCCAAUUAUUGCAGAGCAUGUUCCACCUAGAGUUGAGAUUAGUCUUGAAAUGAAGAACUUAAUUGUUGUCAAAGCCGGAGCAAAUGUCUGCCUGGAGGCUGAAGUUUUUGGCAAACCAUUGCCAAAGGUCACUUGGAAGAAAGAUGGUGUUCCUUUGAAAUUGGCUGAAGGUAUGAAAAUGACUCAGAAGGUUCAUCGCUUCUGCAUGGAACUGUUCUCUGUGACAAGAAAGGAAUCUGGAGAGUACACCAUUACUGCUGAGAACCCAAGUGGCACAAAGUCCGGCAACAUUAAAUUGAAGGUUCUAGACAAACCUGGACCCCCAGCAUCAGUGAAGAUAAGCCAUGUGUUUGCCGACCGGGUGAAACUGAGGUGGGAGCCACCUCUUGCCGAUGGUGGUUCUGAAAUCACAAAUUACAUUGUUGACAAACGAGAAACAAGCAGAGCUAACUGGGCACAAGUUUCUGCUAACAUCAAUGGUCAGAUAACAGACUGUUCUGUGGAGAAACUGAUUGAAGGCCAUGAAUAUGAGUUCCGCAUCAGUGCUGAGAACAAGUAUGGUGUUGGAGACCCAAUUGUGACUAACUCUGUGAUUGCCAAGAAUCCAUUUGAUGUCCCAGGACCAUGUGAACCUCCAGUUAUUACCAAUAUCACCAGGGAUCACAUGACUGUUAGUUGGAAGGCCCCUGCUGAUGAUGGCAAGGCCACCAUUCUUGGAUAUAUGGUUGAGAAACGUGAAACUCAAGACCUCAAUUGGGCUAAAGUGAAUAGAAGACCAGUUAUUGACAGGACAAUUAAAGCUGGAGGCCUCACAGAGGGAUCGGAGUAUGAAUUCAGAGUCAUUGCACUCAAUAAAGCUGGUCUUGGCAAACCAAGUGAUCCAUCAGCUGGUGUUCUUGCAGUAGACCCAGUGUAUCCUCCUGGACCACCUGCUUUUCCAAAGGUUGUUGACUCUACACACAGUUCAAUCAGUUUGUCCUGGACCAAACCCGCCUAUGAUGGUGGAUGUGAAAUUCUGGGCUAUCUUGUUGAGUUCAAAAGAGCAGAUGCAGAAGACUGGCUGAAGUGCAAUGUGCCAAAGAAUCUCCAGGCAACAAAAUUUAAUGUUACUGGUCUUAUGGAUAACACUGAGUACCAGUUCCGUGUUACUGCUGUAAACAAGAUUGGAUUUGGUGAGCCAAGUGAAGUUCCUGGAAAACAUAUGGCAAAGGAUAUCCUAAUUGCCCCUGAGGCUGAACUUGAUGCAGAUCUCAGAAAAGUACUAGUUUUACGUGCUGGAGUCACAAUGAGAAUUUAUGUACCUCUGAGAGGGCGUCCUGCUCCAAAGGCAACAUGGACUAAGGUCAAUGCAAACUUGAAAGAAAGACAAGGUUUUAUGAUCAAGACAACUGAAUGGGAUACCUUCCUUUAUUGUGAGGAUAUCAACAGAUAUGAUGCUGGCAAAUAUGUCCUAACUCUAGAAAACAGUAGUGGUACCAAGUCAUAUACCAUUGUUGUCAAAGUACUAGACACACCUGGACCCCCAGUCAAUCUGAUUGUUAAGGAGACCUCGAAGGACCAUGCAUCUAUUACUUGGGAUGCUCCAUUAAUUGAUGGUGGUAGUCCCGUUAAGAGCUAUGUUGUUGAAAAACGUCUGGCUGAGAGAAAGGCUUGGACCUCUGUUGCUCCUGAAUGUCCCAAGACAUCUUUCAGGAUUACUAAUCUCGAAGCUGGUAAAGCUUACUGCUUCAGAGUUUCAGCUGAAAAUACAUAUGGUAUCGGUGAGGGUUGUGAAACAGCUGGACCAGUCAAAGCCUCAGAGCAACCUGGACCAGUUACAGAUUUUAAACCUUCAGAGAUCAACAAGAAUUCUUGCACUCUUGGCUGGAAGAAACCAAUCAGUGAUGGUGGAAGCCAUAUUGUUGCAUAUGUUCUCGAGAUCUGUGAAGGGGAAGACAAAUGGAAGCUGCUAAUGAAGUCUAAGCUCACCCAGUACACAAUGACUGAUCUUGAAGAAGGAAAGGAGUACUUCUUUAGAGUCAAAGCCAUUAAUGAAGCAGCUGAAGGACCAUCAUCUGAGCUCACUGUCUUGGCUAAAGAUCAAAUAGUCCUUCCAGACUUUAAUCUUAAAGGUUUGCCAGACUCUACCUAUGUGGCAAAGGAAGGAAGCACUGUUCGCCUUAAUAUCCCUAUUUUUGGUAUCCCAGCUCCUGCAGUCACAUGGAAAAAGGGUGAUGUUACUUUAUCAGACAGUGGCAGGAUCUCAGGUGAAUCAACGGCAACAAACACGGUCUUGUUGGUUCGUGAUUGCAAUAGAGGUGAUGCUGGCAAUUUCACUGUUAUUUUGAGAAACAGUGCUGGAACAAAGGAAUCAGCUAUUGACAUUAAAGUUGUUGGAAAGCCUGGAAUCUGCACCGGUCCCAUCAAAUUUGAUGAAAUCACAGCUGAAGCGAUUACUGUAGAAUGGGGUCCACCCAAAGAUGAUGGUGGAUCAGAAGUUACCAACUAUAUUUUGGAGAAGAGGCAUUCUACUGCCAACAAGUGGGUCACAGUUGCUUCUGCAAUUCAAAAGAACUCUAUGAGAGUUACAAGACUUCAUGACGGAACAGAAUACAUUUUCAGAGUUUGUGCUGAAAAUAAAUAUGGAUUUGGAGAGUUCCUCAAAUCUGAUCCAGUGGUUGCUAAACAUCCAUUCAAUGCACCAGGGGCUCCAGCACCACCUGAGGUUGUGAGCAUUCGUCAUGAGUCUGCUAUCCUAACAUGGUCUGAUCCAAAAGAUAGUGGAGGCUCACCCAUCACAGGAUAUUACGUGGAAUUCAAAGAUAGAAAUAGCCUGAUGUGGAAGAGAGCCAACAAGACACCUUUGAGAGUGAAAGAAUGCAGAGUAACCAGUUUGGUUGAAGGACUGGAAUAUGAAUUUAGGGUCAUAGCUAUGAAUGUGGCUGGACUUGGAAAGCCAAGCAAAACAACUGAAUCACUUGUUGCUCUUGAUCCAAUUGAUCCACCUGGUAAACCUGAUGUGAUCAGUGUCACAAGAAACAGUGUAACACUAAUUUGGGCUGCAGCCAAGUAUGAUGGUGGCCACAGACUGACUGGCUAUAUUGUCGAGAAAUUAGAGCAUCCUGGAAAGACCUGGAUGAAGGCCAACCAUGUGAAUGUCCAAAGCUGUGCAUACACUGUUACAGACCUACAGGAAGGCUGUACUUAUGAAUUCAGAAUAAGGGCUAAAAAUGCAGCUGGAGCUAUCAGUGCUCCCUCAGAGACAACUGAGCCUCUUGUCUGCAAAGAUGAAUAUGAACCACCAACUAUCACAAUUGACCCUGAAAUGAAGGAUGGAGUGACUGUGAGGGCUGGAGAAACAAUUGUCGUAACAGCAUCAAGCAUUCUUGGGAAACCACCUCCUACAACGGUGUGGUCUAAGGGUGGAAGAGAAUUCAAGACCUCAGAUAUUGUCCAAAUUACAAGCACUCCCACAUCUUCAACACUGUCAAUCAAGUAUGCCAGCCGAAAGAACACUGGGGAGUACACUAUUACUGCAAGUAAUCCAUUUGGUAUUAAAGAAGAAAAAGUCAAAGUGAAAAUCCUGGAUGUGCCUGGACCUCCAGGUCCUAUUGAAGCCAGCAAUGUCUCUGCUGAAAAAUGCACUUUGACAUGGUUGCCACCAGAAGAAGAUGGUGGCUGCACUAUCAAAUCAUAUACAUUAGAAAAGAGAGAAACCAGCCGCCUUCUCUGGACAAAGCUUGCUGAAGAUGUUAUGGAUUGCCGCUAUGUUGCCAGCAAGCUGAUAAAGGGAAAUGAAUACAUAUUCCGUGUUUCAGCAGUCAAUCAGUAUGGUAUUGGUGAUGCAACACAGUCUGGACCAGUUAAAAUGGUUGAUAGUUUUGGACCUCCUGGGCCACCAUCAAAACCAGAAAUUGAUAAUGUCAGUAAAAAUGCUGUAACAAUUUCCUGGAAGAGACCAAUUGUAGAUGGAGGAAGUGACAUUAGAGGCUAUAGUGUUGAGAGAAAAGAGAGAAGAGGAAUGAGAUGGGUCAGAGCUUCAAAAAAGACCAUUUCUGAUCUACGUUAUAAGGUCUCAGGCCUGUCAGAGGGAACUGAAUAUGAAUUCCGUGUAACUGCAGAGAAUAAGGCUGGUUUUGGCGAGCCCAGUGAGCCAUCACAGCCUGUAAUGACAAAGGAUAUUUCAUAUCCACCAGGACCUCCAUCCAACCCACGGAUUACUGACACCACCAAAACUACAGCAACAUUUAACUGGGGUAGACCCUUCUAUGAUGGUGGACUUGAUGUUACAGGAUACAUUGUUGAACAUAAAAAGGAAGGUGAUGAUGACUGGGUUCAAGACACAACUACUCCAUUGAGAAUAACAGAAUUUGUAGUUUCAAAUCUACAAUCAGGAGGAAAAUAUCACUUCAGAGUCAGAGCACUGAAUUCAGAAGGACUUGGUGAACCCUCUGAAGUUGAGCAAGUUGUUGAACUGGUGGAUCGAGAGGAGGUUCCUGAAUUUGAACUUGAUGCAGAGUUGAGAAAAACACUUGUUGUUAAGUCAGGUGCUUCAAUCCGCAUAUUUGUGCCAAUAAAGGGCAGGCCAGCCCCAGAAGUAACAUGGCAUAAGGAAGAUGUACCGCUUAAAGGCCGUGCUCACAUUGACACUACUGAAUCAUACACUCUAGUAGUCAUCCCUGAGUGUACAAGAUAUGAUGCAGGGAAAUAUGUCCUAACAUUGGAAAAUGUUGCUGGAAAGAAGUCUGGAUUUGUCAAUGUUCGUGUUGUGGACACCCCAGGACCUCCAGUGAAUUUGAAACCAAGUGAAAUCACAAAACAUAGUAUUACUUUACAAUGGGAGAUUCCAAUCAUUGAUGGUGGUUCAAAGAUUACAAAUUAUAUCAUUGAGAAGCGGGAUGCAACACGAAAGGCUUACUCAACCAUUACAGCAAACUGGCAGAAAUGCUCGUACAAGAUUCCAGACUUGGAAGAGGGUGCUGAAUAUUACUUUAGAGUUUCUGCUGAGAAUGAAAGGGGCAUCGGUGAACCAGCAGAGACACCUGAACCAAUUAAAGCUUCUCAGGCUCCUUCUGCACCAGAUAAUCUGAUUGUUUCAGAUGUUUCCAAGGACACAGCAACUCUUGCAUGGACUAAACCAAAACAUGAUGGUGGUAGUCGAAUCACUGGCUAUGUGAUAGAGGCUCAACUGAAAGAUUCUGAUCAGUGGACACAUGUGACAACAAUAAAAGCUUUAGAUUACACUGCAACAGAAUUGGUGGAAAAUGCAGAAUAUGUGUUCCGCAUCUUUGCUGUAAACAGCUCGGGUAGGAGUGAACCUCGUGAAAGUCGACCAGCUGUAAUCAAGGAGCAAACCACUGCUCCAGGAUUUGACCUCAGAGGUAUAUAUCAGAAGAUGGUGGUAGCUAAAGCAGGUGAUAAUCUUAAAGUUGAGAUCCCUGUUCUGGGACGUCCAAAACCACUUGUUGUAUGGAAGAAAGAAGAUCAGGAACUUAAACAGACACAGAGAAUAAACGUUGAAAAUACUGCAACUUCUACAAUUCUCAACAUUAAUGAAAUUAAGAGAAAAGACGGAGGACAGUAUUCAAUGACAGGAAAGAACAUCUUUGGAACUGUGACUGAAAUCAUUACUGUUCAAGUACAUGAUAUUCCAGGACCUCCAACUGGACCAAUAAAACUGGAUGAGGUUUCUUGUGACUAUGUGAUAAUAUCAUGGGAAGCUCCAGAAAAUGAUGGAGGAGUUCCUAUUAAUAACUACAUUGUUGAAAUGCGUGAGACAACUGGCACAUCCUGGGUAGAACUGGCAGCAACUGUUAUCCGCACAACAUUUAAAGCAGCACGCCUUACAACUGGUAUUGGAUAUCAAUUCCGUGUAAAAGCUCAGAACAGAUAUGGUGUUGGACCCUACAUAACAUCAGAACCAGUGGUGGCUGCGUAUCCAUUUGAUGUUCCAGGACAGCCUGGAAUUCCACAAAUAGUUGCCUUCACCAAGGAUUCAAUGACAAUCAGCUGGAAUGAACCUUCUUCAGAUGGAGGUAGCCCAAUUUUAGGAUACCACAUUGAGAGGAAAGAGAAGAACAGCAUACUCUGGCAGAGGAUCAGCAAAGCUCUAGUUGUUGGCAAUAUGUUUAAAUCACCAGGUCUGAUUGAUGGUAUUGCAUAUGAAUUCCGUGUUAUUGCAGAAAAUCUGGCUGGUCUCAGCAAAGCAAGCAAGCCAUCUGAGAUGACAUAUGCACUUGAUCCUGUAGACCCCCCAGGUCAACCAGUGGCACUUAACAUAACUAGACAUGAAGUUACUCUUCAGUGGUCAAAGCCAGAGGGCGAUGGUGGUUUCUCAAUAACUGGAUAUACAGUUGAAAAAAGAGAGCUGCCUAAUGGUCGCUGGCUCAAAGCCAACUUCAGCAACAUUCUUGAAACAAACUUUACUGUUAGUGGUCUCACAGAAGAUGCUUCUUAUGAAUUCCGUGUAUUAGCAAGAAACUCAGCUGGGGCUGUCAGCAAACCAUCUAAACCUUCAGAGGUCAUUGUCUGCAGAGAUGACAUUGAAGAGCCAAAAAUUGAUGCUGAUGCAAGUUUCAGUAGUGCUGUGGUAGUGAAAGCAGGAGAUGUCUUCAAGCUAGAUGCACGUGUUACAGGUCGCCCAAUUCCAUCCUUGGUUUGGACUAAAGAUGGCAAGGAGCUUGAGGACACUGGAAAACUAGAGAUCAAAACAUCAGAUUUCUAUACUUGUUUGAUUAACAAAGAUUCUUUACGUAGAGAUGGCGGUGUAUACGCUCUAACUGCUAGCAAUCCGGGAGGAUUUGCCAAAUUUGUCUUCAACGUUAAAGUUCUUGACAGACCUGGCCCACCUGAAGGACCACUGCAUGUCACAGACAUGACAACAGAGAAAUGUAUUCUGUCAUGGCUGCCACCACUUCAUGAUGGAGGAGGAAAGAUUGAAUAUUACAUCAUUCAGAGACGUGAAACAAGUAGACUUACAUGGACAAAUGUAGCCACGGAUUUACAAGUAAACCGCUAUAAGGUUACCAAAUUGCUGAAAGGAAAUGAAUAUAUUUUCAGAGUCAUGGCUGUGAACAAGUAUGGAGUUGGAGAACCUCUUGAAUCUGAGCCUGCUGUUGCCACUAACCCAUAUGUGCCUUCUGAUCCUCCACAGGCACCAGAAGUAACUGCUAUCACAAAACAUUCAAUGGUGGUGUGUUGGGGACAUCCUGAACACAAUGGUGGAAGUAGUAUAAAUACCUACAUCAUUGAGAGGAGAGAUAAAACUGGUCUUCGUUGGGUAAAAUGCAAUAAAAGAACUGUUACUGAUCUGCGCUUCAAAGUGUCAGGACUAACACCUGGACAUGAGUAUGAAUACAGAAUCCUAGCCGAAAAUGCUGCUGGCUUAAGUGCACCAAGCCCUUCAAGUCCAUUCUACAAAGCAUGUGACACAAUAUUUCAACCUGGACCCCCUGGAAAUCCUAGGGUUUUGGAUACAAGUAAGUCAUCCAUUACUAUUGCUUGGAAUAAACCAGUUUAUGAUGGUGGCUCAGAUAUCACAGGCUAUAUUGUUGAAACAUGCCUGCCAGAGGAAGAUGAAUGGACAAUUGUCACUCCAAAGGCUGGGCUAACAGCAACAUCAUUCACCAUAACCAACCUUAUUGAAAACCAAGAAUAUAAGAUCAAUAUUUCAGCUCUUAACUGUGAAGGUGUUGGAGAGCCAGCCUCUGUACCUGGUUCACCAAAAGCAGAAGACAGACUCCUUCUACCCGAAAUCGAGCUUGACUCAGACCUUCGCAAAGUAGUGAACAUCAGAGCAUGUAGUAACUUAAGAUUAUUUGUGCCAAUUAAAGGAAGACCUGCACCAGAAGUCAGAUGGUCAAGGGAGACAGGUGAACCCCUUGAUAAAGCAUCAAUUGAAAUUACAUCAUCUUUCACCACAUUGGUUAUCGAGAAUGUAAACCGAUUUGAUGGUGGAAAAUACAUGCUAACAGUGGAAAACAGUUCAGGAACUAAAACGGCGUUUGUUAAUGUCCGAGUUCUUGACACUCCUGAUGCACCACAGAACCUUACAAUCAAAGAAAUCACAAAAGAUUCUGCUUCCCUCAUCUGGGAUCCUCCAGUCAUUGAUGGUGGAUCAAGAAUCAGGCAUUAUAUUGUUGAAAAACGUGAAUCUACACGAAAAGCAUAUUCCAUCGUUAAUACCUCCUGUCCCAAAACAAGUUGUAGAAUUGGAGACUUACAAGAAGGAAGCAUGUAUUUCUUCAGAAUUUUGGCUGAAAAUGAGUAUGGUGUUGGUCUUCCAGUAGAGACCACGGAAGCUAUAAAAAUCUCUGAGAGACCUCUUCCUCCUGGAAAAGUGACUCUAAAAGAAGUAACUGGCAACAGUGUAACACUUUCUUGGGAGAAGCCGGACCAUGAUGGAGGAAGCAGAAUUACGGGUUAUAUUGUUGAAAUGCAAGGGAAAAACAGUGAAAAAUGGACGCAAGUAAUGACUGUUAAAGUAACAGAGGCAGUUGUUGUUGGCCUAACACAAGGUGAAGAAUACUUCUUCCGUAUUUCAGCAACUAAUGAAAAGGGAACCAGUGAUCCACGUCCACUUAGUGUCCCUGUGGUUGCUAUGGAUGUUGUUAUUGCUCCUGCCUUCAAACUUUUGUUCAGCACAUUCAGUGUUCUGGCAGGUGAUGAUCUGAAAAUUGACGUGCCUUAUGUUGCUCAGCCCAAGGCAGCAGUUACCUGGCAAAAAGAUGGUAUUGCUCUGAAAGAGACAACAAGAGUAAAUGCUGAAAUAGCAGAGAGACACCUUUACCUUGUGAUAAAAGAGGCAACACGGGAUGAUGUGGGCAAAUAUACUAUUAAACUGACAAACUUAGCUGGUGAAGCUACAGCAGACAUCAGUGUUAUUGUACUUGAUAAACCUGGACCACCAACUGGCCCAAUCAAAAUAGAGGAGGUAACUGCAGACUGUGUUACAUUGUCAUGGCAGCCUCCAGAGUACGAGGGAGGCUGUAGCAUUAAUAACUAUAUUGUGGAAAAACGAGAUACAUCCACCACCAACUGGCAGAUUGUAUCUGCAACAGUGGCAAGAACAACAACUAAAGCUGCAAGAUUGAAGACUGGCUGUGAAUAUCAAUUUAGGAUUGCUGCUGAAAAUAGAUAUGGAAAGAGUUCAGUUCUUUUGUCUGAGCCUGUUGUUGCACAAUAUCCCUUUGAGGUUCCAAAUCCACCAGGAACUCCAACUGUUCAAUCUGCUACUAAAGAAAGCAUGGUUAUUGUGUGGAACAAACCCAGUAGUGAUGGUGGAAGCAAGAUUUUGGGAUAUCACAUUGAGAGUAAGGAAAGAAACAGCUUGUUGUGGGUAAAGCAAAACAAAACACUCAUUCCAGACACAAGAUUCAAGAUAGGUGGCCUUGAAGAAGGCAUUGAAUAUGAAUUUAGAGUUUAUGCUGAGAAUAUAGUUGGUCUAAGCAAAGCAAGCAAAGUAUCAGAAAUCCAGGUGGCUAGAGAUCCAUGUGACCCUCCAGGCAAACCUGAAGCAGUGAUUGUCACCAGAAGCUCUGUAACACUCAGGUGGACACCACCACAGUUUGAUGGCGGCAGCAAGAUUACAGGAUAUGUCAUUGAGAAAAAAGAAUUGCCUAAUGGCCGCUGGAUGAAAGCUUCUUUUACGAAUAUCAUUGAGACCGAAUUUGUUGUCAGUGGUUUGGUAGAGGAGCAGCAGUAUGAAUUUCGUGUCAUUGCAAAAAAUGCUGCAGGUGUGUCUAGUGUUCCAUCAGACAGUACUGGUGCAAUCACAGCCAAGGAUGAAGUUGAUCCACCCCAAAUUGACUUGGAUGCCAAAUAUUCUCAAACUAUUGUUGUUAAUGCUGGAGAAUCAUUCAAAGUAGAUGCAAGAAUACUUGGCAAACCUAUUCCUUCAGUUCACUGGAUAAAAUCUGGCGAAGAACUUACAAAUACUGCAAGACUUGAGAUAAAGAAUACUGACUUCACAACUACUCUUAGUGUGAAGGAGGCUAUCCGUGUUGAUGGAGGGCAGUAUACCUUGCUAUUAAAAAAUGUUGGUGGAGCGAAAUCAGUAGUUGUCAAUGUCAAGGUUCUGGACAGACCUGGGCCUCCAGAUGGCCCAAUUUCAAUCUAUGGGGUUACCAGUGAAAAGUGCUGCAUUGGCUGGAAAACUCCAUUGCACGAUGGAGGUGCAGAGGUGUCUCAUUACAUUGUGGAAAGAAGAGAGACCAGCCGCUUAGUUUGGACUGUUGUGGAAUCUAAGGUACAAACCCUCAAUCUGAAAAUUACAAAACUCCUUCCUGGAAAUGAGUAUAUUUUCAGAGUGAUACCUGUAAAUAAAUAUGGAAUUGGUGAGCCUUUAGAAUCUGAUCCAGUGAUUGCAGCAAAUCCAUUUGUACCACCUGAUGCACCAAGUAAUGUUGAAGUGUCAAAUAUAACAAAGGAUUCCAUGGUUAUCACAUGGCAAAGACCCACUAAUGAUGGCGGCAAUGCAAUUACAGGAUAUAUUGUUGAAAAGAGAGACAAAGAAGGUGUUAGGUGGGCAAGAUGCAACAAACGUGUAGUGAGUGAACUACGCUUUAGAGUAACAGGACUUCUUGAAAACCGAAGUUAUGAAUUCCGUGUGUCUGCUGAGAAUGCAGCUGGAGUUGGUAAACCAAGUCCACCCACAGUGUACUUCAAGGCAGUGGAUCAAGUCUUCAAGCCUGGUCCACCAAACAACCCCAAGGUAAUUGAUGUCUCAAGAGCAUCUGUUGUCCUGCAUUGGGGAAAGCCAAUUUAUGAUGGUGGCUGUGAAAUUCAGAGUUACAUUGUUGAGGCAUUUGAAGUCACUUCCGAUGAAUGGAUGAUGUGUACACCACCCUCUGGAAUAACAGAGACAAGAUUUGAAGUUAAAAAACUGCUUGAAAAGCAUGAGUACAAAUUCAGAAUCUGUGCCAUAAAUAAGGUUGGUGUGGGAGAAACUGCUGAUAUCCCAGGAUCCAUUAUCAUAGAGGAUAAACUUGAGGCACCAGAUAUUGAUCUUGAUGCUGACUUGAGAAAGAUGAUUACUGUCAGGGCUGGAGGCUCUCUAAGAUUGUUUGUUCCUAUUCGUGGACGGCCAACUCCUGAAGUCAAGUGGGGAAAGGCUGAAGGGGAAAUCAACGAGGCAGCUCAAAUUGAUAUUACAAGCAGUUUCACUUCACUCAUAAUUGAAAAUGUUAAUAGAUUUGACAGUGGAAAAUACACUUUAACUCUGGAAAAUGCCAGUGGAACAAAAUCGGCAUUUAUUAGUGUCAGAGUAUUAGAUAAUCCUGAUGCGCCUGCAAACUUCCGUGUGAAGGAAAUAACAAAGAAUUCAGUCACUCUUACCUGGGAGCCACCGUUGCUAGAUGGUGGAGCUAAAAUUAAAAAUUACAUUGUUGAAAAACGAGAGAGUACAAGAAAGGUAUACUCUGCUGUUGUUACCUGCAACAAGAUGACAUGGAAAAUUGAACCACUCCAAGAGGGAAGCAACUUUUUCUUCAGGGUUCUUGCUGAAAAUGAACAUGGUAUUGGAUUGCCGGCAGAGACUCUAGAACCAAUAAAAAUCUCAGAGGUGCCACAACCCGCUGGUAAAGUUUCUGUAGUGGACGUUACAAGGAAGAGUGUUUCCCUUAAAUGGGAAAAACCAGAGCAUGAUGGAGGCAGCAGAAUUACUUAUUACGAAGUUGAAAUGCAAGCAAAGGAUCAAGAUAAAUGGUCUCUUUGUGCUCAAGUAAAAUCCCUCGACACUGUUGUAACUAAUUUAGUCCAAGGUGGGGAGUACAAUUUCAGAGUUAUUGCCGUCAAUGACAAAGGAAAGAGUGAUCCCAGACUCUUGGCAAAUCCUGUUGUUGCAAAGGACCUUGCUAUUCAGCCCACAGUAAGAACAAAACUUAGCACCUACAAUGUACAGGUUGGGCAAGAUUUGAAAAUUGAAGCACGAAUUUCUGGUCAUCCAAAACCAACUAUUACAUGGAACAAAGAUGGUUCAGCUCUGAAACAGACCACAAGAGUAAAUGUUGCUGACACUGCACAUCAUACCACUCUUACCAUCAAAGAUGCAACAAGAGAAGAUGGUGGUAUGUAUAACAUUGCUGUGGCUAAUGUACUUGGACAAGCAGAAGCCACUGUUGAAAUAAUUAUACUUGAAAAGCCUGGCCCACCAACUGGCCCAGUCAGGAUUGAUGAAGUGAGUGCAGAGAGCAUUACAUUAUCUUGGGACCCACCAACAUACACUGGAGGCUGCCAGAUUUCAAAUUAUGUUGUCCAAAAGAGAGACACCACCACCACUAACUGGGUAGUUGUUUCUGCCACAGUAGCAAGAACCACACUUAAAGUUAGUAAUUUAAAAACUGGAGCUGAAUACCAGUUUAGAAUUUUUGCUGAGAAUAGGUAUGGUAAAAGCUAUGGCAUUGACUCAGAUCCGGUUCUUGCCCAGUAUCCUUUCAAGGAGCCUGGGCCUCCAGGAACUCCAUUUGUGUCUGCAUUCACAAAAGAAUCUAUGGUUGUUGAAUGGCACAAGCCAGUCUCAGAUGGUGGAAGUGCUAUUCUAGGAUAUCAUCUAGAGAGAAAAGAGAAAAAUAGCAUUCUUUGGACAAAGAUCAAUAAAAUACUCAUUCAAGACACCAGAUUUAAAACAUCUCCAUUGGAAGAGGGCAUUGAAUAUGAAUUCAGAGUCUAUGCUGAAAACAUAGUUGGAAUUGGAAUGUGCAGCAAAAUUUCUGAGGGUUGUGUGGCACGUGACCCAUGUGACCCACCAGGCACCCCUGUGCCAGUGAUUGUGACAAGACACUCAGUGAAACUUAGAUGGACACCACCGGAAUAUGAUGGAGGCAGCCUUGUCACUGGAUAUGUUGUGGAGAAACGAGACCUGCCAGAGGGUCGUUGGAUGAAAGCUAGUUUUGCAAAUAUUCUUGAAACUGAAUUUACAGUCACAGGCCUGAUAGAAGACUGCAAAUAUGAUUUCAGAGUUAUUGCCAGAAAUGGAGCUGGAUCAGUUAGUAGACCCUCUAUGAGCACAGGCUCAAUUACAGCUAAGGAUGAAGUUGAACCACCAACCUAUGAGGUUGCCUCAGAGUAUAGCCAAAUUUUGACCGUGAAUGCCGGAGACACAUUUACCCUGGAAGCAUCCAUACUAGGAAAGCCUGUUCCAACAAUGCAGUGGUUUAAGAGUGAUGUGGAAGUUGAAAAUUCAGCAAGAGCUGAAAUCAAGAACACUGACUUCAAAGCAAUUCUUGUUGUCAAAGAUGCCAUUCGAAUUGAUGGAGGACAGUACACAUUGCACCUCACUAAUGUGGCUGGAACAAAGUCUGUUUCCUUCAGUGUAAGAGUCCUUGAUAGACCUGGACCCCCUGAAGGUCCUUUUUCUGUCUCUGGUGUAACAUGUGAGAAGUGCUCAUUGUCAUGGCUGCCUCCAAAACAUGAUGGUGGCAGUAGCAUUUCUCAUUAUAUCAUACAGAAGAGAGAAACAAGUCGUCUUGCUUGGACUGUAGUUUCAGGUGAUUGUGGAGCAACCAUGUUUAAAGUUACUAAACUUUUAAAAGGAAAUGAAUACAUAUUCCGUGUAAUGGCUGUCAACAAGUAUGGAGUUGGUGAACCACUUGAAUCUGCACCAGUGAAUAUGAGAAAUCCUUUUGUUCCAUCUGGGCCACCUAAAGAACUAGAAGUAACAAAUAUUUCAAGGGAUUCUAUGACAGUAUGCUGGACUCGUCCUGAGACUGAUGGUGGAAGUGAAAUUGUUGGUUAUAUUGUAGAGAAGAGAGACAGAGCUGGAGUGCGGUGGACAAAAUGUAACAAACGCAGAGUCACAGACUUACGUUUCAGAGUCACAGGCUUGACAGAGGAUCAUGAAUAUGAAUUUAGGUUAUCUGCAGAAAAUGCUGCUGGAGUUGGACAGCCAAGUCCACCAUCUGUUUAUUACAAAGCCUGUGAUCCAACAUUUAAGCCUGGCCCACCAACUAAUGCACACCUUGUUGACACUACAAAGAAUUCAGUCACAAUUGCAUGGAGUAGACCAAUAUAUGAUGGUGGUUUAGACGUCCAAGGCUAUGUUGUUGAGAUAUGUAAAGCUGAUGAAGAAGAAUGGACCACAUGUACUCCACCCUCUGGAUUAAAUGAUACUACAUUUACAAUAACUAAACUUACUGAACACCAAGAAUACAAAGUCCACAUAUGUGCUUUUAAUAAACUGGGUGUUGGUGAGCCAGUGUCUAUCCAAGGAACUGUCAAACCAGUGGAUAAGAUGGAUGCCCCUGAAAUUGAGCUUGACUCGGAGUUGAGGAAAGGAAUUGUUGUGCAUGCUGGAGGGUCUAUGAGAAUCAACAUACCAUUCAAAGGACGCCCCAUUCCUGAGAUAAACUGGACCAAGGAUGAGGGAGAUUUACCAGAUAAAGCCCAAAUAGAAAAGGGACCAGAUUACACUCAGUUAUCAAUUGAUAUAUGUGACAGAAAUGAUGCUGGUAAAUAUACUCUGACUUUGGAAAAUAAUGCUGGCACUAAAUCAGCCUUUGUGUCAGUAAAAGUACUCGAUACACCAGGUGCUCCACAGAACCUUGUUGUGAAAGAUGUAACAAGAAACUACACCACCCUCGUUUGGGAACCUCCACUUAUAGAUGGUGGUUCAAAAAUAAAAAAUUAUAUAAUUGACAAGAGAGAAUCAAAUAGACAAGGAUUUGUAAACAUUACUACCAAGUGCUCCAAGACCAGCUUCCGUGUUGGUGAUUUGACAGAAGGUGGUGUUUAUUACUUCAGAGUCAUGGCAGAAAAUGAAUUUGGAAUUGGUCUCCCUGUAGAAACAGAAGAAUCCGUGAAGACAGCAGAUCCUCCUUUAUCUGUCGGCAAGGUAACUUUGACUGAUGUGACAAAAACAACAGCAUCACUUUCAUGGGAUAAACCAGAUCAUGAUGGUGGUAGUAGAAUCUUGGGUUAUUAUAUUGAAAUGCAGCCAAAAGGAUCAGAGGAAUGGACAAUUGCUACAGUCACCAAAACAGGUGAAGGUACAGUGACAGGACUUAGUUCAGGACAAGAGUACCUCUUCAGAGUUUUAGCUUACAAUGAGAAAGGAAAAAGUGAUCCAAGGCCAUUGACUGCUCCUGUCGUAGCCAAAGAUGUUACUAUUGAACCAAGCUUCAAACUACUUUUCAACACAUACAGCGUUCAAUGGAAACCCCCCAGCAAUAAUGGAGGUAGCCCUAUUAUUGGGUAUCACCUUGAGCGUAAAGAAAAGAACAGCAUCUUAUGGACCAAACUUAACAAGCUUCUUAUCGCUGACACUCGAUUCAAAACAAAUGGUCUGGAGGAGGGAAUUGAAUAUGAAUAUAAAGUGUUUGCUGAAAAUAUGGCAGGAAUCAGUCCAUCAAGCAAAGUCUCAGAAAGUGUUGUUGCACGUGAUCCCUGUGAUCCCCCUGGAACUCCUGAAGCCAUUGUUAUCACAAGAAACCUAGUAACUCUUCAGUGGGCAAAACCACAGUAUGAUGGUGGCAGUGCUAUUACAGGAUACAUUAUUGAAAGGAAGAAGCUGCCUGAAGGUCGUUGGAUGAAGGCCAGCUUUACAAAUAUUAUACACACACAAUUUACAAUAACUGGAUUGGAAGAAGAACAAAGAUAUGAAUUUAGAGUAAUUGCCAAAAAUGCAGCUGGUAAUUUAAGUGUACCCUCUGAAAGCACUGGACCCAUUACUGCUCAGGAUGAGAUUGAAGCUCCAUCUGUCUCCAUGGAUUCAAAAUUUAAAGAUGUUAUCACUGUAAAGGCUGGUGAGUCCUUUUCUAUUGAUGCAGACAUUGCUGGAAAACCUCUUCCUGAUAUUAUGUGGCUUAAGGAUGGAAAAGAAAUUGACAGUGCUACACCCAGAAUGGAGAUUAAAUCCACCAUCACACAAACAGUUUUGACUGUUAAGGACUGCAUUAGAGUAGAUGGUGGUCAUUUCCUCUUAAGUCUCAGUAAUGUUGGUGGAACCAAACAGGUACCCAUUAGUGUCAAAGUUCUUGAUAGACCUGGUCCACCUGAUGGCCCUCUGAAUGUAACUGGUGUCACAGCAGAAAAAUGCUAUUUGCACUGGAGCCACCCAUCACAUGACGGUGGAGCUGGCAUUUCUCAUUAUAUUAUUGAAAAGAGAGAAACUAGCAGACUGUCAUGGACAGUAGUGGAACCUAAAAUUCAAGCAAUUAGUUACAAAGUCACUAAACUCCUACCUGGUAAUGAGUAUAUAUUCAGAGUCAUGGCAGUGAACAAGUAUGGUAUUGGCGAACCACUUGAUGGCGGAUCACAAAUUGAUGGUUAUGUUCUUGAGAAACGUGAUAAAGAGGGUAUAAGAUGGACAAAGUGUAACAAGAAAAGACUGAAUGACUUGAGAUUCAGAGCCACUGGGCUUACAGAGGGACACUUCUAUGAAUUCAGAGUAUCUGCUGAAAAUGCUGCUGGUGUGGGCACACCAAGUGAACCAUCUCAAUAUUACAAAGCUUGUGAUGCAACUUAUCCUCCUGGUCCUCCUAAUAAUCCUAAAAUAACAGAUCACUCAAGCACAACUGUUUCCUUGGCAUGGAGUAGACCAAUUUAUGAUGGUGGAGCACUGGUCUCAGGAUACAUUGUUGAGGCAAAGGAAGUUAGUGAAGAUGAAUGGACAGUAUGCACUCCACCAACCGGUGUGCAAACAACUCACUUCACCGUCAAAACAUUAAAGGAAAAUGCAGAAUACAACUUCCGUAUUUGUGCACUAAAUAUUGAGGGGGCUGGAGAGCAUGUUGAUGUUCCAGGAUCUGUAAUUGCUGCUGAAAAACUUGAAGCUCCUGAGAUAGAACUUGAUGCAGAUCUUAGGAAAUGUGUGACUGUGCGUGCCAGUGCAACACUUCGAUUAUUUGUCGCCAUAAGGGGAAGGCCCGAGCCAGAGGUUAAGUGGACAAAGGCAGAUGGUACCUUACCAGAGCGGGCUCAAAUUGAAGUAACAGGCUCUUAUACUGUGCUUGUUAUUGACAAUGUUAACCGAUUUGAUACUGGAAAAUAUGUUGUGACCCUUGAAAAUAAUAGUGGCACAAAAUCUUCAUUUAUUAAUGUCAAGGUCCUUGACUCUCCAAGUGCUCCAGUGAAUUUUGAAAUUAAGGAUGUAAAGAGAGAUUAUGUCCAGCUACAGUGGGAGCCUCCACAAAUUGAUGGUGGAGCCAGGAUCACCCAUUACAUUGUGGAAAAGCGUGAAUCUAAAAGGCUGGCAUUCACAACUGUGACAAACAGCUGUGUCAGAAAUUCAUUCAAGGUUGAUGAUCUCCAAGAAGGAGGUCUUUACCACUUCCGUGUUUUGGCUGUGAAUGAACUUGGUGUUGGUUUGCCUGCAGAGACCAUAGAGGCUGUCAAAGUUUCCCAAGCACCCUUACCACCUGGUAAAAUUACAGUUGUUGAUGUAACUCGCCACACUGUUACUCUAGCAUGGGAAAAGCCAGAUCAUGAUGGUGGCAGCAAAAUCACAGGCUACACAGUGGAAAUGAUGACUAAGGGAUCAGAUAAAUGGACUGUAUGUGCUACAGUAAAGGCACUCGAAACCACAAUUGAAGGACUUACAACAGGAGAGGAAUACAGUUUCAGAAUUACAGCAGUUAAUGACAAAGGAAAGAGUGAUUCUAAACCCCUGGGAGCAUCUGUUGUGGCACGAGAUAUUACUAUUGAACCCAUUGUUGAUUUGCUGUUUAAUACCUACAGUGUGAAGGCUGGAGAUGAUCUCAAAAUAGAUGUUCCAUUCAGAGGCAGACCUCUUCCAGAGGUUACAUGGAAAAAGGAUGGUCACUCAUUGAAGCAAACAACCAGAGUUAAUGUUUUGACAUCAAAGACAUCAUCAAAGAUUGUCAUCAAGGAUUCAACAAGAGAGGAUGCUGGAAAAUAUGAAAUUAUUUUAACCAAUUCGAUUGGCAUUAAAUCAGCAGAAAUAUCUGUUAUUGUUCUUGAUAAACCAGGUCCACCAGGUGCAAUCAAGGUAGAGGAAAUAAGUGCUGAUUUUAUUUCACUAUCAUGGGACCCUCCAAUUUAUGAUGGUGGUUGUCAAAUUAAUAAUUAUGUAGUCGAGAAGAGAGAUAUGACCACUACAGCAUGGCAAAUUGUUUCAGCAACCGUUGCUAGAACAUCAAUCAAAGUAACUCGUUUGACACAAGGAACAGAAUAUCAGUUCCGUGUUGCUGCAGAGAAUCGUUAUGGAAAAAGCCAUGCAAUUGACUCUGCUCCAGUAGUUGCACAGUAUCCCUUCUCACCUCCAGGCCCUCCAACCAGUCUUCACAUUGCUCAAGCCACUAAAUCAGGAAUGCUAGUUACCUGGAACAGACCAGCAAGUGAUGGUGGCAGUCCCGUCUUUGGAUAUCACUUGGAAUGCAAAGAUCAGAGCAGCAUUCUCUGGGCAAAGAUGAACAGAGGGCCUAUUACAGAAACUCAGUUCAAGGUAACUGGUUUGGAAGAAGGUCUCUUGUAUCAGUAUAGAGUAUAUGCUGAGAAUAUAGCUGGCAUUGGACCUUGCACAAAGGCAUGUGAUCCUGUUUCUGCCCGAGAUCCAUGUGCACCUCCAGGUCAGCCAGUAGUUAUGAACAUCACAAGAACAUCUGUUUCUCUCUCCUGGGUAAUACCUGAGUUUGAUGGUGGAGCUAAGGUGACUGGUUACAUUGUUGAACGCAGGGAACUUCCAGAUGGACGAUGGUUAAAGUGUAAUUUCACCAAUCUUCAAGAAACAUUCUUUGACGUGACUGGUCUGAUGGAAGAUCAGAGAUAUGAUUUCCAUAUAAUUGCUAAGAAUGCAGCUGGCUUACUCAGUGAACCAUCAGAGGGUACAGGACCUGUGACUGUAAAAGAUGAUGUUGAUCCACCACGCAUCACAAUUGAGGACAAGCUAAGACAACUGGUUGUAGUGAAAGCUGGAGACAUACUUAGAAUUGAUGCUGAAAUAUCAGGACGUCCAAUUCCUGUGACUUCAUGGGCAAAGGAUGGGAAAGAAAUUGAAGCCAAGGCCAGAUUUGAGAUUUCUUCAACACUCACUAGUACAACAAUAAUUGUGAGAGAUGCCAUUAGACGAGACUCUGGACAGUAUGUUCUAACAUUGCAAAAUGUUGCAGGCACCAGAUCUUUGGCAGUAAACUGUAAGGUCCUGGACAGGCCUGGCCCAUCAGCUGGACCGUUGGAAGUAACUGGUUUGACUGCAGAGAAAUGUACAUUGAACUGGGGACCACCUCAAGAAAAUGGAGGUGCUGAAAUUCAGCACUACAUAGUUGAGAAACGUGAAACAAGCCGGCUUGCCUGGACUCUGGUCUAUGCAGAUAUGAAAGCCACAACAUGUAAAGCAACAAAACUGCUCAAAGGCAAUGAGUAUAUAUUUAGAGUUCGAGGAGUUAAUAAGUAUGGAACCGGUGAAGCUCUGGAGAGUGAUCCUGUUAAGGCAAUGGAUCCAUUUACAAUCCCUGCUGCACCUACAAAUGUUGAUGUCACCAGUGUUACAAGUGAAGCAAUGACAAUUUGCUGGGAAAGACCUGUCUCUGAUGGAGGCAGUAGUAUUUCUGGCUAUGUAAUUGAGAAACGUGAGAAAUCUGGUCUCCGCUGGGUACGUGUCAACAAAAAGCCUGUUUAUGACUUAAGAGUAAAAGCUUCCAAUCUCCGUGAAGGAUGUGAGUAUGAAUACAGAGUAUUUGCAGAGAAUGCUGCUGGUUUGAGUGCACCUAGUGCUGAAAACCAUGCUGGACUUAGCGACCCCAAGGACAUGGUUUUACCCGUGCUUGUAAAAGAUCAGCUGGAGGCACCUGAAAUUAACAUGAAGGACUUCCAACACAACACUGCCUAUGUUAAGGCAGGUUCAAAUCUCAAGAUUGAGAUCCCCCUCACUGGUAAACCACUACCAAAAGUAUCCCUAUCUAAGGAUGGACAGGUUCUAAAGUCAACCAUGAGAUUCAACUCAGAUGUGACAACUGACUCCCUUAUAAUUUCUUUGCGUGAGAGUGUUGCUUCAGACGCAGGCAGAUAUGAUAUCACGGCCUCCAACUCCAGUGGAACCACAAAGUCUUUUGUGAAUAUUGUGGUCCUUGACAGACCAAGCCCACCAGUUGGUCCUGUUGAAAUGUGUGAUGUCACAGAAGACAGUGUCAGUCUAAAAUGGUUGCCUCCUGCUUAUGAUGGUGGUAGCCCAAUCACCAACUACAUUGUUUUCAAACGUGAGACCACUACUGCAAACUGGAUAGAAGUCUCAUCUGCUGUUGCACGGUGCACAAUCAAGAUCAUGAAGCUGAUUAAUGGAGUUGAGUACCAGUUUAGAAUCAGGGCUGAGAAUCGUUUUGGCAUCAGUGACCACAUUGAUUCACCAACUGUUACAGUCAGUCUUCCAUACACACUCCCUGUGGCACCUUCACAACCAUGGGUAUCAACUGUAACAAAGGAAAGUAUUACUGUUAACUGGAAGGAGCCAUCUUCAGAUGGUGGAAGCCAUGUCUUUGGAUAUCACCUUCAGAUGAAAGACAGAAACAGCAUUCUUUGGCAGAAAGUUAACACUACUGUUAUCCGUGCUACACACUUCAAAGUAUCAAACGUGAAUGCUGGUCUGAUCUAUGAGUUCAAGGUUGCAGCUGAAAAUGCUGCUGGCAUUGGUCCAGUUAGCAAGCCCUCAGAUCCUGUGCUUGCAAUUGAUGCUUGUGAACCUCCAAACAGCCUUAGAGUCACUGAUAUCACAAAGAGUUCCAUUAGCCUUUCCUGGGAGAAACCCUCAUAUGAUGGAGGAAGUAAAAUUACUGGAUAUUUGAUUGAAAGGAAAGAUGGUCCAAAAGGCAGAUGGUCAAAAGCUAAUUUGACAAAUGUUACUGACACAAAGUUUACUGUAUCAGGCUUGACUCAGAAUGAAUCUUAUGAAUUCCGGGUCAUGGCUAAGAAUGCAGUUGGCUCCAUUAGUAACCCAUCAGCAACUGUUGGACCAGUCACAUGUGUGGAUACAUAUGGUGCCCCUGAGAUUGAACUUCCUCCAGAAUAUUUUGAUGUUGUGAAAUAUAAAGCAGGUGCUACAGUUCAGCUUAAAAUUGGUAUUAUUGCUAAACCUCAACCAACAAUUGAAUGGUACAAGGAUGGAAAAGAGCUUGAGUCUGGAGCUCAGAUUUCCAUUUCCAACACCACUGUGUUUGCAUGCAUCUCAAUCAGGGAAGCCAGCCGUUUGAAUAGUGGAACAUAUGAACUCAAGAUAAAGAACUCUUUAGGCUCAUCAUAUGCAGCUGUCAGAGUACUUGUCCAAGACAAGCCAGGACCCCCUGAUGGAGAGAUACAGUUCAAGAAAGUCACAGCAGAUACUAUGACUAUCAUGUGGGAUCCUCCAGCUGAUGAAGGUGGAGCAAUGGUUACCCACUACAUUGUGGAGAAACGUGAAACAAGCAGAAUUUUGUGGUCCAUUAUCUCAGAAAAACUAGAAGACUGCAUUGUCACAGUCCCAAGGCUAAUUAAGGGCAAUGAAUACAUAUUCCGUGUUCGUGGUGUAAACAAAUAUGGAGUUGGAGAUCCUCUGGAAUCUAGACCAGUAAUUGCACAGAAUUCCUUUGUUCCUCCUAGUCGGCCUUCUAAACCCCAAGUCACAAUGAUUACCAGGUCAACAAUGACUGUGGUAUGGGAAAGACCAAGUUUAGAUGGUGGCAGUGACAUUGAUGGAUAUUACUUAGAGAAGAGGGAGAAGAAAAGUCUACAGUGGUUCAAGGUUAUUAAAGAUCCAAUUCGUGAUACCAGACAGAAAGUCAGCAACCUCACAGAAGGAAAUGAAUUUCAGUAUCGUGUCUGUGCAAUCAACAAAGCUGGAGCAGGCCCAUAUUCUGAUGUGUCCAUCUUUUACAAAGCUUAUGACCCAAUUGAUCCACCAAGUGAGCCAACCAAGCUCAGAGUUGUUGAUUCAACAAAGACAUCUAUUACCCUUGGAUGGGUCAAGCCUGUCUAUGAUGGUGGCAGCGAAAUUACAAGUUAUGUUGUUGAACAAAGAAUGGCAGAUGAGACCGAAUGGGGCACUAUAAGUUCUAAAGGAGAAGUAAGAACAACUGAGUUUGUAGUGUCCCACUUGAAACCUGGAGUGUACUACUUCUUCCGUGUCUCUGCUGUUAAUUGUGUUGGAACUGGACAUUCAAUUGAGAUGGUGCAGCCAAUGCAAGCCAAAGAUAUUCUGGAGGAGGCGGAUGUGGAUCUUGACAUCUCAAUGUCAACUCAGUACAUAGCAAAGGCUGGUAGAGAUGUGGAGAUUGUAAUCCCUCUUAAGGGUAGACCUACUCCAAAUGUAACAUGGAGAAAGGGAGACAAAAACAUUAGUGGUGAUGCAAGAUAUGCCAUCAGAAACACAGAAUACUCAACUACACUCAUAAUUCCAAAGGUCACAAGGGAUGACACUGGCAAAUAUCUUCUUGAAAUUGAAAAUGGGGUUGGAGAGCCGAAAACCAUCACAGUGUCUGUUAAAGUAUUAGACACACCAUCUGCUUGUAAUAGGUUGAUAGUGAAGAAUGUGACACGAGGUAAACUCACCUUGAGCUGGGAACCACCCUAUAUAGAUGGUGGCUCUCCAAUCACAAACUACGUUGUUGAAAAGAAGGAUGCUAAGAUGAAGGCAUUCACCAUUGUGACAAAUGAAUGUGCCAAUACAACCUACAGGGUUGAUGGUCUGUCUGAAGAAAUUUACUAUUUCUUCCGUGUUUCUGCUGAAAAUGAAUAUGGUCUUGGUGAUCCUUGUGAGACUGCACAGCCUGUAAGAGCAACCGAGAUGCCUGGUGCUGUAAAAGGCCUUGUACUGGUGGACUCAACUAAUACAUCUGUAUCGUUGGCGUGGACAAAGCCUGAUCAUGAUGGUGGCAGUCACAUUUCUGAGUACAUUAUUGAGAAGAAAACAAAAGAAGAGGAAGCUUGGAGCAUUGGUGGUACAUGCAGGCGUUGCCAGUAUGAGGUAACUCACCUUAAAGAACUUUCAGAAGUUUACUUUAGAGUAUUCGCAAAAAAUGAGAAGGGUCGCAGUGACUUCUCUCAAAUUGGACCCAUCACUGUAAAGGAACUCCUUAUACCACCUGAGGCAAACCUUAUUGACUAUCCUAAUUCAGAAUUAAGUGUUCGCAUUGGACAAAAUGUGAAUAUUGAUUUGCCCUACAAGGGUAAACCUAAACCAACGAUUCAGUGGAUGAAAGAUGACAUGCCACUCAAGGAAAGUGAACAAGUUCGUUUCAGGCAAACAGAGAACAAGGCAAAUCUCAUUGUAAGAAAUGCUAGAAAGGAGAAUGCAGGAAAAUACACCUUGGUCCUUGAUAGUAAACUUGUCAAGAACUUCUUUGACAUUAAAGUCAUUACACUUGGGCCACCCUCUCAGCCUAUAGGUCCAAUUCGUUUUGAUGAAAUUAAAGCCCAGAGCAUUAUCAUCUCAUGGGAUGAACCCCAGGACAACGGUGGAGGCGAGAUCACCUGCUAUAGUGUAGAAAAGCGAGAGAAAUCUCAAGCAGCAUGGAAGAUGAUUUGCUCUAGUGUGGUCAGGACCACAUUCAAGAUACCAAAUUUGGUUAAGGGUACUGAAUACCAAUUUAGGGUGCGUGCAGAGAACAAAUAUGGAAUGAGCGAGCCUCUAACCUCAUUAGAUGUGGUUGCUCAACACCAAUACAAGCCACCAGGUUCACCAGGAAAACCUGUAGUAUUCAAUGUUACAAGUGAUGGCAUGACUGUUCAGUGGGAAGCCCCAGGAUUUGAUGGCGGUUCUCCAAUCACUGGAUAUCAUCUUGAGAAAAAAGACAGGAACAGCUUAUUGUGGAUGAAAGUGAAUUCCAGUGUUAUCUCUGGAAGAGAAUACAGAGUCAUUGGACUUAUUGAAGGUCUGGAGUAUUCAUUCAGAGUUUAUGCACAAAACAAUGCUGGAAUGAGUCCAGUCAGUGAACAGAGCAAGCACAAACUGGCAAUCUCCCCUGUUGAUCCUCCAGGCACACCUAACUGCAUUGAUGUUACAAGAGACUCUGUAACACUUCAGUGGGAACCACCGAAGCGUGAUGGAGGCAGUAGGAUUGUGGCAUACAGUGUUGAAAGGCGUCAAGGAAGAGCACGUUGGUUGAGAUGCAAUUUCAUUGACAUCAGCGAAUGUCAGUUUACUGUAACAGGUCUUGCUGCUGGUGAUCGCUUUGAAUUUAGGGUAAUUGCCAGGAAUGCUGUCGGAACAGUUAGUCCACCUUCUCAGUCAUCUGGCUACAUCAUGACCAAGGAUGAAAGUGUUAUCCCUGAGAUUCAGUUUGAAGCUGAGAAGACCCUCACCAUCAAGGCAGGAGAAAAUAUUAAACUCAACUGCAGUAUAAGUGGCCGCCCUGUACCUCAAGUCACAUGGUAUAAAGAUGGAAAGGAAGUUGAUAAAAUGCUGGUUGACAUCACAACUGUUAUUGGAUCAAGCUCACUGUUCAUCAGAGAUGCUGACCGCAAUGACCGUGGUAUCUACACAGUUGAGGCCAAGAACAGUUCAGGCACAACAAAAGUGGAUGUUCUUGUCAGAGUACAAGAUACCCCUGGACCACCUGAGGGCCCGCUCCGCUUCACAAAUAUAUCUGCAGAGAAAGCAACUCUUUGGUGGAGCCCACCUGAAAAUGAUGGUUGUGCACCUAUCACUAAUUAUGUAAUUGAGAAGCGUGAGACUUCCAGAAUUUCUUGGGCACUUGUAACAUCCAAGUGUGAAGCCUGCUCCUUUAAUGCCACAAAACUGAUUAAAGGCAAUGAAUAUCAGUUCCGUGUAUCUGCUGCCAAUAAAUUUGGUGUGGGCAAGCCACUAGAGUCUGAGCCAAUCAUUGCUCAGAUGCAAUACACGGUACCAGAUGCUCCUGGAACACCUGACUGCACCCAUGUGACAGGAAACAGUAUCACUCUAUGCUGGACAAGACCGAGACAUGAUGGUGGAAAUGAGAUUAAGCAAUAUAUUCUUGAAAGACGAGAAAAGAAGAGCUUAAGAUGGGUGAAGGUUUCUGCAAAGAGACCAAUAUCUGAGCUUAGGCAUAGAGUAACAAACCUUACAGAAGGAAAUGAAUAUGAAUUCCGUGUUAUGGCUGAAAAUGGUGCUGGAAUUGGACCUGCAAGUGGUACAUCCAGAUUGUUCAAAUGCAGAGAACCAACAAGUGCACCCAGUGCUCCAACUCUGGUGAAGGUAAUUGAUUCCACCAAGAUGUCUGUUACCUUGGAAUGGACCAAACCAGUGUUUGAUGGUGGUAUGGAAAUCAUUGGUUACAUUAUUGAGAUGUGCAAGGCAAGCCUCGAGGAAUGGCACAGAGUCAACAACCAGACUUGCAUCCACACACAUUACGCAGUAACAGAGUUAGAACCUGGUGAAGAAUAUAAAUUCCGUGUGUGUGCAGUCAAUGGUGCUGGCAAGGGAGAAUUCUCUGAGACUCCAAAUGUAGUUCAAGCAGUUGAUAGACUGACCUCACCUGAAAUUGAUAUAGAUGCAAACUUCAAGCAGACACAUGUUGUGAAGAGCGGCGGAACAGUUACACUUCAUAUUCCCUUCUGUGGAAAGCCAGCCCCACUUGCCACAUGGACAAAGGCAGAUGGAGAUCUUGGUGUAAUGGUGGAUAUUAAUACCACAGACACAUUCAGCACUUUGACAAUUGAAAAUUGCACCAGGUAUGAUGCUGGCAAGUAUACACUCUCUCUUGAAAACAACAGUGGUCGUAAAGCCAUUACAUUAACAGUCAAAGUGUUGGACACACCUGGCCCUCCUGGACCUCUCUCAUUCAAGGAUGUAACAAGAGGUGCUCUGACACUCAUGUGGGAUGCACCAUCCAAUGAUGGAGGUGCACGUGUUCAUCACUACAUUGUUGAAAAGCGAGAGGCAAGUCGGUUAAGUUGGCAAGAGGUCAGUGAAAAGUGUACACGUCAAAUAUUAAGAGUGGCCAACCUUGAUAUUGGUGUAGCAUAUUUCUUCCGGGUUAUUGCUGAAAAUCAGUAUGGCAAAGGUGAGCCAUUUGAAAUGAUGGAACCUAUUAUAGCCACAGAAGAACCUGCACCUCCUAAGCGACUGGAUGUCAUUGAUACUACAUCCUCAACAGCCAGUUUAGUAUGGAUGAAGCCUGAGCAUGAUGGUGGAAGCCGCAUUACUGGAUACAUUGUUGAGACUAGAAAGAAGGGUUCUGAUCACUGGGUUGUAGGUGGUCAAACCAAAUCUUUAAAAAUGGUUCUUGAAGGCUUGGUUGAGAACACAGAAUAUGAGUUCCGUGUUAAGGCUCAGAAUGAUGCUGGCAUUAGUCAGCCACGAGAUGCCCUAGCCUCUGUCAUUAUAAAGGAGCCACGUAUAGAGCCAACAGCGGAUCUCAGUGGUAUAGAUAAACAGCUCAUCACUUGCAAAACUGGAAAUUCCUUUGCAAUUGAUAUUCCAAUCAGUGGCAGACCAGCCCCCAAGGUAACAUGGAAGCUUGAAGAAAUGAAACUUAAAGAAACAGACAGAGUGUCGAUUAAGAUUUCUAAAGACAGAACAACUCUACUGGUUAAGGAUGCCAAGAGAGGUGACAGUGGAAAGUACUAUCUCACACUUGAAAAUGUAGCUGGAUCAAAAACAUUCACUGUCACUGUCAAUGUCAUUGGUAGACCAGUCCCACCAACUGGACCUGUUGAAAUUUCAGGAAUAUCAUCAGAAUCCUGUGUAUUGACUUGGGGAGAAUCUGCAGAUGAUGGUGGAACAGACAUAACCAAUUAUAUUGUUGAGAAACGUGAGUCUGGCUCCACAAAAUGGCAGGUUGUGAAUUCAAGUGUGAAACGGACCACCAUCAAAGUAACUCAUCUCACAAAGUACAUGGAGUACACUUUCAGAGUCUGUGCUGAGAACAAGUUUGGUGUUAGCAAGUCUAUUGAAUCUCAAGCUAUUGUUGCUGAGCAUCCAUUCAUCUCACCAAGCCCACCAACUCGCCCAGAUGUAGUUUCAGUGUCUGCUAAUGCAAUUUCUAUCCGCUGGGAUGUGCCAUAUCAUGAUGGUGGAAGCCAAGUAACUGGAUACUGGAUUGAGAAAAAGGAGCGUAAUACCAUUCUGUGGGUGAGGGAGAACAAGAUUCCUUGCCUUGAGUGUCACUACAAGGUCUCUAACCUUAUUGAGGGCCUCGAGUAUCAGUUCAGAGUAUAUGCAAUGAACAUCGCUGGUUUGAGUAAAGCAAGUGAACCAUCAAGACCAGUACUGGCUCUAAAUCCAGUUGAUCCACCUGGCAAACCAGAGGUUUAUGAUGUAACCAAGACGUCAGUGUCUAUUAAAUGGUCUAUACCAUUCAAUGAUGGUGGCAGCAAGAUUGUUGGAUAUGUGGUUGAACGCAAGGCAUUAAGUGAUAAUGAAGAAGCUCGUUGGUUGAAGUGCAACUACACUACAAUCACAGAAAACUUCUUUACUAUUACAUCACUCAGUGAGGGAGAGCAGUAUGAAUUCCGUGUCAUUGCCAGAAAUGGUGCUGGAGUCCACAGCAUGCCAUCUGAAUCAACAGGACUUAUCACAUGCAAAGAUGAAUAUACACCACCAAAGGCUGAGCUGGAUAGUAAACUUGUGGGUGAGACGAUCACUAUUAGAGCAGAAUCAGACCUGGUUCUUGAUGCUGCUGUUGGUGGAAAACCAGAGCCUAAGGUUUUUUGGGCCAAGGGUGACAAGGAGCUGGAACUCGGAGAGAAAUACUCACUGACAUACACAAGUACAAGAGCGAUGGCGAUCAUUAAGUCAUGUAAUAGAAAUGACACUGGAAGAUACAUCCUUACCGUGAAGAAUGCAAGUGGAAUCAAAACAGCUGCUGUCAAUGUUAAAGUACUUGAUACACCUGGUCCACCUGAGGGUACAAUAACAAUUAGCAGGGUCACAGAAGAGAAAUGCACAGUUUCCUGGAAGAUGCCAAUGGAGGAUGGUGGAGAUCGUGUCACUCACUAUAUUGUUGAAAGACGUGAGACCAGCAGACUCAACUGGGUCAUCAUGGAAGCUGAAUGCAAGUCUUUGUCUUGUGUCAGCACAAAACUGAUCAAGAACAAUGAGUACAUUUUCCGUGUCAGAGGUGUAAAUAAGUAUGGGCCUGGUGUACCCUUAGAGUCUGAACCAGUGAUUGCAAGAAAUGCUUACUCUGUUCCAUCACCUCCGGAAGCACCAGAGAUUACUGCUAUUGGAAAAGAACAUGUCAUUAUUGAGUGGCUGAAGCCAGAGAGUGAUGGCGGAAGUGAAAUCAAAAACUACCUUGUGGAUAAACGUGAGAAGAGUAGUGUUAGAUGGACAAGAGUGAACAAAACCUACACCAUUUAUGAUACACGCCUCAAAAUCACUGGUCUCCUUGAGGGUAGUGAUUAUCAGUUCCGUGUUGCCGCUGUCAAUGCUGCUGGCACCAGUGUUCCAAGUGAUGCAUCUCAGUACGCUCACUGUAGAGACCCAACAUAUACCCCAGCUCCACCAUCAGUUCCUCGUGUUACAGACACCACAAAGCACAGUAUUAGUAUAACAUGGACACGACCAAUGUAUGAUGGUGGAUCCGAUGUCACAGGCUAUGUUGUUGAAAUUCUGGAGGAGGGAACAGAGCAAUGGUAUAGAGCCACACAGAAGAUACUGACAAGUACUCAGUACACAGUAGCUGGUCUGACAAGUAACAAAAAGUACAGCUUCAGAGUGGCUGCAGUCAAUGCUAUGGGUACUGGAGAGUUCAGUGAAGGCAGUAUUGAGGCUGCACCUUCAGAAAGAGUCGAAAUUCCUGAUAUUGAGCUACCUGAUGAACUGAAGAAGACUGUUUGCAUCAGAGCUGGCAACACUUUACGUCUUCAUGUAACUACAACUGGAAGACCUGCACCAGUUGUUACCUGGAGAAAGCCUGGAAUUGACCUACAAUCCCGUGGAAUCAUAGAUACUACAGAAAACACUACAACUUUAAUAGUUGAGAAGGUUCAUCGUUACGAUGCUGGAAAAUACACAAUUGAGGCAGAAAAUCCAUCUGGCAAGAAAAUAGUUACCAUUCUUGUCAAGGUUUAUGAUACUCCUGGACCAUGUGGUGCAGUAAAUGUUAAAGAUUACACAAAAGAGUCUGUUGUAAUCACAUGGGAUGUGCCUACUGUUGAUGGAGGUGCUCACAUCAACAACUACAUAAUUGAGAAGCGUGAAGCUUCAAUGAAAUCUUACAAAACAGUUACAACAGAAUGCAAGAAGACAUUAUACAGAAUCACUGGACUGGAAGAAGGAACACAGUACUUAUUUAGGGUAUUGCCUGAGAACAUAUAUGGUAUUGGAGAACCUUGUGAAAUUACUGAUCCAGUAUUGGUUUGUGAAGUUCCAUCUGUUCCUCAAGAUCUGUAUGUAAUUGAUACCACAAAAUCUACUGUCAUUCUUGGAUGGGAAAAACCAAUUCAUGAUGGUGGCAGCAGACUUUCUGGCUAUGUUAUUGAAGCCUGCAAAACUGAAAGUGACCGCUGGAUGAAUGUCGCUAGUGCAAAACCAUCUGUGCUACAGCACACAAUUGUCUCACUGAAUGAAAAUGAGCAAUAUCUCUUCAGAAUCAGAGCUGAAAAUAGCAGAGGUGUCAGUGAGCCCAGAGAUCUCAUGACACCUGUAACAAUACAGGAACAGAAAGUCAUGCCAAAGAUUGACUUGACUGGCAUCCCACAAAAGAUUGUCAAUGUGCCAGCUGGUAAGCCAAUUGUGCUCAACAUUCCCAUUAAAGGUAGACCUGCACCAGUGUGUUCAUGGUUCUUUGGUGGAGUCAAGAUAAAGGACAAGCUUGACCGCAUCAAGAUUGAGACAACUGCUAAAUUUACUAAGCUGACAGUCCGUGAAACCACAAUUGAUGAUACUGGUGACUACACUCUUGAAGUGAAAAAUGUCACUGGAACAGCAACUGAGGUCGUCAAAGUUAUCAUUCUUGACAAACCUGGAGUACCUGUUGGGCCUAUGAAAAUUGAUGAGGUUGAUGCCAUAUCAGUGACCUGCAGCUGGGAACCACCACUGAAAGAUGGAGGUGCGAAUGUCAGUGGUUACAUUGUUGAGCAGCGGGAUGCGCAUCGACCUGGAUGGAUGCCAGUGUCUGAAUCUGUCACAAGACCCAUGUUCAAAUUUACAAGACUUGCGGAAGGAACUGAAUAUGUAUUCCGUGUUGCUGCAACAAAUCGUUUUGGUAUUGGCGGGUUCUUGCAAUCUGAAGUUGUUGAGUGCAAGAGUGCCAAAACUGUACCUGGAGCACCCAGCACACCUGAGAUACUUGAUGUGUCUCAUGAUGGCAUGACACUUACUUGGUCACCACCCGAGGAUAAUGGUGGUUCUACUAUCGCUGGCUACAUCAUUGAGCGAAAAGAGGCUGGAUCUGACAGAUGGAUUCGUAUAAAUAAGAAUACAGUGACCAUGACAAGAUACAGAGCCACAGGACUUAUAGAGGGUCUUGAAUAUGAAUAUAGAGUUACAGCAAUCAACUCUAGAGGCUCUGGAAAACCAAGUGCAAACUCUAAACCAACUAUUGCAAUGGAUCCUAUCGAGCCUCCUGGUAUUCCACUGAACCCAAGAGUCACAGAUACCACAAGAACAUCAGUUUCACUUGCUUGGUGUCCUCCGGAGGAAGAGGGAGGUGCCACUAUAACUGGUUAUCUAAUUGAGAUGCAGAAGGUUGACCAGGUUGAAUGGACAAAAUGCAACACAACACCAACAAAGAUUUGUGAAUACACUCUGACACACAUGCCUCAGGGAGCUGAAUACAAGUUCCGUGUGAUGGCAUGUAAUGCUGGUGGAGCUGGAGAACCAGCUGAGAUUCCAGGAGUGGUCAAAGUUACAGAAAUGCUUGAAUAUCCUGAUUUUGAGCUGGAUAAAAUCUACCAGGAAGGCUAUGUUGUCAGACAAGGUGGUGUCAUCAGGCUAUCUGUGCCCAUCAAGGGCAAACCCUUCCCAACAUGCAAGUGGACAAAGGAAGGUCGUGACAAUUCUCACAGAGCUAUGAUUGCAACCAGUGAAGAACGUACUGAGCUUGUGAUUAAGGAAGCCCACAGAGACGACACUGGCACCUAUGACCUUGUGUUGGAAAACAAAUGUGGAAAGAAGGCUGUCUAUAUUAAGGUUAAAGUUAUUGGGCGCCCAGAUCCACCUGAGGGUCCUCUUGAAUUUGAUGAUAUUCAGGCACGUUCAGUCAGAGUGAGUUGGAGACCACCCUCAGAUGAUGGAGGCUCUGAUAUCUUUGGUUACAUUGUGGAGAGGCGAGAGGUGCCUAAAGCAGCUUGGUAUACUGUUGACUCACGUGUGGUCGAUACAUCCCUUGUGGUCAAGGGACUGAAGGAAAAUGUUGAAUAUCACUUCAAGGUUACAGCAGAGAACCAAUUUGGCAUAAGCAAAUCCCUGAAAUCUGAUGAAUCUGUUACACCAAAGACUCCUCUUUGUCCACCAGAACCUCCUAGUUUCCCUCCAGAAAUCAUGGAUGUUACAAAGACCACGGUUGGCCUAUCCUGGUCAAGGCCAAAGGAUGAUGGUGGAUCUCGUGUAACUGGAUACUAUGUUGAGAGAAGAGAGGUUUCCACUGAGAAGUGGGUGCGUCAUAACAAGACUCAUAUCACAACGACAAUGUAUACUCUCACUGGUCUCAUCCCUGAUGCAGAGUACCAGUUCCGUGUGAUUGCUCAAAAUGAUGUUGGUCAAAGUGAGCCUGGACCUGUAUCCGAGUCAGUUGUGUGCAAAGAUCCAUUUGAUAAGCCAGGCCAACCCGGUGAGUUUGAUAUCAUCUCUAUAACCAAGGACAGCAUAACCAUUCAUUGGUUACGUCCUGAAUCUGAUGGUGGAAAAGAGAUCCUUGGGUACUGGAUUGAAUACAGGCAAGCAGGUGAAAGUGCCUGGAAGAAAUGCAACAAAGAGCGUUCAAAGGACAGACAGUUUACCAUGGGAGGACUCAUGGAAGCUACAGAGUACGAGUUCAGAGUGCUUGCUGAAAAUGAAGCUGGACUAAGUAGACCAAGAAGAACAGCAAUGGGCAUUAAAACCAAACUGAGUGUCGGAGAGGCUCCAUGCCUGAAAGAGGAAAUCAAAGAAAUUACCACUAAACUAGGAGAAUCUGGAACAAUGGCAUGCCAAAUUAUUGGAAGACCUCUUCCUGAAAUCAAAUGGUAUAGAUAUGGAAAGGAGUUGAUCCAGAGCCGAAAGUACAAGAUGAGCUCUGAUGGACGAAAUCACUCUCUAACAGUAUUCACAGAUGAGCAAGAAGAUGAAGGCUUGUACACAUGCAGAGCUAUCAAUGAGGCAGGUGAAAUUGAGACCAGUGGCAAGCUCCUGUUGCAGGCUGCACCACAAUUCCAUCCUGGAUUCCCAUUGAAGGAGAAAUACUAUGCAGGUUGUGGAACAAGCCUACGUCUCCAUGUCGUUUACAUUGGUCGCCCUAUUCCACAAAUCAUGUGGUUUUAUGGCAAGAAGCCUCUCAAUCCAUCUGAGAAUGUCAUAAUUGAAAACACAGAAAGUUACACUCAUUUAGUUAUCAGAAAUGUCCAGCGUAAGACAAAUGCUGGAAGAUAUAAAGUGCAAAUGAGCAACAAAUUUGGCACAGUGGAUACUGUUCUCCGUGUUGAAAUCCAAGAUAAACCUGUAAUACCUGAAGGACCAAUUGUUGUUGAUGCUCUCUUGAAGAGUUCUGUGAUCAUUAGCUGGAAACCACCCAAGGAUGAUGGUGGAUCAAUGAUCACGAAUUACAUUGUAGAGAAAAGUGAAGCAAAAGAGUGUGAACAAUGGCAUCUUGUGUCAUCAGCUAUCUCAGGAACCACAUGCCGUGUUCCAAACCUUAUUGAGAGUGCUGGAUAUUACUUCCGGGUUUCUGCACAGAAUCAGUAUGGAAUAAGUGAACCUCUUGAGAUUCCAUCUGUUGUCAUUAUCAAGAGUCCAUUUGAGAAACCUGGAGUCCCACAAAAGCCAUUUGUUUCUUCUGUAACAAAUGAUUCAUGUGUUGUUUCUUGGAAAGCACCAACCAGUGAUGGAGGUGCCAAAAUUAAGAACUAUUACCUUGAAAAAAGAGAGAAAAAACAGAACAAAUGGAUUGCAGUUACUACAGAAGAAAUCCAUGAGACAUCUUACACUGUUAAAGGCCUUCUUGAAGGUUUUGAAUAUGAAUUCCGUGUCAAAUGUGAAAAUAUUGGUGGAGAGAGUGACUGGAGUGAGAUUUCAGAACCAGUCAUUCCAAAAUCAGAUACAGCUCUCCGUGCCCCAUUCUUCAAGGAAGAAUUGAGAGACAUGUGUGUCAAAUACAGGGCAACUGCAACAUUUGUCACAAAGGUUAUCGGACAUCCCAUGCCAGUGGUUAAAUGGUACAAGAACGGCAAAGAAAUUUUACCUGAUGGAGAGAAAACAAAGGUCCAAGAAUUCAAGGGAGGUUACUUCCAAAUUGUUAUCAGCAAUGCUGAUGAGAAUGAUGCAGCUGUUUACCAAAUUAGAGCUACUAAUCAGCUUGGAUCAAUCUCAAAAAGUGUGAACCUGGAGGUUGAGGUUCCUGCCAAGAUUCACUUGCCAUUACAUCUCCAAGGCAUGGGAGCUGUUCAUGCCAUUCGUGGUGAAGUGGUUACCAUCAAGAUUCCCAUUAGUGGCAAACCUGAUCCUGUUGUGACUUGGCAAAAGGGACAAGAGAUGAUUAAUAAUACAGCUUACCAUCAAGUAAUUAUCACAAGAUCUUUCACCUCCCUGGUGUUCCUAAAGGGAGUACAAAGGAAGGAUUCUGGCUACUACAUAAUUUGUGCCAAAAAUCGAUUUGGUGUGGAUAAACAGACAGUUGAACUUGCUGUUGCUGAUGUCCCUGAUCCACCAAAAGAUGUUAAAGUCAGUGAUAUUGGCAGAGAUACACUCACCCUCACUUGGAGUCCUGGAAAUGAUGGUGGAAGUGAAAUUAUCAAUUACAUUAUAGAAAAGUGCCCUACCACUGGAGACAGAUGGAUUCGUGUUGCUCAGACAUCUGAAACCCAAUACACCUUGAUGAGUCUCUUUGGCAAAACAAAAUACCAGUUCCGUGUGAUUGCAGAAAACCAUUUCGGCUUGAGUGGUCCAUCUGUGCCAACUGAUCCUGUGACAACAAAAGAAGACAAGUUAGCAAUUCGAAACUAUGAUGAGGAAGUGGAUGAUACAAGAGAGAUUACAAAGGAGGAGGCACCACAUUCAAAAGUCAAACUUUUGCCAUCUCUGUACACAGUCUCUGAGGAACUUGCACGAAAUGGACAGUUUGGAAUUGUACAUCGCUGUGUGGAAAUUAGCUCCAAGAAGACAUUCUUGGCAAAAUUCAUCAAAGUUAAAGGUGCUGAUCGAGAACUGGUUGCAAGAGAAAUUGAGACACUCAAUAUUGCAAGACAUAAAAACAUUGUUUAUCUUCAUGAAUCCUUUGAUAGCCUGGAAGAAUACGUCCUUAUCUAUGAAUUCAUAUCUGGUAUGGACAUCUUUGAGCGUCUUGGUACUAAUUUUGACCUCACAGAGCAAGAAAUUGUUCGAUAUAUGAGACAAGUGUGUGGAGCCCUUAAGUUCUUGCACAGUCACAACUACUGUCAUUUUGAUAUCAGACCUGAUAACAUUGUUUAUUCUACAAGGAAGAGCAAUACAAUCAAGAUCAUUGAUAUGGGUCAAGCAAGGUUGCUUACACCUGGAGAAAACAUCAGGAUUCAGUUUACUGCCCCUGAGUACUGUGCACCUGAAAUCCACAACAGUGAUUUUGUCACCACUGCCACUGACAUGUGGUCUGUAGGUGUUCUUGCAUAUGUCCUCCUUAGUGGACUUAAUCCAUUUGCUGCUGAAUCACACCAGAAAAUGGUUGAGCACAUUUCAAGUGCAGAGUAUGUGUUUGACAGUGAAGCCUUUAAAGAGACCAGCCUUGAAGGUAUGGACUUUGUCGACAGACUGUUGACUAAAGACCGCAAGCUACGUAUGACUGCCUCUGAAGCUUUGGAGCACCCUUGGCUCAAGAUGAAAUUGGAACAUGUUAGUUCAAAGGUCAUCAAGACUUUGAGACACAGAAGAUACUACCAAUCACUGGUGAAAAAGGAAUGGAGCACUGUUAUUUCAGCAGCACGUGUUGCCUAUGGUGGUGGCUACAGAAACCAGAGAAAUGUUUCUAUUGGCAGAGUGAAAGUUGGACAUCCUGAACAAGGCUUGAGAGCGGGUCCUGUCAUGCAUUGCUCUGCUGAAGAGGGAGGACAUAUCAGGUUUGUGUGCUACAUUGAGAACUACAACAGAAACACCGAAGUGACCUGGUACUUUGGUUCCCGCAAACUGACUGCAAGCCACAAAUAUGAAAUCAGUUAUGCUAAUGGAGUUGCUAGCAUCUAUGUUAAAGACAUUGAAGAAUGUGACGAUGGAUUUUAUAGAUGCAAGGUUGUCUGUGAAGAUAGGGAGGAUAGUGCAUAUGCUGAGUUGUUUGUUGAGACAGUUAGGUCCUACCGAGAAUACUAUCUGGGACGCUCGCUCAAGAAACCAAGGCGUAGAAUUGACAAAACAAAAAUUUUGCAGAGGCCUCCAGAGUUUACUUUGCCAUUGUACAACCGUGCAGCAUACAUUGGUGAAGAUGUGCGCUUUGGUGUAACAAUUACAGUCCAUCCAGAGCCAAGUGUAACAUGGUUAAAGGCCGGGCACAGGAUCAAACCAGAUCCUACAAAAUACACAUUCACAAGUGACAAGGGUCUUUAUCAACUCAUGAUACACAAUGUUGAUCUCAGUGAUGAUGCUGAAUACACUGUUGUAGCAAACAACAAGUUUGGUGAGGACAGUUGCAAGGCCCGUCUCACUGUAACACCACAUGUUGUUGCUGAGGACAAUAUGAGACCAAUGUUCAAACGUCUCUUAGCUAAUAUUGAGUGUGUUGAGGGUCAAAGCGUCCGCUUUGACUUAAGAGUAUCAGGAACCCCUGCUCCAACUCUGAAAUGGGAGAAAAAUGGGAAACCUCUUGAGUUCAGACCACAAGUUGAAGUAAUUCAAGAGGAUGUAGAACAUCAUGUUCUACAUAUCAGAGAAACCCUCAUAGAGGAUUCAGGCACAUACAGAGUCACUGCAACAAAUACAGAUGGAUCAGCAAGUUGUCAAGCUUCUCUCAAAGUUGAACGCCUAACAUACACAAGGAGGGAGUUCAAGAGUGAGGAAGAGAGGCAGACGUAUGUAAGGAACCAAAUAGAAAAGACACUGAAAAUGGCGCAACAGUUCUCAACGGCAGAGGUUGUUACACUUAACCCUGUAGCACAGGAAGCUUUGAAUGAAGCUGCUGAAUUAUAUAAACCUGCAUUCAGCACCAAAAAUGUGCAGGGUGAGUUUGACAUCUCUAUUAAAGAGGAUCAAGAACUAAAGAAAAUAAAAGAGGAAGAGAAGAAGAUACGUAUGCCUUAUGAAAUCCCUGAAGCUCGUGCAUAUGAUCCAACUGUUCUCAGUGAAGAUAAGUUGAUCAAACACUUUGUGCCCCUAUCUGACAUGAAAUGGUACAAGAAACUACGUGACCAGUAUGAGAUUCCUGAGAGAAUGGAAAGAAUUGUCCAGAAGAGACAGAGGCGUAUUCGUCUUUCCAGAUGGGAGCAAUUUUAUGUCAUGCCACUGCCUAGAAUAACUGACCAGUACAGACCAAAGUGGCGCAUUCCUAAACUUACACUAGAUGAUUUAGAAAUUGUUCGACCAGCAAGAAGAUCACCAUCCCCUGAGUCAGAGGCAUCAUUCAGACUGAGAAGACGCUCACUAGGAUAUCUUUCAGAUGAGGAGCUCCUCGAGGGUGAGGACUAUCUGACAAUGAAGAGAACUGAAAAAGAAAGGCAAGAGCUUGAAGAAGAACUUGAACUUGGCUUCUCUGCCUCUCCACCCAGUGGAAGCCCCGUCCGCUUUGAGCUGUCUGCACUGCAUCAUGCUUCACUCAGACCUGUUCACAAAGCUGAAGUGAGACGCGUAGAGACAAAACAUGUAACAACAACUGAGCAAGCUCGGGGCUCUCCUCCUCCCAUUUCAUAUUUCAUGAGGAGGAGGAGAUCAUUGUCUCCAACAUACAUUGAACUGAUGCGUCCUGUCUCUGAACUCAUCAGAAAACCUCGUGCCCGCAUCUCAACAGAGGCUGAAGUUGAAAUUAUUGAAAGAAGAUCACCCACCCCUGAGAGGACACGUCCUCGAUCACCAAGUCCUGUGUCAACUGAGAGAAGAUCUUCCAGAUCCUCCUCUAGAUUUGAAAGGUCUGCAAGAUUUGACAUCAUGUCUAGAUAUGAAGCAAGAAAAGCAGCUCUCAAAUCUGAGCGCAAGUACCAGGUUGUGACACAACAGCCCUUCAGUCUUGACCAUACUCCACGUAUCACAGUAAGAAUGCGUUCUCACCGUGUACCAUGUGGACAAAACACUAAAUUCACAUUGAAUGUUCAAUCAAAGCCAGAUGCUGAUAUCCAGUGGUUCCAUAAUGGACAACAAAUACAAGAGAGCAGCAAAUACCAGUUCACAAAUAUGAGUGGAGUCCUGUCUCUUCAGAUUAAUGACUGUCAGGAAGAGGACAGUGGCACAUACCGUGUCGUCUGCACAAAUUCAAAGGGUGAGGCAUCAGACUAUGGAGCUCUUGAUGUUUCAGGUGGAGCAUUUACUACGUACUCUUCAAGACGUAGAGAUGAAGAGGCUCCAACACCAUUUGUACCUGAUAUAACAAAAACUGAUUGUUAUCAUUCAACAACAAUCAGAGCUUCCUCUGCCUCAAGAACUCACUUGGAGAUCAAAGAAACCAAAACUAAAUUGACAGAAAGACGUGAAGUUUCUGCCUUUGAAAAGUAUGAAUCGCAGAAGCUUGCAUCAUCUCCAAUUAGAUAUGCAUCCGCUGAAUACCUAUCAUCAGCUUCAUAUUCAUCAUCUGAAAGGCAUACAACAUCAAAGAUAAAAGAAUCAGAAACAACAUCUGAAGUUUCAGUAAAGAAAGUGAAAGCUACUCUUUCAGCCAAAAUACUCACAAAACCACAGUCUCUGACUGUAUCUGAGGGUGACUCUGCACGAUUUGUCUGUGAUAUUGAUGGAGAGCCAGCACCAAGUGUCACAUGGAUGCAUGAGGGAAGAACAAUUGUCUCUUCACACCGUAUCCAUGUGUCUACAACACAAUAUAAGUCUACAUUUGAAAUUUCAUCAGUUGUGUAUUCAGAUGAAGGCACUUACACUGUAGUUGUAGAAAAUUCAGAAGGAAAGCAAGAGGCAAGGUUUACCUUAACUAUUCAUAAACAAAUAAUUAAAGAGGAAGGUAUGCUUACACAAGUGAAGCCACCAGAACCCUCAGUGACAUCUCCAGUGCCAUCAGUUAAAUCUCCAGAGCCAUCAGUUGCAUCUCCAGUGCCAUCAGUAAAGUCUCCAGAGCCCUCUGUGAAAUCCCCAGUGCCAUCAGUAAAGUCCCCAGAGCCCUCUGUGAAAUCACCAGUGCCAUCGGUAAAGUCCCCAGAGCCCUCUGUGAAAUCACCAGUGCCAUCAGUAAAGUCCCCAGAGCCCUCUGUGAAAUCACCAGUGCCAUCGGUAAAGUCUCCAGAGCCUUCGGUAAAGUCUCCUGUUCCCUCAGUGAAGUCUCCAGAACCCCAAAUUAAAUCACCAGAACCCACUGGUGUUAAAUCUCCUGAACCUCGAAUUAAAUCUCCAGAGGGUGUCAAAUCCCCAUUGAAAUUGAAGUCACCAGAGCCAGCUGCCUCUCUUCAGAGGGUAAAGUCUCCACCUCCUAUUAAGUCUCCUGAACCAACCACCCCUCAAAGAGUAAAGUCUCCAACAGCUCUGAAGUCUCCUGAGCCUAUAGCUUCACCUCCCAGGGUAAAAUCCCCACCUCCAAUUAAGUCUCCUGAGCCGGUUGCAUCCCCUCUGAGAGUUAAAUCCCCUACAGGACUUAAGUCUCCUGAACCUCAGAGAGUCAAAUCCCCACCAACAGUCAAAUCUCCUGAGCCGAUCAUGUCACCUAAAAGAGUUAAAUCUCCACUUACAGUGAAAUCCCCAACCCCCUCAAAGGAAGCACCACCAAAGAUCAUUCAGCAACUCAAAGCUGAAGCUUAUGAAGACAAAAUUAAGAUGAUCUUUGUUGCAGAGAGCUCAGUAAGAGAAGUUGUGUGGUACAAGGAUAGCAGAAAACUGAGUCAAAGUAGUCGGUUUCAGAUUCAUUCAUCUGCAGAUGGAACUUGCUGUCUCUAUAUAUCUGAUGUCUCAGAGAGUGACCAAGGGGAAUACUCCUGUGAAAUCAUAAGUGAAGGAGGAGCAGUGUCAAGAACAUCAUUCUCUUUUGUUGGUCAAGUGUUCCAAGCAAUCUACACAAAAGUAACUGCAUUCGUGGCUACACAAAUGGCAGUUCAAGAAUCCAUGUCAUCCCAAAUACGUGGGGGAAGCGAAAUGAUUCUUAAAAGGGACAGUGCAGCUGUUAGCAGUGUGCAUGAAAGCUUUUCUUCUAAAUCCAUCCAAAUGGAGAGCACAAUGCAAGAGGCAUCCUUCAGCAGUUCUUCAAUGGCUGAGAUGAAAUUUGAAACUAUGUCAAUGUCUAGCAUGUCCUCUAUGACAUCGGAGUCAGUAUAUGCAGUGAGCUCAAGUAGUAUAAUGUCAAGUCAUUCACAUGUUGAAGAAUCUUCAGUUAGAGCAGCCCUCCACAGUGCUCAAGGCUUGGCUCCAAGAAUUGAAGCUCUUCCCGAAGAUAUCAGCAUCGAAACUGGAAAGGUUCUAACAGUGGCCUGUGCUUUCUCUGGAGAGCCAGCACCUCGUAUUGAGUGGUCACGUGGUGGAAAGAAACUGCCUGGCGAGGAAGAAAGCAGUAGGUUCCAUAUCGAGACAACAGAGGACCUAACCACACUCAUCAUCACUGGUGUGAAAGAGAGUGAUGCUGGGACAUACACACUCAAACUGUCCAAUGAGCAUGGAUCUGACAUGGCAACUGUUACCAUCAGCAUUCGAUCAAAGUAAAGCCAUAAUUUCUAUCCCCACCCCUUCCUUUAUGAAGCGACUUUUGUAUUUAUUAAAUGAACGGAGAAAAAGUCUUGAUAAAUACCUGGAUAUCUGUUCCUGUAAAUAUAAACUAUUUUUAUACCAAACUUGACAUUCAUUUAUGCCAAUCUAGACUAAAGUCUAAAGUUAUUAUAAAAUAUGCCAUAUUGGAUAAUUAUGACUUAGGAUUUUGAUCCAUUUUUCUGUGACAUGUACAUAAUGUAUAUAGCCGAAUUUAACGGUUAUGGAAAAUGUAUGAAUUGUUAUUUAUAACAAUAUUAACUGAAACAAAUGGAACUAAAUGUUUAUCAGGAGAAAGUUUCACAUGGAACGAAUACCUUGAUAAACCUGAAACUAAACUCUGUGCCUCAACAAUAAGUUGAAGUCUUAAGAUUGCCUCAACAGGUAGAGAAGGCUCCCUGUUGAAGUUAACACUAAAUCUAAGAGACUAAGUUAUACCUGCAUGUUUACACGUGCAGUGAUAUUAUAAGCAUACUCUUAUGCAUUGUUACUUGAACGUAAGGCCUUGAGUGCUGUUUGCGUUUUACCCUCAUGCAAGCAGGGCGACUAGGCCUUGUGUUUAGACUGACUAUGUCAUACCACCAUUUUAAUGACAAGCUCAAUGUGCGAGCGGCCUGCACUUUAUGAGCAAACAUUUUUAAUGUGCUCUGUUUCUGGCAAGGGACUGCUUGAAUAAACUUUCAAAAUUAACAUCUCCUGGCCAAUAAGGAAAGUAUAUCUUGUACUUCCUUGCAGAAGCAGAGCCUCCUCUUGGAGGAUUGCUUUGAAGCAUUGUGUGUUUGUGUGUUAGCUUUAGAAUUCACCUUGUCAGUUGUUGGGCAAACAUCAAGAAAGUGUGCCACAGCAACUCCACCUGCUGUGCAAUGGGAAAGAAAUGGUUUAGUACCUAAAUGCCCUGCACUUUGGUUUGAUUUUAUGUAGAAUUGUAGUAUUAUCUAUAUAUGCAACCUCCUUGAGUAUUAAUGAUUCAAUAAAGCAUGUUCUCAGCACUAAA